AGUCGCAGGGGGAGGGAGCAAGGCUGCGGGGGUUGCCAGAGCCCUCCUCUCCGCCCCCGAUCGCAGCCAGCCCUUUCUAGCCCCCGGCCAGCCUUGCUUGCGCUUGGGGAAGACCGACUUGGAGUUAGAUUUUUAUGCAUAUUUGUUUUCUCUUACCUCCCGCGCCGCCGCCGCCGCCACCGUACCAUCCGGCCCGAUUCCCUUUCUGCUCGCUUUCGUUUUAAAAGACUUGAGAAGACGCGGAGGGGGUGUGGGUGAAACCCCAAAAAGGAACGAAGGAAGAAAAGAAAGCAAGCAGAGGGAAAAUGGUGCAUGAUCGCGAAGGGGAGAGGGGCGAUUUUCUCUCGUUUUGGGGGAUCGAAGAGCUGCUGGUUCCCAAGAGGGCGCCCACCGACCGGGGCUAAGGAGUUCGCCUCUUCCCUCCCGUUCGCAUUAUAAACACUGGUCGGUGGUGGCAUCCUGGCUCCUUCCCUGGAGGGACGGCUUCCCAAGAUUUGAAAUUCGUUGCUUCUCGGUUGGAAAAGGCUCGGAGGAUGUUGGUGUGGAGUUGAAAAAAUAAAUAAAUCCACAACCCGGUUCCCCGCUUUCCACGCUUUUGCUUCCAGCUUUGGCGUAGAAGAAGCGUUUGAACUCCUUCUUUUGUUUGGGAAGUUUUCUGCCCCCUUUCCCCCCCUUCAUUCGCCCUGCGUUUGCUGAACCCGAGGGGGGGCGAGAGAAAGAGAGAAGAAAAAGGACUCGGGAAGCCACCAUGGCGUCUGUUUUUACCAAUGGACCCUGCAACCCAAGCGAAGCCGAAGUGGUUCACCUCUCCAGGAGCUUGGAAGUGGGCACCGUGAUGACUUUGUUUUACUCCAAAAAGUCCCAAAGGCCAGAAAGGAAAACGUUCCAGGUGAAGCUGGAGACCAGGCAGAUCAUUUGGAGCAGGGGAUCGGACAAAAUCGAAGGCGCAAGUAAGUUGUCUGGCGUAUGAACACACACACACACACACACACACACACACACACACACACACUUUAGGGAGCAGCGUCUGAGUGGAAUGUGAUGAGCAUUUUCAUCCAUUUUUUUGACGCUUUAUAGUACUUCGAGUGUUGAGGCUGGAGUCCUGGGGGGGGGGAACUGGGGAAGAAGCUCCAUUUGCCACAACUGGACUUACUUGCAAGUAAAUUACUUGCAAGGCAUAGCUCCUGCUUGAAUGAACUCUCCCUCUAAUGUAGGGGAUGCAGCUGAUUGUCUUAAUAAAUUAACAGAUGCAUGCAUAUUACUCCACCCCUGCCCUCAUGUAAUGCUUUCUUUGGUUUUGCAAAUCCACAAAUGUUUAGCACACAAAUGGGCUUUUAAAAAAUCUGGUCACCUAGGGAAAUCCUUACUCACUAUGGCGAUGACUGGCUAGUGGUGAUUUACAUGCCUAAUUUUUGUAGGAGUCAUUUGUUCUAGGGCAGCUACGGUGAACCUGCGACCUUCUUGUCGGACUCCCAACUCCCAUCAGCCCCAGCCAGCAUAGUCAAUAGUCAGGGAUGAUGGGAGUUGCAGUCCAACAACAUCUGGGGCCCCAACAGCUGGAGGGUCACAGCUUCCCCAUCUUGGUCCUAGAAUAACGUAGGCUUGGGUUAUUUUAUGAGUUGUUUUGUGCAAGAACCGUCCCAGAGCAACUUGCUCCAUGGUGGCUUAUACAAAGAAAAAUCCAACAACAUUUACAGUGGUAAUAUAUAUUAAAAGUGACCAACAAUUAUACUGCCUUAAAAAGAAAAGAAAAAAUUCUUCCCAUUCACCAAAAGGAUAACCACCUCCAAACCCAAGAGAUUGCCCAUGAAAAUAGCAGCAAGUACCGCGACAAUGUUAGCACCCAAAAACCUGGUAGAACAAAAAUGCCUUUGACUGAGGAUGUAAAUGUUGCUGAGUUUUCCUGAGGUGACCAUUCCACAAUGGGAGUCUGCCACUGAAAAGGCCCUGUCUCUCUUCUCCCAGAGAAUGGCCUCUGAUAACUUUUUUGGGGCUCAUUAUUGUAGAAACAGCCGUCAGUGAGCUUUUGGGGUCCUAAUAAUAAGAAUAAGAAUACAGUGGUACCUCAGGUUACAUACGCUUCAGGUUACAUACGCUUCAGGUUACGGACUCCGCUAACCCAGAAAUAUUACCUUGGGUUAAGAACUUUGCUUCAGGAUAAGAACAGAAAUCGUCCGGCGGCUGCGCGGCAGCAGCGGUAGGCCCCAUUAGCUACAGUGGUGCUUCAGGUUAAGAACAGUUUCAGGUUAAGAACGGACCUCCGGAAUGAAUUAAGUACGUAACCAGAGGUACCACUGUAAUAAUAAUAAUAAUAAUAAUAAUAAUAAUAAUUUAUUUAUUUAUUUAUACCCCACCCACCUGGCUGGGUUUUCCCAGACAUUCUGGGCGGCUUCCAGCAAAAUAUUAAAACACAAUAGUCCUUCAGAUAUUAAAAGCUUCCCUAAAUAGGGUUGCCUUCAGAUGUCUUCUAAAAGUCCCAAGCCAUGAAAAACUUUAUAUGUCAAAACCAGCACUUUAAAUUGGACUUGGGAGCAAUUUAGCAACCAGUGCAGCCACACCAUAAUGGGUGUGAUCUAAUCUGAGUGCCUAGUUCAUAUUCAUAAUCUGGCUGCUGAAUUCUGCUGUGUUCUUCCUCUGGCACAAAGGUUACUGGCCGAUCUUGGGCCAGUAAGUAUAUCUCAGCCCAGUUUAGCCCAUGGGAUUAUUCUGAGGAUAUGAAAAUACUUCUCUUCCUAUAACACAUAAUUUAUGGCAUUCCCUGCUCCACAAUGCGGAGAUGUUUGUGGGCUUCACUUUGUAGGAGACCAGGAGCCUCAUGCCCAGUGGAAUUAUAAAACACAGGGGGGAAAAUCAGUUUAGAAAUCAGUGGUAAAUCCAGGGGAGAUUUGAAUGGUUCUGUCUGCCAUCUUGAUUUUUAAAAGCAUCCAAUUGUAUCCCAAAUAUGGACAAUAUCCUGCUCCUCGAUCUCAGGAACCAUCAUGCAAAAUUUCUUAAGAGGUGUCCAAAUGCAUAGAGAACAGCCUUUCUAAAAUAUACUGCAGAGUAGACAAACUCAUGGUUUAUCAGUGGUGGUUAUCUAUAAUGGGUAAAUAGAACCUCUGGGUUCAGGGGCAGUGAACGCUGAAUACCACAUUUUUUGGGGGGCGGGGUGUCCUGCUCAGGAUCACAUAACCUUGGUCCUUAAAGAUCCGUACUUCAUACCGCCAAGCCUUAUUCAAGAUUCUGACAUACAAAGCCCUGAAUGGUUAGGACUGAGUUAUCCGAAGGAGUGCCUCCCUGUCUGUAUUGUCCUGGCUGUGAUUUUGAGAGCUACUGCUUGUCAUAGCAUUGCCAAGUGAAAUCUAUGGGACAGAGCCUUCUCGGUGAUGGCACCCUGGUGAUGGAACAGCUUUAUUGAUGUAUAGCUGCCACCAACUUUAGUUAUUUUUCAUCACUAUCUGAAAACUUUUCUGUCAAGUCUUUGGGGACGUAAUCCUCUAAAGCAGUGGUUCUCAACCUGUGGGUCCCCAGAUGUUGUUGGACUACAACUCCCAUCAUCCUUGAGCUCUGGCCUUGCUAGUUAGGGGUGAUGGGAGUUGUAGUUCAACAACAUCUAGGGACCCACAGGUUGAGAAAGACUGCUCUAAAGGUUCUGGUGUGUACUGAGCGGAGGAGGUGAAUGUUGCGUGGUCUGAACUGUGCAACAUUGCUUCUGUUUUAAUGCGUUGGUUGAUUUUAUGAAGUGCUGUAUUUUUAUGGUUGCUACCCACCCAGAGAUCACUUGGUGAUAAAGGGCAGGAUAUAAAUUUUACAAAUAAAUUAAAUACAUAAAUGGUGAUGGGUGGUUAUUAUCUUCAUACUCUGCUUGCUGACUUUUGAGAAAGAUCUGGUUAACUACACUGAGAAACAGGAAGAUGGGUGAGACCUUUAGUCGGAUUCAGCAGGGUACUUGUAUGAUAGAAAAAAUGUAGGGGUGUGUAUGUUUGUGUAAGGGGGGAAUCAAUUAUGCUUUCCUGAUGAUUAAUAAAUAGAUAAGGCCCUAGUCAUACAUUUGUAAGGUGCCGUGAUUUAACUGGUCCAACCAUUGCUGUUGUAAAAGGUAAUGCAGGUGUUUAGGUUUUACUGAAAGCAAGCUUACUCGGCCUGAUGGUGAAUUUUGUAUCACCCUCAAAGGGUAGUACAAGUGUUUGGCAUGCAUAUAAUUCCAAUAUCCCCUUAGCUCAAACUAUGGUGCACAGAUUUGUAUAGACACUUGCCAAUGCAAGAAUAACUUUUUUUAAAAAUGCAUUGUGUUGUAAGCAUUCCCCUCCUUCCUGAUGACAUAAGUAGUCAUGAUCCCCUAACCAUUCCACAAUUUUCCCACUUGCCCUGUUGAUACAUCAGAGCUGCAAGAGGAAAAGAUAUUUCCUGUUUUUCUCAAGUGAUUGAUAUAUAUAUAUAAAUUUCAUGGCAACUGGUUUUUGACUUGCACAUUCUCAAGUUUGAAUAUUCUCUUGAAAGCUUUUUAUAAUUAUUUUUUGGGGGGAGAUUCUAAAAUUUAAAUUGUAACACCUUUUUUAAAAAGUAAAGGGGAAAGUGCAGCUUUUGAAGCAAUGUAAAGCUUCUGAAAGCUUUGAGUGCACGUUCGAACUGUGUAAUUCCUGCAGGCAGGAAACAGUUAAUUGCCUGGUUCUCUGUGGUGAGUAAUAUUUGUAUCCAGGUGACAAGACAAGGAAGAUUUUUUAAAAUGGACGGUAUUUUUUCUGCAGUGACUGCACGAUAAAUGAGUAAGGUAUGCACAAGCAGAUUGGCUAGUAUAAAUUUCAAUGCAUCAGUAACUUUUUUUGGAUUUAUUUUCAAGGCUGAGUUCCUCUGUCAGAUACACUGUCUGUAUAUUUUCAAACUUAAUUCAUAGAUCUUCCUCAGUGAACUUCCAUUCAUUCUUAGGUGCUUAAAGACUGCAGUAUCCCAUGUAAUACAAAUAUUAUUUUCUGUGAACCUGCCUUUUUUAUCAGUACCUUCUGCUGCCAUGUUCUCUGGAAUGUAGAGAGAUAGUUGACAACUCUUCAGUUUAAUUUGUUCCCCGUUUGUCCCUGCAGGGAGGUCCUUCAUACAUGAAAUGUGGAGGUCUGGGGUUCUUGAAUCUCAUGCCAGAUAAAAUCUAGGUAGUGAGCAAUUGAGAUAGCAACACUCUCUUUUCCGUCUUUCCUUGAGCUAGAUAUCACUCAGCAAAAAGUCUUGUUGCACCUUCAAGACAGAUAGAUACACUGUGGCAUAACAUUUAUUUAUUGCGGUGUGUGUAGAAAUAGAAACAGAAAGACACCUAAAUGUAAGGAUACAGUUUAUGACAUUUCAUUCUUUUGGACCUCACUGUUUACAUCCCUCCCACUUUGUACUUGUGCAUGUUUGUUUGAGUGAGUGAGAGAGAUUAAAAAUAUAUAUACAUAAUCUUCACCAACUAAAGACAACAGUUCAUGCAUCUGAGUCAGUGGGCUCUGCCACAAUAAAUUUGCUGAUUUUUAAAAUGCUUUUUUCCUCUUGCUCUUUUUUUGUUUCUGAAGUAGACUAUCACAGCUACCCUUCCUGGAAAUGACAAAAUAAGAAAUGCUAAUCUCUAGAGAUUAACUAUUAGUCACCAAUUUAUCAGCCUUGCAAGCAAAUGUUUUUUUUUUCCUCUGCAGGAUGCUGGAUUGAUUAGCUGUAAUCCUUUUGUAAAACCUGCGAGUUGGGCCUUUAAUCAUUCUAAUUUAAUAUCUCUAUCCAAGCUUCAUGUGCAUUAAUUUGGGGGUGGGGGUAGGGAGCAGGCAACAGGCCAGAUUUCCAGAGGAAGAGAUUUAAAAUGGGAUGUGUCCUUUGCGCCUCUUCAUUAUUGUCAUGGAGGUUUUUUUGUAGGCUUCAGUGUGGGGAGUAAUUUUCCUUCUUUGCAGCAUUGAGCUGUGAUUGACGGGGUCCUAUUUCUCUUUCUCACAGUUGUUUUGCUUUCAAUUCCAUGAGCGGAUGGAAUUCCUCCAUGAGGAGGAAAGAUGACAAUGAAAUGGUUGGUUUAGCAUUAUUUCUGAAUCCAGGACCAUGGUUUCUUUUGCCCAAACCACUGAUCACUAGCUGUUUUGAAGCCACGGCUUGCUGUUGGCUUAGUGAGCAUAAUUUUUUGGGUGGAACAAACCGUGUUCAGACAUAACUACAGUGGUACCUCGGGUUACAUACGCUUCAGGUUACAGAUUCUGCUAACCGAGAAAUAGUACCUCGGGUUAAGAACUUUGCUUCAGGAUGAGAACAGAAAUCGUACAACGACGGCACGGCAGCAGUGGGAGGCCCCAUUAGCUAAAGUGGUACCUCAGGUUAAGAACAGUUUCAGGUUCAGAACGGACCUCCAGAACGAAUUAAGUUCUUAACCCGAGAUACCACUGUGUGGUUUAAUGGACAAUGUUUUCUGGCUUAGUGCUAUGUGUGAAAGUGGCCAAAAAUGCUUGAAUAAAGGCGAAGAAGCAUUGUAUGUCAGCACUGUAGAGCAGUACAAAUGCUAUCCACCUAUCCAAUGGCUGUGCAUAGCACUUUGUCAUGGGGAACUUUUCAAGAUGUGUGUCAGAUUAAUGAUUUCCCUUGCAAAGAAUUGCUUGCUUGCUGAGGUGAGGAAUAUCCAUGAGGGUGGCCCAUAGGUCUGCAACUUUCUGGAGUAAGGUGAGGUCUUCUAAAGGAGAAAACUGUGAACUGUGGUUUCGAGGCUAGUUUAUACGUGGAUGUAUUAACUGAUUCCAGUGGAAAGCACUAUGGCUGAAAUGAUAAAAAUGGUUCCCCCACUCUGCCAGUGGUUGCAUCUGGGAUGGCUGCUCGUUCACACAAAUUGCUACUCGACAGGAGACAGUGCUGUCCACCAACCUGGAUGGCUUUCAAAGAGGAUUGGACAAAUUCAUGGGGGAGAAGCCUAUCAAGGGCCAGUAGCCAUGAUAGCUCUUCUUUGCCUCCACAGCCAGAAGCAAUAAUGCUUCUGAAUACCAGUUCCUGAAAGCCACAAAGGGAGAGAAUGCUCUUGUACUCUGGUCCUGCUUGCAGGUUUCCUAUGGGCAUGUGGUGGGCCGCCAUGGAAGAGAACAGGAUGCUGGACUAGAUAUGCCAUUGGUGUGAUCCUGCCAUCCCCUACUUAUGUUCUUAAGCACCACUCCUCUUACGUAGCAUGCCAGUCAGUAAUGCAGGGCACGUGUGUGUGUGUGUGUGUGUGUGUGUGUGUGUUUCAAGCAGUGCAGCCUAAUCCUCACCUGCCUUUAGCUUCCAUGUAUUUGAAAGGAAAAGACCAGAUUGGAAACAUUUCCAUUGCCUUUUCUGGUGCGGUAGAUGGGUGUGCUUGAUGUAACACCUAGAAAAGGAAGAAUACUAAAAUUAGUAAAUGAUGACAGAUGCUAGUAUCCUUUGUGCUAGGGUACCUGAACUUGGGAACAGUUGUGGUCCUAUCUUCACUUGUUCUGCUUUUCACAGUGAUUUGAUAAAGUAGGCCUUCUUCUAUGAUGGCCUUAGAAUGCAUUGAUAUGAAUAUCAGUGGCUAAAUGUAAGAAUGAGCUUUGUAUUAUCAGAGGCAUUAAGGAAUACUGUGUGUUCUGUCUUGUGCUUAAGCUGUAUACACUUUUGUUGCUGUUGAAAGGCUGUCUGUCUAGUCCAGGGGUUGGCAGACUAAGGCCCAGGGGCCGGAUGCGACCCCCCAGGCUCACAAAUCUGGCCUGCACUGUGAAGGCAGAACCCGCCGCGAAGCCAAGACUCCUGGCGAUGGUGAUGGGAGGAAGAAGCUGAGCGGCGGCAACUCUGCCAAUCAAACACCGCACCUGGUUUACCUCAGAGCAGCAUUGGGACGUCUCUGCCAAUCAGAAUCCAUGCCUGGUUUGAUUGGCAGAGCCGCUGCCACUCAGCCUGUUCCUCCCACUGCCACUGUCCUGGUGCUCCUGUGGGUCACAGAGCAGAGUGGACAAGCUCGCUCUGCCUACCCGCUUCACUAGAAGCAGUGGCAGUGGUGGCGGCGGUGGUGGCAGCCCCUGGGGAGGUAAGCACAGCGCCUUCUUUCUCUAGGCGGGGAGGAAGUGCGUUUCAUGCCACCGCCGCCAGCCCUUUGUCGAGUGAGGCAGGCAGCUGGAGCUGGGGUGUGUGUGUGUGGGAGGAGGACUACUUGCCCCCCUCUCAGUGUGCAUAGAAAUUCAUUUGUCCCUUGGCACCGGGAUAUUUCCAGGGGAAUUGAAGGAGGCAGUGGUGCGCCCGCUCUUAAAGAAAACAUCAUUAGAUCCCUUAGAUCUAUCCAAUUACCGCCCGGUUUCGAAUCUUCCAUUCCUGGGUAAGGUGAUUGAGAGAGCGGUUGCUGAACAGCUUGGUAGGUUUCUGGAUGAAACAUCGGCUCUGGAUCCAUUCCAGUCUGGCUUCCGCGCUGGUCAUGGGACCGAGACGGCUCUGGUCGCCCUAACAGAUGAUCUCCGCAGGCAGCUGGAUCGAGGCGGGUCGGGGCUGCUGAUUCUUCUAGACCUGUCAGCAGCCUUCGACAUGGUUGAUCACGAACUCCUGGACCACCGCCUUGCCGACGUGGGGAUCCAGGGCACAGUCCUUCAAUGGCUGCGCUCGUUUCUCUCCGGUCGGGGACAGAGGGUGGCGCUUGGGGGAAUUGUCAUCCCGCCACUCCUUGGUGUGUGGAGUGCCUCAGGGUGCGAUACUCUCCCGAUGCUUUUUAACAUCUUUAUGCGCCCCUCGCCCAGCUUGUCCGGAGUUUUGGGCUGGGUUGCCAUCAGUAUGCCGAUGACACCCAACUCUAUCUGUUGAUGGAUGGCCAUCCUGACUCGGCCCCAGACACACUGACCAGAUGUUUGGAAGCUGUGGCUGGAUGGUUACGCGGAAGCCGGUUGAAGUUAAAUCCUUCGAAGACAGAGGUCCUCUGGCUGGGACGGGACGAUAUGGGAUUGGGGGGGCAACUCCCAUCUCUUGUGGGGGUGCAAUUAGUGCCAGCACCAUCCGUUAAGAGUUUGGGUGUAAUCUUCGAUACCUCCCUCUCUAUGGAGGCGCAGAUUACAGCUAUAACAAAGGCGGCAUUUUUUCAUCUCCGCCAAGCUAAGCAGUUGGCCCCUUAUCUCUCUCGCCCUGACCUAGCCACUGUGAUCCACGCGACGGUCACCUCCAGACUGGAUUAUUGUAACUCGCUCUACGUGGGGCUGCCCUUGAGACUGACCCAGAAACUCCAGCGGGUGCAGAAUGCCGCGGCGAGACUCCUUAUGGGGUCUUCGCUGCGAGAUCACAUUCAUCCGGUACUAUACCAGCUGCACUGGCUCCCGGUGGAGUACAGGAUCAGGUUUAAGGUGCUGGUUUUAACCUUUAAAGCCCUAUACGGCCUAGGACCCUCGUACCUACGGGACCGCCUCUCCUGGUAUGCCCCACAGAGGAACCUACGGUCUGCAAAUAAAAACAUCCUGAAGGUCCCAGGCCUCAGAGAGGUUAGGCUGGCCUCAACUAGAGCCAGGGCUUUCUCGGCUGUGGCUCCAAUCUGGUGGAACGCUCUGUCACAAGAGACUAGGGCCCUGCGGGACCUGACAUCUUUCCGCAAGGCCUGCAAGACAGAGUUGUUCCACCAGGCCUUUGGUCAGGGCCCAGCCUGACUCCCACCUCCGGCAACCUGCACAGAACUUUGCUUAACGGUUGCCAUUAAUUUGAUUUUAAUUAAUUUUUAUAAUGAAAUGUUUUAGAAUGUUGGAUUAUUUGAUUGUUUGAUUAUUUGUUUGUUGUUAGCCGCCCUGAGCCUGGCUUUGGCUGGGGAGGGCGGGAUAUAAAUAAAAUUUAUUAUUAUUAUUAUUAUUAUUAUUAUUAUUGAAAUAUAUGGAGAGAGUGAGAAUGAGAGAGAGUCCGGCCCUCCACAAGUUCUGAGGGACAGUGGACUGGCCCCCUGUGGGAAAAGUUUGCUGACCCCUGGUCUAGUCUUUUUGUUUUCAAACCCUAAUACCCAGUGCUCUGGAUUCUGUCUGAGGAGUGAAAGUUAAGCCAUGGGGUCCAGUGCUUGAUCUACUCUCUCUUUCUACUCACCCAGCAUAUCCUAUCCCUCCUUUUCAGGGUUUACAUUGCUGAAGAGCAUCAAACUGCUCUGUUUGUGUGAUGACACUAUAAUAGGAAAUACUUUAAACUACUGCAAUGAAUAAGGCUCUUUUAUCCCCAAUGACUUCAGGGAUAUAUUGUGGGCGAUAGCAGUCCAAGGGCCAGUGCAGCUGUAUCUGUUUUGGUGCACCACAAGGUAUUGUCCUCCUUCCCCUUAUAGUUGAGGGAAGAGGCCUGCAGAGUAUUGAUGAUGCUUCAUUAAAUAUAUCAUUCAAAGCAGUGCUGUGGCCUGUUUGGCUGCAGGACUGCCCCACAUUAAUGAUCAACAUCCAUCACAGGUCUACAUGUGCUGUGCUUACUCUUAAGACAACCUUUCGUAGGGCUACUCCACGCAAGAUGCCCAGCCAAGCACUUAGCUGAGAAAAGGAUGCACAGGAGCAGAAAGCAAGUGAGAGGGUCUUCUCUUUAAUAAAUCGAUUGCCACUUUGCUGUGCAACUGGCUGCAGAAUCCAUAUCUCUGAUAACAGUGCCUCUCACUUGCUUGACUGCUGGAUCAUUUUGAGCCAUUCUCUGCUCUGCUAGGCCCUUCAUCACUAUAGCAACAGACUGGAAGUAGCACCACUUAUUUUAAAAUAGGAGUAUUAUUUUUCCACACUAUUCGUGUGCGUAGCUGGGCCAGUUUGUCACUGCAUUUGCGCUUAGUUGCUGGUUGUGUUGAUUGCAUGGGAAGAUUGUGGAGACCUUUGGUCCUGUCCUUUACAGAAUAUGCUAGGCUUCCAUUUUCAGUAGUUCAUCUAAACAGGGGUGGCUAACCUGUGCUCAUCCAGACUCUUCUGAACUACAACUCCCAUGAUCCCCCACAAUUGGGUAUGCUGGCCCGAGUUCAGCUACAUCAGGAGGGCUACAAGCUUCCCAUCGCUGAGCUAAAGUAAUCUUCCAUUUGUAUCUUCUGUGAUGUAAAAGAGCAUGGCUGAAUUGAGAUGAUGGAUUGGCUAUAUGAGUGGCAGGUGUGUACACUCCCUCCUCCCCUUCUGCUGUACGUCAAGGGAGGAGAUUAAGCAAUUCUGCUUCUAAAUACCAACAAGAUACCUUUCUGUCUGCAUGUGAUAAACCAUGGUUUGCAUCAACCAUCGUUUGUCCUCAAAGCAAGACACAACUAUGGAGAAGGGAAGGAGGCAGCAUGUUACCCUGAAGCUCACUGUUGUUUGUUCUUGGGCCUCCAAACCAUGGUUCGGAUAAUAGUCUAAACAUGACCAUUCCCUUUCUUCACUCCCAGAGCAAAAAUGUCUUGCUGUCGAGAAUCCCGUUUGCUGCUUGCGAGAAUUGAGUGGGUGAUGGAAGAAGUCUCAGAGUGCUUGUAUCGUGGGAAACCGGGUGAAUUAUGCAAGCCUCCAGCUGAGUCUGUACAAAAGAAAGCCAGCGCAGAAGUUAAAAUGAAGCAGUUAUGAAUCCUGGACUGACCAAAUAAUCUUAGCCAUAAAACGCUGCUGUAGGCAGCUGUGGGUCCUGACUGCCAGAUGAGUGGUCUCAAGUUGCUCUUCUCCAAACGCUGUGGAAACCUCUUAAGAAAGCAGAAACUUUCUUCUUUGUGAGACUGGCUGAAACCUCUUAGCAGAUGUUCAGUAAUCAGUUACAGGUCAAAUAAAAUCUGCAUUAGGAAAGUUGCUUUUAAGUGCCCUUACAUAUUUUAAAAACAGAGGUGUUUUUGAUUUAUUUUGUUUUUCAACAUCUGAGUCUAAGGCAGCGUUUAAAAUGCUGCUUAGUAUUGAGUGUCAUCUGAGUCCUCCUCCCUUUUCUGGAUGCUGCUAAUAUAGUUCCUGUAAGAAUAUCUCUGCUUUUUAAUGCAAGGUGAUGCUGUGGGUUAAACCACAGAGCCUAGGGCUUGCCAAUCAGAAGGUCGGCGGUUCGAAUCCCCACGAUGGGGUGAGCUCCCGUUGCUCGGUCCCUGCUCCUGCCAACCUAGCAGUUCGAAAGCACAUCAAACUGCAAGUAGAUAAAUAGGUACCGCUCUGGCGGGAAGGUAAACAGCGUUUCCAUGUGCUGCUCUGGUUUGCCAGAAGCGGCUUAAUCAUGCUGGCCACAUGACUCAGAAGCUGUACGCCGGCUUCCUCAGCCAGUAAAGCGAGAUGAGCGCCGCAACCCCAGAGUCAUCCGCGAGUGGACCUAACGGUCAGGGGUCCCUUUAUCCUUUACCUAGAGAACCUUUUCAGGAAGUCUUCCAGGGGUUUGCAAGCUCAAGGUGGGUGGGACCAGAGGCAAAGUGACUCUUAGCUUUAUGCUACAGAUGUUUCUAUGCCCACUCUCCAUCCUCCAUCUGAGCAAGCAAGAAGAAUGAUCAUAGUUCAAGAAUAUACAGAAGUACUUAAGGAGGGUAUGGAGCAAGGCCAAUGAGAGGUGUGGCCAGGAAGGAUGUCCAAGGGUCAGACAGAGAAAUCUCAAGGGAUGCAUUCAGCUCCUAGGAUUAAGGUUCCCAAUGCCUGCUCAACACAGACUCCUAACACAAAAUGAUGCCAGUAAUUUAAUCAAUUUUCUUGGGUUUUCUGUUGACUGUAUUUCCUUUGGUUAAUGCAUCUGAAGAAAGACUAUAGCUGAAGAGAGCAGAAAUGGCAAACUAACUCUAAAAACAAUAAGGUGCUUUCCCCCCAAAUGACCCAGUAGCAAUACCUUUGUUAGAUUCUUGUUUGUCUUUCUUUAGCCACAUCAAGUAAUUUCCCCACCCAUUGUCCCAUUUCUGAACUCCUUCAACCUGGAGGUUGCUUUCAGUGGUCUGAAGGAGCAUAGUUUGUGUAUUUCACUGAAGAAGAAGAUACCAAAGCUUGUUCCCAAUAUGGUGGCAUUUGCAGUGUGUCAGGAUUUGGUACAACCCAACCCACACAACUGAAUAAUGGUUGCAAUUUGAUUGAAAAAGUCCAAUUCCUGGCCUUUCAAGACGUUGUUAGAUGAGUGUUAAGAUUUCUUGGACAUGUUCAUAACAUGCCUGUUCUUGUGGCUUAAAUUAUUAUUGAAUCUUACUCUAGUCUUUAAGCCACAUUGAGCUUUGGGAAAGCAGCGUAAAAUGCACUGAACAGUUCUUUACCUGUAAGUUUUGGAAAGUCAAUUGUUUCCCACACAUUUUAGCACCUCUUAAGAUAUCUUACGCAAAGUUUGCAUGCUGGUUUCUGACAUCAAAGAGCAGGUUUUCAUCUGCACUUAUGUUCAGUUGGUUGCCAUUUUGAAUCAAGAUAUUGAAAUGAAUCUUUCAAAACUUUUAACUACAGAUUUGAAACCUGCACUAAUCUUUUUUGAAUUCUGGAAGAAUGCCAGGUAAAAGACUUAUAGCCUUUUUUUAAUUUGUAAAGUGGGUUGCAGCAUAGUUCUCCCUUAGAAGAAGACCCUUGUCCUCUGUGGGAUGCCGAGGUUGUGAAAUAGUGACUAACAGAAUAACCCUUUCAAGUCUGACUCUCUGCCAGUGGACAAUAUUACUUCUUUACUAACCAUACAGUCCAAUCCCUUGCUGACUCAGAAGUCAGCUCUGCUGAUCAGCACAAGGCUUCCUCUCAAAUUAAAAUUCUGUGAAGAAGAUUGCAAGAUUUGUGACUUGGUGUCCCAUAACUUCUUCCCAGCUCUCCCUGUUACUAAUAUGUAUGAAGAAGUAUGAAAAUGUGUAUAUGUUCCUCAUAAGACCAACUAAGAGUCAUGUGUUCUCUCUGGGAAAUGACCAUGUCUGUUGGUUACAUAAAUGUAGGCGUAAGUAGUAUCUCUGUCUAAUAUGGAAAGUGGUGCAGAUACUGGAGAGGAAGAGAGGAGGUGGGUUCUAUCUCAGUUGGAAGAUACAGGCUGAAGGCAGCUGUUGGGAUGGAUUUUUUUUCCUGUUUACAUACUGGGAGAGGUGCCAAAUGGUGAUGGAAAGCAAAAAAACCGCUUUACCAUUGCCUCUGUGUGUGUAUGCGCAUACACAUUUGUAUGUGAUUUGUUUGGUUUUUUCUUUAUCUUUUGGAGAGCAUGUGCCUAUCAGAAAGAGAGCUCAAGAUUUCUGGAAUCUCAAAAGCUGCAGUGCUUCUAUAUUUUUUGAUGCGUACUUAUUAUUUUCUGUCUUCCCCCACCCCCCUGCCUAGCCAACCACUGAUACAAUGCUUAACAGAGCAGCUUUCCUUUUGAUAAAUUGCUCUUCACCUGUUGAUCCAGAGCAAGCCACUUUGCUGUCCCUCUGUGGGAUUCCUGCGUGCACUUUCUGCUGCCAACGGACUUGUGGGGAUUGGUAAUUACAGUGCUCAAAUCCCACAACCACCUCUUUCAAUUGUGGCAUGCGCACACACUCUUUUUUAAACACACACACACUAUGAUGAUGGAAAUCAUCUUACAGACAUAAUGACUGGAAGUGUUAGAAUUAAUGUUGCUUCAUCUGCAAAUGAAAAUUGCUCACUCUGUCCUCUCGCUGGCAUGGGGGUGGGGGCAGUAGCAGCAAGAUACAAGAGAGAUUAACAACAGUGAAAACUAUGCAGUAGUGCAUAGGAUCUGAUGCCAUGGUGGUAGGGGAAGCAGACAGCUCAUUGGACCUGGCCCAUUCUUGUCCCUUUGGACCAUUGGCAUUGACAUAGCAAUGGUUCGACCCAUUCUCUGCUCUGCUGUGGCAAUGCUUUGCAGUGGCACAAUGCUCUGGGGUUUUCUUCUUUUUCUAAAGGGAGUGGAAAAUGAAGAGAUUUUUAGUCGCAACUGGGACAGAUCUCCCCACUUACCAGUGUGUAGGACAUUGUUGUUUCUGAAUAUCUGCAUCCCACUUUUUUAACUGAAGCCUCAGCGAAGCUGCAAAUAGCAUUAAAACCAGAGACAUAAGAGUAAAACAUAGUACACAGACAACAAAUUAAGCAGCAGGAACAGUAAACAAAACCUGCAGUUACAAAGAACUCAGUAAAACAGCCGGGGAAGCCUUCUACAAACCAGAGCACCCCAAUGGCCUCUGAAAAACAACACUGCCUUCUCCUGUCAUUGGAAGGCUAACAGGAAAAAAGAAUGAAAUUGUCUCUCUCCUCGCCCCUCUAGUAUUUUCAAGAAUCCAAAGAAGGUCGUUGAGGAAGGUCUUCAGCAGGUUGCUUCUUAUGGGAGGGGUUGGUCUUUUAUCAGAGAUAGUGCCAUAGAAUCAAGAGGCUGUGUACUAGCAACAUACCGUAUAUACUCAAGUAUAAGCUGACCUGAAUAUAAGUUUAGGCACCUACUUUUAGCACAAAAAACUGGGAAAACCUAUUGACUCGAGUAUAAGCUGGUUCAUCACACCACAAACCUGGUGGUGGUGGUGGUGGCAACGGUGGCAGAGGAAGAACAAGUAGGCCGAAAGGGCUCCUUUCGGGCUGCUUGUCCCUCCACCGCCGCUGCCCACCUCACUCGAGUAUAAGCUGAGGGGGGCUUUUUCAGCAUAAAGAAAAUGUGCUGAAAAAGUCGGCUUAUACUCGAGUCUUUAUGGUAAGCUUUUGAAAAGCCAUAAAACAAGGGUAGCCAGUGUUGUGCCUUACAGAUGUUAGACUGCAACUCCCAUCAGCCUCAGCUAGCAUGGCCAGUGGUCAGGGAUCAUAGGAAUUGCAGUCCAACGACAUCUAGAAGGCACCACAUACAGUGGUACCUCAGGUUAAGUACUUAAUUCCUUCCGGAGGUCCGUACUUAACCUGAAACUGUUCUUAACCUGAAGCACCACUUUAGCUAAUGGGGCCUCCCGCUGCGCCGCUGGAGCAUGAUUUCUGUUCUCACCCUGAAGCAAAGUUCUUAACCUGAGGUACUAUUUCUGGGUUAGCGGAGUCUGUAACCUGAAGCUUAUGUAACCUGAAGUGUAUGUAACCCGAGGUACCAUUGUAUAUAUUUACCUCUGCCCUACCUUUUCUAAGCCUUACCUAGUGCAUGGAUUUUAUAAUAUUCAAUGUCUUCCAGUCUCAGUUCAGCCAGUCUUUUAUAUGUGGGUCUUGCCCACCUCAAUCCAAACUGUAGUGAUUAAAUUGCUAAGUAAUUCCUGAUGGUCUCAUGGGAUUGUAGCAUUGGUAUAUUACAGAAUACUUUUUACUGGUGCCCAAGGUAAGGCAUCAGAGGUGAUUCUUCGAAUGAUGCCAGCAAUCUUUAUUUCUGCAUUAAGCUUGGAUCUUUGCACAUCCAUCCAUUUGAAAGUCAUCUGCCACAGGGAGGUACAUUGGUAACAUAUCUGCCUUGUCCCUUUUGGCUUGGUGCCGCAUAGUUGCUAAGGAAGGAGAUAAGCAUUGGAAACCGGCUGGUUUGCAACUAGUCUACUGUGAAUCCACACGGUGGAGUAACUGGUGACGAAAAGCAGGGUGGCUUUGAUUUAAAUCAGUUUAAAUCACGAUUUAAAUCACUAGUCAGUAAGACUUGAUUUAAAUCAUUUUUUUUAACAGAAAGACUCAUUCUUGCUGGCAUAAUCUUAAUCUUUACAACCAGAGGAAGGUUUCAUUUUUGGACUAAUACAUUUUCAGAGUAGUUUUUACAGUUAUAUCAAAAAUUACUGAUUUGGUUAUACUCUUAGAAAUACAUAGACAGAUAAUUAUGAAAUUAUUGUGAGGUUUAGUAAGUUAACUUUAUAUUUGGACAACUUUUCUGCUGUACUUUAUUGGAAGGAGAAGAAUAAUCAUUUCCUUAAUAACAAUUUAAACAAUUUAUUUAACUAAAGCAAUAACAUUAUAGCAUAUGUAUCCACGUUUCUUAACUGAAUGUGGUUAAACGUUUGGUGUAUGUUUUUUUUAAAAAAGCAACAACCUUAGACUGAGUUUUAGCACACAUGAAAAACUUAAAACAAAUCCUUAUUUCCUGAUAAAUAGCCUUUGGCCUAUAAUGUAACUUAAAUAGAAAACUAUCUUUAGAAAGAUUUUUCCUCCAGAAGCAUGUUAUUUUAAAAAUCUGAUUUAAAUUUUAAAAAAUCCGAUUUAAAUUAAAAAAUCUAAAUAAAAUUUAAAUAAAAAAAAUCUGAUUUAAAAUUUAAAAACCCAUUAUUUUGUUUUAUUUUUUUAAAAAAAAUCAUUGAUUUUUAUCCACCCUGGCGAAAAGGGGCCAUGGGCUGGAUCUGGUACAUGGGUCAGUCGUUCUCCAUCCUUGUCCUAGGGCAAACUGAUUUCUUUCAGCCUCAGCCCUGCUCCAUGGAACCUGGGAAGAAUAAGCAUUGACCUACCUUACAAGUUGGUUUGUUUGGAAGGCGCCAUAGCUCCAAUGAUCCUCAGGCAAAAGGAUGUCACCUGCUUUAACAAAUUGUGCCAGAGCGGUCAUAAUGACACACUUGCCUGAUAAAACCAUGAAACUGAACUUGGAUCAGCCUGUAGUUUUCCAGGGGAGGGGGGGGGGAGAGAGAUCUGAGGUCAGGAAGGUGAUCCUAAAGCAAAAGAAGACAUGGAAUGGGGAGGGAAGUGCAGGACCACCCAGGAAGCCUCAAACAAUGCUUUGAAUUAUUUUUCGCUGACAUUGAGAUAUUGUGCCAUUUUCACCUCUGUCCUGUUUGGACGCAGACCACACUAAGAGCCCGCCCGAGUACUGUGAACAUGCCAGUUUAAUUAUGACUUGACAGACUGGUGCUUUUGUGCUAAGUACUUGCGGCUUCGGGAUGUUGUUUUCGUUUGUUUGUUUCGGGAACAGUAAAGAUCUAAAAGUUUUGUAAUUAAAAAAAAAAAAAAUGGACUUGGCGGUGCUGGAGAGAUACCAGUUAACCUCUAGGAUUUUCUCUGGUUUCUUCUUGCCAGAGCAUCCCUUAAGAUCUAAAGCUUUCAUUGUGAGUGUACUUAGUUUGAACCUUUCAUCUGCCAUUUGGUAGACGGUCCAGCAGAGAGCUGGAACCUAUUACAGGAAGAAGUAGAGAGGCGUAGCUGGAGUAUUUUAAACUUAGAUUUUUAGAGCUCUCUUUAUUUGUUUCUGCAUUUUAAAUGAAAGGGCACGAAGUUCGAGUUCAGCGUAAAUAGUACUAUUAUCAUGAAACCUUUUAACCUGUUUCUGAAACAAACAAACAAACAAAAUCACAGUGGAGAGAGAGAAAAAACAGAGCAGUAAAGCUCCUUCCAUUCCCUUUGUCUUUAUUUCUGUGCUGUUUGGACAAGUUGCUUACAGUUUUUCUGGUUGCAAGUGUUCAAUCAUCUGCAUGGACUGAUACAGGGUUUUCAUAAGACUUCACCAUGUGCUGUGCACCAGAUUGCAGAUUUUAUCACCAUUUCUUUAGAAUUCUUUAGAAUUAGAUACCGUCUCCUUUCCCAUGUAUUUCCUGCAUAUUGAUUUCAUAUAGUACUUAAGUGGAAACUAUGACAACAUAAUGAGUCUUCCUGAAACAGACCAAGGGUCUGUCUAUAAUAAUAAUUUAUUAUUUAUACCCCGCCCAUCUGGCUGGGUUUCCCCAGCCACUCUGGGCGGCUUCCAACAAAAUAUUAAAAUACAAUAGUCUAGUCUUGUCAUGUCCCAGAUUGAUCAACCAAUGAUAUGAUAUGAUACUGCAUUGUUAAAAUAGUUUGUAAUCUAUUUAUGUGAUUUUAUCUUCAUCUUUUAAAACUUUGUUAUACUGUAUAUCACUUCGGAACAUUGGCGGUGGGGAGAAGCAAUAUAUAAAUUUAAUAAACGUAGACCUAACUACAGUGGACCCUCUGGAUAUGAAUUUAAUUUGUUCUAGGGGUCUGUGCAUACUCCAAAAAAUCUGUAUCCAGAGGUGCUGCUCUUGUGCAUGUGUGCGGCAUGCAGUGUGUUUCUGCGCAUGUGUGAGCAGCGAAACCUGGACAAAUACUUCUGGGUUUGUCGCUUUCGCAACCUGAAGUUUACAUUACUCGAGAGUGACGUAACCUGAGGGUCUACUGUAGAUUCUUCUGGGAAACCUAUAGGCAAAAUUUGACUCUCACAGUUUCCUCCUAGCAAGUGGUAUUCAAUGGCACUCUGGUCUCUGAACACAGAAGUUCCAUUUGACCACAUCAUGACUAGUAGCUAUUGGUAGACCAAUCCUUCAUGAAUUUAUUUUAAACCCCCAUUUUAAAAUACAUAAAGCCGGCAGCUGUCAUCACAUCUCGUGGCUGUAGACUCUCUUAAUUAAUUGUGUAUUGUAUGAAAGCUUCCACCUGUCUAUGCUGAGUCUCCUGUAAAUAGAGGGAGAUUGCUGAAAACUGAAGUGAAAUCUCUUUGUGGUUGGGGCAGGAACAGUAAGGCUCAUCUACGGUUGCUCUUGUAAGGAUAAAUAAUCGUUUAUUGUUAGUUCUUUUAAACUGACCACAGUAUCACAGCAGCUAAAAGGUGUUAAGUGAAAUAAACACGCAAAGAGAGAAUAAUGUAUAUAUACAGGCAAAACUAAGCACAGAUAAAACAAUCCACUGUUUUUAAUCCUUUUAUAUAUAAAAGGAUGUCACAUAGAGGAAGGAGAAAGGUUGUUUUCUGCUGCUCCAGAGAAGCGGACAUGGAGCAAUGGAUCCAAACUACAAGAAAGAAGAUUCCACCUAAACAUUAGGAAGAACUUCCUGACAGUAAGAGCUGUUCGACAGUGGAAUUUGCUGCCAAGGAGUGUGGUGGAGUCUCCUUCUUUGGAGGUCUUUAAGCAGAGGCUUGACAACCAUAUGUCAGGAGUGCUCUGAUGGUGUUUCCUGCUUGGCAGGGGGUUGGACUCGAUGGCCCUUGUGGUCUCUUCCAACUCUAUGAUUCUGUGAUUCUAUAAAGGGGUGAGAUUCAAGUCUGAACUCUCCCAUUUAAAUCAGUGGGACUCAAUAGUUCUUAAUACUGGAUGGACCUUUGCUUUUGUAUGUGCACAUACUCCUGCAUUAAUGCAAUCUUUGUCAAACGUAUCAAAUCUUCCCAAUAGCUUUUUAAACUUGUAUAGAAGGACCAAAUGAAUUGUUAGGCAGUGCGUUGCAUUGCAGCUUGGGAGGGAAAACAUACUGUACUUGGUAGCAAAGGUAUUUCUCUCCCCCUAAAGGAGCUCCUUGUAAUCUGAAAGCUGGUCCAGGAAAAAACAAUCAUCUUGGCUUCAUGGCAUGCAGCUCUCUGCUGUUUAUGUGCACAGUGGAUGUGAUUAUUUGCUAAAUGCUUAACUUUAUUUCCUUUUUUCAAAAAGAAAACACCAGCAGCUUCUUCUUGUAUUACAAAUUUACUCAUUCAAAGUAGAUAUAACAAUCGGACAUAUUUUAAAAUUUAGGCACUAGGCUCUAAGGCAGAAGAUGUAGAAAAAAAGGCUCUGUGCUUAUGGGGGACGACGACGGUCCUUUGGGCUUUUUCUAGCAAUCUGAAAGUAGGUGUAUGGCCUUUCCAUCUUUGCAUUACUAAUUUAGAUUAGAUGCAAAUAUCUAUCCACAUUACCAGUAUAUUGCGCCACACAAUUUCCUUGCCAGUGUGAGAGUGCACAGUUUAUUCCUGUGAUAUAUCCAGACUUUAGUUUGAGCCAAAAAGCUGUUUGUGGUUCAAACAGCAGCCCUGCUUUUUAAAGAACGGCUUUUGAUCCUGCAUUUUCUCAUCCCCCAUUGCCGCCCACCCCCAACUGCAGCUCUUAAAUGUCUUGGAUGCCGAGGGGAAAGAGCUAUGUCAGUUUCUCAUUAUCAAUUGAUCUUUGUCCUCUGAGACACCUUUCUCAUAUUUGGUUAGUGUUGCAUCCGGCUCAGAGAAUUAUACAGGUUACGCUGUUAAGAUUUGCUGGUGUGAGAGAGUUUGUGGGGGCAGAUGCAUCUUCUCUCAACCCUUUCCUACUCUGAAUUUUUCUUCUAGCAUUUGGGUUUGAGGAAGAGGAGAAUGGCUCAAGGUGUGAUCAUUGCAUAAAAGGAAAGUCAGAUUUGGGUUGCAAAAGAAAUAUUUAGCCCGAGUCUUGUUCUGACUGAUGGUGGUUAUUUUGUUACUGUUAUUUUGUUUCAUUGUGUUAUUUUGUUGUGGUAGUAGGUGGCAAGUGGCAAAAAUGUCUUGGCACAAUAGGCCACAACAGAGAAAACUGGAGAGGAACUUAUUUCCCACUCCCUUAAUUUAUCCAGCUCUGUCUUGGACCUGGUGAGGUUGUUUGCUACCAUAAGCAUUCCAGUGGUAGUAUGUUGCUGCAUACAUCUCUUGGGAAAUAGUAUUGUGUGUAUUCUGCUCCUCUGAUGUUAAAUGCACAAUUAAACAACUGUUUGCAUGGUGUGCAUCAACCCACCUGCAGUUGUAGGUUAAUUUCUCAAGAAUGCAUCCUAUUGCAAAAAUCCAAAUACAAAACAAAACCGAUCACACUAGGUGAGAUGGCUCACUUUGUCUGCAAACAGAUUUCUUGGUCAGAAAAUAAACAAGAUGCAUAUUUUCAAUCAAUUAGAUUUUCUCAGCUGGUCUACACGGUUCCAGUUUGAAGCUGAUAUUUAAAAUAAGAAGUAGAAUAGAUAACAGCGUAAUUAGCAGACAGCAAUUCAAGCUUAUUGACGUGGCUCUGAAAUUGAUGGGAGAAGCAGGGAGCAUUAUGAGCCCAUAUAUCUUGCUUAGCUGCUCUUUGAAUAAAAUAAUCUGGCUCCCAAAGCAGCAGUUCAGAUAGGAUGACAUACUAGGGUGAUCGCAUGAGACUUCCUUUCAGCAAAUUAUUCUGCCGGCAUGGCAAGCUUUGAACGGAAAUGAUUUUUCAGAAACAACAAAGGGUAUGUUCAGCUUAUUAGCAGCCUUUUCCCCCCUUCAAUGCCCCACAAUGUAUUUUGUGUGAUUUCUGGUGGUGCAAAAUACAUUUAUACUUUUAAGGGCCUGCUAGAUUACCUUGCAUCCAAAUCCUAAAUUAAGUCACUAGAAAAAUCUGAUGUGUGACCAUCAUAAACAGAUAAAACAUCAUAAAUUAUAGUGGUUUUUUAAAUGUUAUUGGAUUGUAGAGGCGAAAUUCCAUUCUUUGUUGGCAUCAGAAUCAAUGCAAGUACAGUCAUACCUCGGGUUGUGUUAGGUUCAUGUUGCUUGCGAACGCAGCAAACCCAGAAGUAUAUACUUCCGGGUUUCGCCGCAUGCGCAGAAGCGUUCUGUGCUAUUCACACAUGCGCAGAAGCGCUCUAUUGCGCUUGCGCAGAAGCACCGCUCUAGUUGCGGACUUUUCGGGGUGCAAAUGGCAUCCUAGAAUGGAUUGUGUUUGUAACUAGAGGUACCAUUGUACAAGGAGAAAGCACCAGCAGUGUUAUAACCAGCAGGUUCAGUUUUGGGUCAGACUCACUUUGUGGCCACUUCUGUACACAAUAGAUAUUUACCACCUUACACCAGAUGCCCCUGACUGCUGUACAUGCUUCUCACUUCCAUCCAGAAUAUACUACAAGAUCUGUUAUAUAUAGCCAAGCCCUGUGAUGCAGUUUCAUUUGUUGUCAUCUACAGCUCCUAGCUAAAAAUAUUCCACUGUAUCAUGAAUGUUUUGGGCAAUCCCGUUCACAGGACUUGGGCUGUAGGUAUAUUGCUGCUUAUGACAGGCCCCUUAUAAAAGAGUUAUUCUCCAGCAGCAACAGGCUACAUGAGAGAGAUCCAAAAACAGGGACCAAAGCUUGCAACAAACCCAGAUGCCAGCUCUGUACCUGUAUCUGCUCAAGCAACACUUUUUCAGGGGCCUAAUAUUGUCAGUCACCACAUCAAGGGUUUCUCUACCUGCUCGUCUUACAACAUGAUAUCUGUGACAGCUCCCCAUCAGUCCCUGCAUUCUUGACAUAACCGGCCAUUCUCUAUGCAAAAAUAAUGAACAGACAAAAAUCUCACUUCAAAAAAAGGCAGCGUUCAGAAACCUGUGGGGAAGGGGUCAAAUCACCCAAGAGACUCUGCUGUUGACUUGAAAGUGGCCAUUUUUCAGCAAGGAAACUUCAAAGGGGAAUUCCAGUUUAUCAGGAAGCGUAAUUCUGUCACUUUGGGCCUGUAUAAAGACCAUGGCUUCCUAUCACCACAACACGUGUUAAUUAACAUAGAAGAUUACUGUGUGUUCAUGACCACACCUAGUGGGGACGCUGGACUCUGAGCCCAGAGCUAGACCAGGGGAAUUCUGGAGACUCAAGGAGACCCUUGUUCACGGAGGCUUCUGACAACCAAACAGAAACUCGUAUGGCAAUUCUGGACUUUCUGCUGUGACUGCUGCCACUUGAGGUCCAGGGGGUGAAGGGGAAGAAUCAGGGAUCAAGGCAGGGCUUGGGAUAUUAUCAGAGGAGUUAUUGGGGUAGGUUGGAGGAGGGAAGAAAUCAAUAAGAGGGGGCAUUUCAGGCUGCAUUGGGGUUAUGGUUGGUUCCCCCAGAUCCUUAGUCAUAAUAGGGGUCCAAAGCAGUCUCCCUGGGGAAUGAGGAAAGGUUAUUUGUGACUAUUUCCAAUGGAAUUGGUUCAAUUGUGCUUUUUGCAUUUUUUUCCAUUUGGAAACAUUCCCCCCCCCCCAAUUACUCUGCAUAUACAGUGGUACCUUGGUUUACGAGCCGUUCUGAAAGUCUGUUCUUAAAAUGAAACCGUUCUUUUCUUUUCUUUUCUUUUCUUUUUUUCCAAGCAUGGGACUGCUUUAUUUUUCCAUGUCAUUUUUAAAUAUGCAAGAGGAGCAAGUGUGGAAGGUUUGAAAAAAUUAAACAAGGUUGUCCCCUUCUAGCUAAGGGCCUUCUACCAAUGGGUCUAUCCCCCCCCCCCACUCCUUACAUGCUGCAAGUUAUAUAACUUGUCUUUAAUUCAUCCUAGGAGUUGAAAUAGAACUCAGUUUUGUCUUUUUUGAAGAAAAGCCUUGUUGGUGGUGGCUCACCACAUUGCUCUCUGUACUCCAGAGAGCUGUGCAUGGUCAGCCAGAUGGCAGAAGACAAUUCGGCUUAACCUCCAUCGCCACACUACAGCUCGUGGACGGGAUGUCAGAACACAUUGAUUACGGAUCCUCACUGGGCAGCUGUCCCGGGGAAGGAAGUCUUUAAGUUGUUAUAAGACUAAGACUAGGUUUUGCUGCAGCAGCCUAACAUGGCUAGUCCUCUUAUCCUUCCAUUGAUUUGUUCACUCACUAAAAAAAACCUUAUUCGGAUCAGGAUAGUGGCAUUGGGAAGGGGAGGGUUAACCCUUUUAUGCUUUCCAGUUUUAAACAACCUGCUUCCAAGUUGCUAUAAGUUCUCUGCACCCACAGAAACAAUAGAAAUAACUGCAUUGUGCCUACAUUGAUAGUUAGUUAAUUGCUGUGGGGCUCAUGCCAGCUUUGUGGAGUGAUUUAGACCUGAAGAACGGUGUAGGUCAAUAUAACACCCUCUCUACAUUUGCCCCCUUGAAGCUGUUUUUAAAUGCAAGGAUCUGCCAUGGUUCAUAUUCAGAGGGUUGCAUAUGAAAGAGCGAAAAACAAACUUGUGGGAACUGGAGAGCCCAAAUGGCACUGGGUUUUUGGAAACGUUGACAUUAUAUUGCAUUGCGUGUUUGAAUUUCCAAGAUGGCUGUUGAUACCCAAGAUUCACGUCAUGAUACAUCCUCAUUGUUGGAGUGAGGUGGGGAAAGGGCCACUUUCAGGAAGUGGCAGAGCUAGUAUAGAUAGCAAACGGUUCUUUCUGGAGUGGGUGGGAAGCAACCAUACAAAAGUACUGCAGGCAAAUACUACUGGAUGGACUUAAACAUUUUUUUUUUUUUGCCUAGGCUUCUGCAGUCUAAUUUUAUAUAGGAUCUGUGCCCUAAUGUACCUCAAAUAGUGUGAUUAUUCUUGCUUUUCAUGCUACAACCUGUCCUGGUUAUUGCUCCACUUUUGGGUUUGAGUGUGUGUGUGUGUGUGUUUGUGUUUGUGUGUAAGUAAAAGUACAUCAUUGCAGAAGAUGGAAGAAUCGCAACUGAAGAGUUUUGGUACCCAGCUGGUCUAAUCCAGGCAGUCUUUUAAUUCAUGCUGAGGAAGAAAUUGGCUGCUUUCUGCUGACUGGAAUCGCAAAACCAUUUACAUAGCAUCCUUUAUCAGCUUGUGGCUCACUCCACUGGCCUGGAGAGUAUUUGGCCGACAGCUGGGUGGGGUUUGUGGUUCUGUGGUAAUUCUCAUGACUGAGGCCAGAUUAGUCACUAGCAGAUGAUAAAGGGCUUUGAUACAUCCCUACAGGAAUGGGGAGUGUUACUGGUAUUAUUAUUAUUAUUAUUAUUAAAGUCAGUUAAAGCCAGGACAAUUCUAUUCCUCCUGAAACUUCAAAUAGUAUUCUAUCAACUCUCACCCAAGGUUUGUUGUGUAAAAAGUAUUUGAAACAAGGAAGAAAAAGAGAACUGUUCAUAAGCAUCACAACUGAAGGGCAGAUUCUUGUCAUGACUGGGCUUAGAUGCUACCAAAAAUUGCUAAGCAAAAACAGCAAAAAAAAAAUCUUGCCAUUUUAAGACUAGCAAAUUAAUUGGUGCAUCAGCUUUUGUGGGUCUGAGCUCAGUUCCUCAGUUGCAUGAGAAAUACUAGGGGAUUUAAUUUUUUUUUACAGAAUGAGAUGGAAAAUGCAGGCCACAGAGCACAAAUGAAGAUGAGAUAUUAUAAAAGGAGUAAAAGAUAAAAGGAGUCAGUGUGACUACUCUCAAUUGAAUUGGCAAAGAAAACUGAAUAGUGUACAUAAACCUCUAAAAAGAAAGACAUGUUCUGUUGUGGGCUAGCCACCCCCAGUUUCUAUUGGGCCCAAGGCUGAUUGUCUCAAACUUUCAAAUGAAAUCCAGCUCUUCAUCUUAAUUGCUGGAGUUUCCCUUUGAAAUAUUUCUGUUGAAAAUAUGGAAGUUUUCAGGACUUUACCAAAUGGCCAGGGAAAUACUUCCCCAUUGAUUAUAAGGUAAUAUUUUUUAAUAUUGGGAAACUUUGUCAAGAUUAUCAUCUUGACUGAAACAAAACCGAAGCACCAGCCAUAGUUAAGUUAGGAGUAAUUGAAGAAAACAUCCUAAAAGAAGCCAACUCUAAUAAUUUGUAGAGACAAGGCCUGUUCAAUGCCACAUUACUGAAUGUAGCUGUGAUAUUUUUUGGGGUAGUGCUGAGGAAAUUAUCCCCAGAGCUGGAUGUUGCCUAGGCACAACAGCCUCUGCUGCAAUGAGCAACUGGGUGACUGCUUAUUCCCUUAAAAGCGGGAUUUGUAUAAAUCUCAUUGCCGCACUAAUUGGCAAUAACAAAAGGAAUGUUUAAGGCAGAAAUUGGGGGGAGGAAUGGAUGAGAGAAGUGAAAAGUUAAGACUUUGGCUUGCUAAUUACCUACUGAAAUUCCCAUUACACCAUGAUGCCUCUGAAGCCAUGAAUGUGGACUCCAAAGUGUAAAUUGAGAGUAGGGGUAGGGAGAAAUUUGACGCACUCUACAUUUAAAGGCGAGCUUACUAAAUUCUCAUUUUUGAAACAAUAUGCGAGCUGAAACACAUCUAUCCUUCAAAAUUCCCAGUGAUCUGCAUUUCGCAGUGCAGUUCUGCCAAGUCAUGUGCUAAAAAAUAAUAAUGGUAAAGCAUGCAUAUAUUAGUGAAAAUAACAUACAAAAAUGCAUUCUAUUAGGGUAAAUGUGGAUAUUAGGCAGACCAUAAAAAUAUACACAGUAAGAAAUUCACACACAGUGUUGCCAAUUUUUAUGAGGUUCGUUUAUUUUAUAUUUUACAGGCAACUCCCAAUUUGUGUGGGGGUUACGUUCCAAGGCACUGUGCAUUUAAGUGAAAUCAUAUAUACGGUAUUUGAAACGCCAUUUAAAAAGCCGGCAAAUACCCCGUUUUGCUCUGCCCUGCCCCUUUUUGUUACAUUUUUGCUUCUGGGUUCAGCGUGAUGCAUGGUCACACACAUAUCAGACGCACCUAAAAGUCACUGCCUACAGUUGAGAGAGCUGAUGUAGAAAUAUGGAUAAUUUAAGAUGGAAAACGGGAGACAAACCGAAAAUGAAUAUUCACCCAUCCCUACUUGAGAGAAUAAUACGGAUGUAUAAUAUUGCAAAGUGCUCCGUGACCUUCACUGUGCACCCAUCUCUUGGUUCUACAUAUCUAGACCUCUGCAGUGGGUCCAUCUGUUGCCCGUCGAGGCCGAUGUACAUCCCGCUUCUUCUCUGGACCACAGGAACAAAUUACCACCCCCGGGCUACUGCGUUCUCCUUCGUGCCAGCCAUCUUGCUCCAGCUGCUCAAGUCUCAUUCCACCCAACUAUGAUUGCAUUGACAAGGGAGAAUGAAUGUUUAUGUAACCAAACCCCAGUGCGUGGGAUUGGUAACCUCUGGCCCUGGCUAAAGUAAUCAUUGUUUGCUGGAACAAGAGCAGCGCUGUACUCGAGACAAGUGGGUGUGCUGUAAAGCCUGGAGACUGAAGAGGAGUUCCACUCUGGAAGGGCUUCCUGUUUACCUUCAGGAGGGUGGCUGGUGUUGGCCGAGGUGUUCGGUGUUUAUUUGUGACUUGCAUGACGCUACGCAGGUUGGGAAGAGUCGGGAAGGCUUGCGUUUGUUUUGUCACAAUCUUAAAUUUGUGGAUCCAGUGUGCUAGACCUGGACAGAAGGAAAGGGUUGCAGCGCAAGGAGUAGUAAGUAGAAUCCAGCACAGAAGCUCAUGCAACAAUUGAGAGGGAGAAUUUAGGUGAAAUUAGGGCAGAGUUCUUAAAAAAACCAAAUUUUUUUUUUCUUAUUCAGAAAUAACUUCAGUAUUUCGUACACACAUGACCUCUUCAUGUACAGGGCUAAUGUUCUCAUUUCUCCCCCACUUCCUCAGCAAAUCCUGAAUUUCUACCUCCUGUGCUUUCUAGAGUGGUUGAGAGGUGAGUUGAAAUGGUGCCAAGCUUUUGCCAGCCGUAGUGGCCCUCCCAGGAGUCCUGGUGGCUUUUUAUUUUCCCAUUUCAAGAAGCAUUGCCCUUACUCUUAAUUGGCUUCAUAGCAUAGCAUUGUUAUGAAGGGCAAGCGUAAUACUUUCCUGCUGGGAAGAAAACCUUGCCAGUUGCCUGCCACCAGGACUCUCGGGAGCAACACCAGGACCAAGGAGGUGGUGGUAGUGAUGGUGGAAAAAAAAAAGGUGAACUGGUGCAGUUUUGGUAAAUCUUUCACUUCACCCCAGAUGUCCCCAGUUUCUCACUCAGAUUGAUUUGAGCGAGGAAUUUUUGUCGCGUUUCCUAAGGCACCCCAGAAAGGGGUCAACAGUAACUGCUCUGUUCUGGUAAAGUCCAGGUAGUUACUGACAAUAUGAGCUUUAUUUCCUUUCCCAUCCUUUAAAAGUACAGUUUUCCUGCUUUGGGGGUUUGUGCGUGGUGAAUGCGUGGGCUGCUUUGCCUUCUAUUAGAGAAAAUAUUCCUCCCAAGUGAGCACAGAUUUCCGUUUUCCCUCCUGUGACGCCUCUCUUCCCCACCGCUGCCCGGCACAAUUCAUCCUCCUACAGGUUACCCUCUGCACAGCCCAAGAACUGAACAAAGAAUUUCCUGACAGCUUUGAUAAAGCAAAAACAAAACACAGGGCAAGCCCCAAACCAAGAUCGUUCAAGCAAGCAGAUUAAAAUAAUCUCCAUAAAUCCUACAAACAAUAAUUUGUGUGUCCUGGCUGCAAGGGUUCUUUAGCUGGAUUACAACCCUUAUGGGUGUGUUACCUGUGCCACUGUAAUAUGCACUAGGAAUACAUCUCCCGAUACCCCAGGCUAGUAAAACUGAUAAUUUUAUGUGUUGCUGUUCUCUAGCACUUAUCGUGUUGUCAUUCUAUGGAUACAUCAUGAAGCUGAGGUGUUUCUUCCAUGUUGAGGCUGUUUGAACCUUCACUUAGAAGGCGUAAAUGUGGGUAUUCUGCUGAGAAAGGCAGUUGCAUCUCAUUUAGGAUGUUAUUCGAGGUUUUGCUUUUAAUGUGGGAAAUUUGGCUGUUUAGAAUAAUAGAAUAAUGGAAGGGACCCCAAGUGUCAUCCAGGAAUCUUGGCUAAAGCAUCCAUGACAGGUGGCCCUCAUGACCAUUUACAACCUGGAGAUGUUUGUUUUUGGGUGAGGAAUAAACUAGCUGUGAUUCCUCACCUGGUUCUUUCCACUGCCUUUCUUACCUUCCUAACAGAAUCAUAGUCGAAUCAUAGAACUGUUGAGUUGGAAGGGACCAUGAGGGAAACUGUUGCCCGACAUGGGCCUUCAACCCAUGACCCUGAGAUUAAAUGCCUCAUGCUCUACCAAUUGAGCUAUCCCAGGGAGCAGCCUUCCAUUCCACCUGUGCAAUGAGGAGAGAUGGUGGAAGAAAGAACAAGAUGAUAUGGUUGGGAGAAGCUGGGGUUGGCUGAUACCUUAGGAACCUAGGCACCGGUCUUAUAUUGAGUCAGACCACUGGCCCAUUAUGUAGCCUAGUAUUUUAGCCACUAACUGUAGCACUUUUCCACGGUUUCAGAUGGAAUUCUCUCCCAACCCUACCUGGUGCAAAGUAGAGGCUCUACCACUGAGCUUGGACUCUUCCUCUAAAGUGGUCUCUCGCAUGACCUCUGUAUAUUUUGAAAGUGACAGAUUAUUCUCUGGGUUGCAAGCUGGCAACCUGAGGGACCUGGUUGUUCUUGGCCAGGGGUCAGCAAACUUUUUCAGCAAGGGGCCGGUCCACUGUCCCUCAGACCUUGUGGGGGGCCGGACUAUAUUUUUUUGGGGGGAAAUGAACAAAUUCCUAUGCCCCACAAAUAAACCAGAGAUGCAUCUUAAAUAAAAGGACACAUUCUACUCAGGUAAAAUCAUGCUGAUUCCUGGACCGUCCCGCAGGCCGGAUUUAGAAAGUGAUUGGGCUGGAUCUGGCCCCCAGGCCUUAGUUUGCCUACCCAUGUUCUUGGCUGAGGAAAUUAAUGGUCCUGAGGGCUUUUUUUUUCUUUGAGGAUGAACAAACUUUCCAGGCAUGUGGAGUUGAGUGGUAAAAACCCCCUGGUGUACCAGAGGGGGAGUAGCUGAUCUGAUUCUGUAGUGGCUUCCGCAGAGCCAUUCUUCGCUUCUUUGUUUGACACGCAGAUGUGCCUUUCCUGCUGGUAAAUGAAGGGGGUGGGAAGGAAGCUUGAACCACAAGGGUGGCAGCAAAGGGGAGCACUCUGCACGUACUGAGGCAAGGUGCAAGGGAAGUGGCUUCUAGUUCUGCUGAACAUUUGUGCCCGAUCUUCUGCCAUUCAAAUACCCAAAGGCUAAUCUAAGAACUGGGUGGGACAGGUGACAAGAGAAGGGGAUACCCUGUGUCAAUAAUGUUGUGCUGUUUGUUAGGGGUAGGGGACCUAUUUUUGCUGAGGGCCUCACUUAGUCACGUGCAUUAAUUUAAAUGGGUCUGUUCUAAGUAAAACUUAGUUGACUGCUACUCCAUUCAUUUUGGUUUUUUUCUUAUGCCACCUUUUUCUUUGAGACAGUCUGCCUGCCCUCAGUCUCAUUUUUCUCUGUCUUUCUAACUUUUCUAUCUGAGCUAGUUUAUCACCGAAACACAUUACAGUGGUACCUCAGGUUAAGUACUUAAUUCGUUCCGGAGGUCCGUUCUUAACCUGAAACUGUUCUUAACCUGAAGCACCACUUUAGCUAAUGGGGCCUCCUGCUGCUGCCGCGCCACCGGAACCCGAUUUCUGUUCUUAUCCUGAAGCAAAGUUCUUAACCUGAAGCACUUUUUCUGGGUUAGUGGAGUCUGUAACCUAAAGCAUAUGUAUCCCGAGGUACCACUGUAUAAUUGUCUACACAGAUGUGGAAGACUGAGAAGAAAAUAGCAACUCUGAUGGCUGUGUGUGUAUGUGUGUGUGUAUAUGUCCUUUUUCAAUGUCCCGAUGUUCCAAAACAGAAAAGGACGUACAAUUGCAUCCUUUGUCCCUGUAUAAGCCUUAAAAUUUAAUGUAAAGAUGUAAUGCUUAAAAUAAUAUAGUUGUCCAUGCCUCUCAGGCAAUUCCCUGUCUUGCAGACUUUUGGAAUUGGAAGUUGCAGUCCUCAGACUCUGAUUCUAAUUAAAUGGGAAUUUCAAAAAUGCAUUAGUAAUCAUGGAGUAGUGAUGGUUCCUAGAAUGGCUUGUUUGAUAUAUUGACGCUUAGUGUUGAGUUUUAUGUGUUCCACGAGACUGUGUGCAUAUAGCCUGUUGAAAAAGUAUUAUAUAUUGCAGGGGAAUGAGGAGUGGGUGGUGUGGAACAAAGGGGAGGGGGGUUGGAUUCAGACCCCAUCACCUGCUUUUGAACAGCCAGUUGGCAGGAUUUCAGCUUUGUUUAAAUGUUGGAUCAGAAAGGGGAGUCAUAUGCUGGAAGUUUUCUGGCACUACUUCUAUCACCCAGCCAUCUCCAGUUCCUUAGAGAUCAGUGCAGCCACUUCAUCAAUCCCUUAUGGUGUGCCUGGCAUUCCACCAAAGCUCUCAGAGCGAACUGGGCAGCUUUGGUUUGCUUGAAUUGGGCCACGAGAGCUUGAGUUCAGCUGAGUGUCUGGAUAUCAUUGGCCUCUGUAACCUUACUGCAGCCUGCCCAGCUCCCUUUCAGAGUUUUCGGAAGUAAAACACAUUGGUUUUACCCAAAGGACUUGAGGAAAUUGUUCAGUGCGCCCGUUUUCCCAGCAGCUUCCUAAAUCCCUAUUGCAUUUUUCAUCUAAAGCUGUAGCCGAGGACCUGAGGGGCAGGCAGACUGACUCCUGCAAUUUGUGAUGGCAGUUUUCGACUCACUCCAGGGAUCAGAGGAUGUGUGGAUUUAUGGGGAGGGGGCUUCAUUUUGCUUUUCUCAGUAUUUGAAUGGAAAAAAAAAGUCAUGGUAAGGUUAAUUGGACACCCUAUCCAUCUUGUUAAGGGCUCCACGCACCUGCUGAAAGCCAUAAGGACAUAUGGGCUCAGAGCUGGCAGUAGCCCUCAUGUGGCUAGCAUAGGAGUGCCAGCCCAACAGCAAAUUUCAGAUUUAAUCCAGCUCAAAUGUAUAUUAAUAUGUACCCAUCAAAGCACAAUACAUUGUUUUAUUCAUAUUUUUUACAAGUUCCACUUCCUUCCACAUUCUGAUACUUGUAGUUCUAAAUCUUGUUUGCUAUAAUUUUGUGUGCAUUGGAAAGCAAAAUGUUCCUUUUGGUGCUGGGCCUAACAGGUUGGACUCAUUGUGUUAUUGAAAAGGAAGGUGCAGAAUAAACUUAAGUCUUGUGUUAAAUUCAUCACAAUGGCAAGUUCUUUAAAGAUAUGUCAACAUGCUGGAUAAGUUAAUAUAUCAAAAUUGACAUAUUUUUUUCUUAUAUUUAUACCCUGCCUUCCUUCCAUUAUAGAAUCCAAGGAAGUGAUUAUUAUUAUUAUCCUUUAUGAAUCACUUCUUAUGACUUGUCCUGAAGCCACAAUAUAAAUAUGGCUCCCAGGAAGUCUACCAUCCAGAUCUGGACCUGCUUAGCUUCAGAAAGAUGGUAGCCUCAUCUCACUUCUUCCGUUCUCCAUCUCUUCUUUAGGCUUGACUGUAGAGUUAGCUCAUGGGUAAACAUACCUGCCUGCUGUCUUGGGCAGAGGCAUCUUUGCCAAAGCUGUUUCUACUUCUAAAGGCACAUUUAAAAGUAAAACAAACAUGAGCAAACAAUGCCUUACCAGUUGAAAUAUGCUUAUAUGAUAGGUUGUGGAUGAAAAAAACACAGUUUUGUAUUUUUACAGUAGGGGUUCCAUUACACCUGGGUGUCUGCAAAAGGGUUUUUACUCUGUGCUGCUUGGAAAUGUCUUGUGCCUGGAAAACUGUGAGUCACAUAUGUCAUUAAUUGAUUCCACUGAGGGUUUUCACAGUCAUUUUCCAGGAAGGAUAUUGACCUGACUCUCUGUGUGUUUGUUUUGUUAAACAAGAUCCCGUGAACCUCUGUUAGUAGUGAGACGGCAGCAUAAAUGGUCUCUCCUCUGCUCAAUCUUUUUUUUACACCCAUGUGAGCCUCAGUAAUCUUUGUUGUCACCAGAUGCUGUUGUCAUCAUCAGUCUUUGAAUUCUGCUGUUCCCUUCCAUUAUUCCUUCCCCCCACACCCCAAUUAUUUUUCUUUUUCAUUCCCUCAAGUCAUUUGUGGGCCUGAGAAGCAAAAGUGCAUGCUUAUUAUACCUAAUACUAGAUUUUAGAAUACAUAGCCUUGGAAACACAGCUGGAUAAAUGCAGAACAGUAAAUGUUUCCUACAUAGUUACACCACUGUAUGUGCAUGCGUCUAGGGGAAUGUAUCCCUUUGAGCCUAUAAGAAACAGGUGGAUUUCUCUUUCGUGAGACUUUAUGAAGCAGAACCAGGACCAGCUUAUGGCCUCAUUCCAGGUGGUGGAGAGGCUGGGGAUCUCUGAAAGUUUGGAAAGACUGAGGGGAAAUGGAAUUGCUCUGUGAGAAGGGAAAGAUGGUUAGCUUGUUCCACAGCAAAGCAGGGCACUGUUUCAUAAGCUUCCUGUUCCUGUCUCCUUCCUGCCUCUGCCUCUUCUUCUGCAUUACCAUUAAACCUUCCCUAUGCUUUCCCCCCUGUCUGGUCUGAGGAAACAUAGCGCAGUCAUGGGGUGGGUGCACAUUACAUUUUACCACACAUAUGGCAAGCUAGUAAGGUAAAACAUGAGUAUGUGACAUAGGCUGUGCACACACAGCAGUUUAAAGUGGAUUCAGUAUACAGUGCUACCUCGGGUUACAAACACCUCAGGUUACAAACACUUCUGGUUACAGACUCCGCUAACCCAGAAGUAGUACCCGGAAGUUAAGAACUUUACCUCAGGAUGAGAACAGAAAUCAUGCGCCGGCGGCGUGGCAGCAGUGGGAGGCCCCAUUAGCUAAAGUGGUACCUAAGGUUAAGAACGGUUUCAGCUUAAGAACGGACCUCCGGAACGGAUUAAGUUCGUAACCAGAGCUACCUCUGUACAUCCUAUAUGUGCAUAUUUUUUGUUUGUUCACAUGAUGUCCUCACCCAAGUGGCAGCCUGUUCUCUUCCUCCCCCCCCCCAUUUAAUGUGGAUUUUUUUGCAUACAAUGCAGUUGGGGGGGGGGAGAUCCAAUAUGAAAUUGCAUGUUACCCAAUGGUAGACAUCCAAAAGCGCAUUGUGUAUGGGGGUUGUUGUUGAUGUUUUACAGAUACGUGGUGACAUUUUGCAGGAUGCCAUCUAUCAUGACACCCCCUGCCUCCAUUGGUGAGGUGUUCCUCAGGCUGCUGGUGAGACUUCAUGAAACAAACAGGACUAGGAUGCAACACAUAGGACUUUAAAAGGGGCGGUGAGAAAUAACUCACUAUUUUGUGCAAGUCUGCUAUAUCUGAAAACUUUUAUCUCAAAAAAUAAAAACUGGCUGCAUGCCCAACUAAACAAAAAUCUGCACACAAGUCCAAAACUUGAAACCUCAAGUUUCUGAAACUCAAGAUGGGUGGUCUACCCAUGGUCCCAGGCAUGACACACACCUUUUAAAACCCACUGUUUUGUGCAGAUGUAUAUAAGAUAGCCACACACACAGGUAAAGAAAUACCUGCAUGCAGGCCCAUGAUGGACCUCAGAUUUCUGGAAAUCGGGGAGGAUAAGGAAUGCAAAUUAUGGGGGAGGAACAAGAACACACACUAUGGAUACUGCCCAUGGGUGAGGAUGGGAAACUAAUUAAGAGUGUGUAUGUAGGGACAAACAUUUCCAAAAGCACACAUGGAAAAAUUGGAUCUGUGUGCCCAACCAUAGAGUAAAUAGGAUCAUUGGUACUAGAUCGCAGUGACUAGGAAAAUUAAUUGUUGGGAAGAAAUCAAGCUCGAGUUAUAGAAUAUAUAAGCCUCCACCAAAGUAUUCGCCAAUGAAGGCAGGGGUGCAGAUGCAGUAUAGCUCAAACAAAACAAGGACUAGCACAGAGAAUCAGUUUAGAUCCCAAACAUGAUGCAGAAGAAAGGAAGUCAGGCAAGGCCAGACAACACAGCAAGGCAGGGAGACUAGAAUCAGGAACUAAGUGCCAAAGAAGGAGGAGCCAGAGACCUGUGUUGCUGCCAGCAACAGAAAGGUGUUUAAUAGCCUAUCACAACAGCUGAGAAGCUCAAGGGGAAGGUCUUAAAUACUCUGGCCUCCUAGAGUGCAGCCUAACCACAGCUGCUGGCAGUGAAGGAGCAUCAGGGCUGACUCAUGAAUAGACUCCUUACUCAUGAGUAGGGGUGGGCGAUAUAUCAAUACUUUGUCUCUUAUCGGUAUGAACCACGAUAAAGGUUUCAUAUUUUUUCAGCCUUGCAAACCCGGCAGGCAGGAAGCAGCACUUUACUACAAAGUAAAGCCUUCAGAGUAAGUAGCCGUUUUCUGUCUGCCCAUCUGCAAGGCAUAAGCCCCUGCCUGCCCGGUAGGUUGCAGAGUAAAGGGCUUUACUUUGCAGUAAAAGCUGCUUUCUGCCUGCACAAUCCCAAGGUGCAAGCCCCGUACCUCUUGCUAGAGACAGAGUCUGCAUAAAAAUAAGCUUCCCUGCCAAAGCAGGGAGAUUCAGAUCAGCAAAAGAUAAGAUCCACAUGACUUUUCUCUUGCUUCUUUUAUGCAGGUUUAAGGCACACACCUUGCCUCUUGCUAGGCAGAGUAGAGACCCAGCACAAUAUCAGGUUGAUAUCAGGCUAAGCAUGAUAUGUCUACAAUUUAAGAAGGAUAUUAACCAAGAUAAUCAAGGGUCUGGAAACCCAGCCUUAUGAGGAAUGGUUGAAGGAGCUGGGUGUGUUUAGCCUGGAAAAGGAGAUUGAGAGGAGAUAGGGUAGCCACCUUCAAAUAUCUGAUGGGUGUCACAUGGAAGAUGGAGGUAGCAUGUUUUCUUCUGCUCUGGAGGGGGAAGGACCUAAAUGAAUGGCUUCAAGUGAUGAGAAAGGAGAUUCUGAGUAAACAACAGGAAGAACUUUCUGACAGUAAGAGCUGUUCAACAGUGGAAAGGACUCCCUUGGUAGGUGGUACACUCAUUCCUUGGAGGUUUUUAAGCAGAGGUUGAAUGGCCAUCUGUAACUUAGUUUUCAGGUGGCAAGUGGCACCUAGAUGGUCUACCUGACUUUUUAACACUGAUCUACACCGGUUCCCAAUUUGUUAUAGGGCCAAGUUCAAGGUGUUGCUAUGGGUAUAUAAAACCCUUAACAGAACAGUAAUAUAUUCUCCAGAAAUAUUUAAUGGUAUAGUUAAGCAUGCUAUCACUGAGUAAAUUUUCAUUUAAUUAUACACAUCAAAUUUAGAUUUUUUUAUUCCCCCCCCCCAAUAUUUUCCCCAGAUUAUUAUAAGCUCCAGCCUUAUUUCAGACAUCGUGAUAUAGUGAGAUAUCGCAAUGUUUAGCUGGCGAUAUAUUGUGAUAUUGAAAACCAGAUAUUGCCCAGCCCUACUCAUGAGAAGACUGAUGACUCGGGUCCUUUAAACACAUACCUUGCUGUUGCUCUUUGGCCUGGACCAAAGCUCUCAAGGACCACUCCAGCUGUUCCUCCAAGAAUUCCAGGACUUUCUCAUCAGGCACCAACCUGCAAAGCCCCUCAAGGGAAUCCUUGGGCUCAGGGGGCCCUGCCUGCUCCUCAAGGUCCUCGAGUUUGGGGAUUCAGGGCUAAGCAUGACAAAAUGGGUGUGUGGAGAGUCACAGCAACAGAUGCUAGGAGACAGUUGGUAGGUAGGAGAAGGCACUCAGGAAAAGGAUGGUUGGAAAAGGAGAAAGGGGUGUGGGAAAAGCUGUUUGAAUAAGGAAGGUUUUUCUCUCUCUGAAGUGGGCGUCCAACCAGCUCUAUGGCCAGUAGAUGGGUUUUGAAACCUGCCUGGUGAUCACCAUGGGACAGAGCAGCUGUGAGGGACAGGAGAGAGUGGGAGGCCUGUUAUAUGGAAGUCUCCAGGGCAGCUUGUGGUUUCAGUUUUCUGUCAUCCAGCUCUAUCUGAGACACUCUGUGUGCAAAAAUCCCUGGAAGCAAGGACCGAAAGGAUGGCGGAGAAAGUGUUCCUAUGAGAAAGAAGGAAGGAGGGGAGGGAAUUUACAGUUGUUGGAUUUUUAACAACCGAUAAAAGCUGCUUAAUUUAUCCUGGUGUUUGACUUGAUCGUGUGUGUGUGUGUGUGUGUGUGUGUGUGUCUUUGUCUUUGCAUAAAGCAUAUAACAAAGCAAAGCAAAAUAAAAUAUUAGAAAGAAAUGUGUGGGUGAGUGCAACUGUUUUGCCUGGUUUGUACAAGAUCCCCACCUUAGAUCUGCAUUUAGGCAAGCCUGUGGUCUCAUCGGUUAUAAAUGUAUACGUUUCAACAGCAGCAAAUGGAACCCUUUAGCAAGGGAUGGAACGAAACAUGGAGAACGAUGCAUUAACUUCAGUUACUUGCCUUACAAUGUUGGCAUCCGUCUGUCUCGGGAGACAGUGGAGGAGUGUGCCUUUGGGCUUUUACCUACAACCGGGGGGGGGGGGCAGUAUUUGCCAGCUUCUUCCUCUGUCGUCUCAAAUGGGGACAAAAUACGAAUUAGGUGUCACUGCAUAUACCUUGGCUCUGGCUCCACCUAGUCCCCAUCUCCCUGUCUCCCUCCCUAUCAGCCCCCCCCCCCCGGCCACCACUGCUCCCAGGCCACGCCCUUUACUGCUCAAUUCCAUUUGCCUGUCUGGAAUGCGCCUUGAACAGUGAUCAUGCCUCUUGCUUACCUUUGUGGAGAAUGGAGAGAUGUGCAUGGCGGGUGGGAAUGUAGAAACAGCUCACUUCUGGGUGGCUUCUGUAGUCUACUGUACAAAGGUAAGAGCUACAUCCAUUGCCCCAGCCACUUUUGCAUAUGGCUUCACCCGCCACUGGCAUGCAGCUCGCUUUUGCAGUCCAAAGAAAAACAUCCAUUCACAUUUGCUCCUACGGAGGCUCUAAGAAAGGGGUUGGCAACACAAGCACCCCACAGGGGUCAUUUAACCAGCCCACAAGCCACCCCUGAACCGAGCUGCCUGCUUGGCGAGUCCCUGCGUCCUGCGCUAAACUGGCACAGCACAGCAUGGGGACUCGCUUCCGCGGCACCGGAAAUUGCGUCUGCACAGGUGCAAAAAAUUGCGUCGACACAGACGUUGGAAAUCGUGGGUGCGCACACGCAAUCCGGCCCAUGGAAGGAUCUCCGCUGGAGUGAACCGGCCUAGGCGAGGUUAAACCUUGCCAACCCCUGCUCUAAGAAGUGUCUGCUUGACUGCAUUUUCCCUUUGUGCAAAGACAUUACAGUGGUACCUCGGGUUACAUACGCUUCAGGUUACACACUCCGCUAACCCAGAAAUAGUGCUUCAGGUUAAGAACUUUGCUUCAGGAUAAGAACAGAAAUCGGGCUCUGGUGGCGCGGUGGCAGCAGGAGGCCCCAUUAGCUAAAGUGGUGCUUCAGGUUAAGAACAGUUUCAGGUUAAGAAUGGACCUCCGGAACGAAUUAAGUACUUAACCUGAGGUACCACUGUAUUUGCUACCAGGUUGUGAUGCGUCACAGUGGCCUCUAGUGGUCCCAGGUGGACCCACAGAGCAAUCUAGAAUUGCUUAGAAUGCAGGCAGGGCUUGAAGUGACCAGUGUGAAAUUGGCAAGAUGUUUUGCUUUAAUAAAUUCUGUGAAUUUAUUCAAUGAAAUAAUAAUAAAAGCUACACCUUUAAGCCGGAGAAGGCUUUUGAAGAUAUACAAGCAGAUGUUAGUCUGUGCCUGCACCUUGAGUAACCAGGUGGAAAAGGGGCAGGAGGGUUGUUCCUUUAAUAAGUGGAUUUUGGCAGGUAUGCUUUUGUCAUGGAAGCUACACCUGCUGAAAUUCUCUCUCUUACACCCCGUCCUCCUUUGCAACUAGCCACCUAUCCAUACCACAGGUUGUCUUGGUUUGCUACUGUUUUGGCUACGGUGCCUCCUUUCUCUAUCUCUUACGUUGCUGUGACUUUAUUAUUGUAGAUGGAGAAACAGGUGAUGCCAGGAACUCACUGUGGUGUGGGCAUAGUGGUUGGAUCAUCAUCAGAUGGGCUCUGCCAUUGUGCCCCCAUCAUGCUAAGUGCCGCGCCCCAUCACUAAGUGGCAGUGGCACUCAUUGUUGAGAAGCCGGGUGUGCCACCCUGCCAUCACUUGUCCCACCAACCACUGCCACACAUAAUGUAGUGAUGACCAAAAACUUGGAUAGUUUAAAAAAGGGAUUAGACAAAUUCAGGGAGGAUAUCAAUGGCUAUUAGCCAUAGUGGCUUUGUUUUUCUUCUACUGUUAGAGGCAGUAUGCCUCUGAGUACCAGUUGCUGGGAAUCAAAACUGGGGAGAGUGCUGCUUGUGGGCUUCCUGUAGGCAGUAUGAGAACAGGAUACUGGACUAGGUAGACCAAAGGUUUUCAACCUUUUAGAGUCCCUUGGGAGUCCUCUGGGCAGCAGUUGUUGCCGUCAGGGCUGUCUUACCCAUAGGCACAGCAGGCUUUUCUGCUGUGGGUGCUGAGGCAGCCAGCUGGCUCCGGCCUCCUGCGUGCCUGGGAUUGGCGGGCCGUCAAGAGGCCCGCCCAGUGCACGUACGCUGCUUACAUGAGGCACCUGGCUUUGCUCAGUUGCUGCUGCUGCCUCGGGCUUGACUGUUGUGGGCUCUGUUUGCUCACUGGCUGCCCCCUGCCAGGGCUCCCAGUCCUGGCCUUGCUCUGCCACCGCCGCUUUGUGCUCCUCUGUUGCCACUGAGGCAGCUAGCCAGCCAGCUCUGCUGUGCGCACCUUGACGGCCUGCUCAGAGCGUGUCUCAGACUGGUUUGUUGCGCUCUACUAAAAAGAAGGUCAACAAUUCUGAGCAACCUGGGGGGGCGCUGGGUGGAUCUGUGCACCCCAGUGCCGCAUAUGCUUAAGACAGCCCUGGUUGCCGUCCCUGGUCCCUCUGCACUCCAAAGAGAGGUGCCUCCCAGAGGCACCAUUCACCUGGGGAGCUUGAAGCCAGGGCUGCUGCAAUAAACAGCUGUGCAAGCCUUUGGGAGGCAGAGACGUGAGAGGGCAUCAGAGGAAGGAAGAAGGGAGGGAGGGACAGAGGUCAGUGUAGCUCGGGGCACCCCUGACCAUUCAAGGCACCCCAGGGUGCCACGGCACACUGGUUGACAACCACUGAGGUAGACUGUUGGCGUGAUACAACUGGGCUGUUCUUAUGUUCUUAAUGACAGAGGUCUAAACUAGCAUUGCAAUCCAGGAUCAAGCCAUAUUGAGAGAUUGCAUAUUAGCUAACACAGUACAUGAUACUGGAACCUACAUCACAGGUGCCUUCUUAAAGCACCCUAAUCUUACCUCAUUAUAAUUUAUCUCUUUCCCUUCUUUUAUUCUCUUACAGUUGAUAUUCGUGAAAUCCAAGAGAUUCGUCUGGGAAGAAACUCUCGAGACUUUGACCGAUAUCAGGAGGAUCCCUCUUUCCGGCCAGAUCCGUCACACUGUUUUGUCAUCCUUUAUGGCAUGGAAUUCAGACUGAAAACACUCAGCCUGCAAGGUGGGAUCUCUUUUCCACUUUCCUAUUUUUAGUGGGUAAAUAUAGGUUCAGAUGAUACACGACGAUUGUCCUGUUCCUCCCACAGCCUUCUAAGCACCACUCCCACAACCCACUCUUCCUUCAGGAGAGCCUGGCUUCUAGCAGAAGAGAGGGAGCAAGGGGUGGCACUGAUACCAAGAGGAUGGAAGAAGGUUCUCGGGUGCUGGUAGCAGCUAAUAGAUAGCUAUUAUAGGGAGCACGAGGCUUCUGAGCAAAUGGAUGCUUGUUCUUAUCUUGUGAAUCUACUCUGUGGCCAGCCCUGUUGUUGCUUUGUGUCCAUUAACUGUCAUACUUAUUGGAGAGUGAGGCUCAUGCUGUUUAAUGCAUAGCAAGUAUCAAAAUGGAUAACGUUUGGUUUACUUAAGUUACAAUACUCAUUUUGGGGAGCCUAUGUGAGCUUGCAAGAUCGACCAUUGAUUUGUGAGAUGUUUUGUUUUUGUUUAAUGUUAUUUCAUCAUCAUCAUCAUCAUUAUCUGCUACUUCUAAAAUGUUUAAAAGAUGUACUGGGGCUUUGAGAAAAUUCAAAUGUCUUAAUCAUCUGGUUUUUAAUAUAUUUAAAUUGGGGAUAGGGAAUCUCCAGCCUUUCUCAUGUUAUCCCUCAGCUGCAGCCAGUAUGUCCCCUCUGUACUAUGGGGAUAUAAUUUAAGAGUGUAUGAUAUGAAGGAUGUCUCCACGACAAACUUUCUCCCAAUUUAGAAAAACCCCUUCACCUCACUGCCCAGACCUUGUGGUGUAGUGGUUAGGAGCGAUAGACUCGUAAUCUGGGGAACUGGGUUCGCGUCUCCGCUCCUCCACAUGCAGCUGCUGGGUGACCUUGGGCCAGUCACACUUCUCUGAAGUCUCUCAGCCCCACUCACCUCACAGAGUGUUUGUUGUGGGGGAGGAAGGGAAAGGAGAAUGUUAGCCGCUUUGAGACUCCUUCGGGUAGUGAUAAAGCGGGAUAUCAAAUCCAAACUCCUCCUCCUCCUCCUCUUCUUCUUCUUCUUCUUCUUCUUCUUCUUCUUCUUCUUCUUCUUCCAGGGCACUGGCGACCAGAGAAGUAGCUAUUUAUAGGUCUGGCAUUGAGUAUUAAAAAUAAAUUCUUGAUUUGUUUAGAAAGGGUAGCUGCUUUCAGUCACAAACAUUUGAAACACAGGGAAUAUUCUUGAGGUUUAUGAAUGAAAGCAGAGAGCCAUUAAACCUCGAGCUCGGUGGGAUUAGCUUCCUCCUGCUGGAGGCCAGCUGCUCGGGGACUUCCUUCUUGGAAACAGGGGUCAGUGCCUGUAUCUCAUAUCUUUACAAGACCGGCAUGUUCUUUAUUUUCACAGCCACAUCCGAAGAAGAAGUCAGCAUGUGGAUCAAAGGGUUGAACUGGCUCAUGGCGGAUACCCUAAAGGCUGCUACCCCGCUGCAGAUUGAAAGGUAAAUCAAAAAAUUGGGAGCAGGAAGACACAGGCAGGUGGCUCUCACUUAAUCCCUCUCGUCGCCAACAUAUUUGAGACUAUGCAUGCCAAAAAGAAAAUCUGCACUGCCUUUUCAUAAUAAAUUUAUGUACAGUUCCAUAAUUUACAGCUUCCGGGAGUGAAAGAUCCUGAAAUUGUCUUGAUUGAUUGAUUCUGAAGCCACCAUACAGCUGAGAGAAUUACGAAUGUGUCUUCAUGUCUUCCUUGAUCUGUGCCCCAUGACAGCUUCUCAAUCAACCAGGCAAUCAACAAAUGCGCUCCCAAAUUUUUCACUCCCGGAAGCACAAUAAUGCUGCUCAAUAAUGUAGCUCAGAUGCUCAGCCACCUCUCUGUCGUUGCACUUAGCUAAGCUGGACACCCCCAUCAGCAGGAUGCCUGGGUUCCUUCACUCUUCUUUCUUCCCCUCUCCCUGCCACCCACACCUGGUGUCUCUUUAUGUCUGUGGAAGCAUCCAUUCCAAUGGGGACAGGACUUGGGAGGGGAGAUCAGUCCUGCCUUUUCCGCAGAGUCUUCCUUAGCAGCUACCAGGAAACAGCCAGCCAGCCUCUUCUGGGUAAUAGGAUGGCGGAAAAUAGCACAAAGGCUUUGGCACAACAGCUGGGCAGGGCCAGCAGAGCAUAGAAUAAUUGCCAGUUGUGUCGCACAUCCACAUAGCAAAGUGCUGAGCCAUCAGAGCUACUUUGUAGUAGUAGUAGUAGUAGUAGUAGUAAUUAUUAUUAUUAUUUAUUAUUAUUUAUACCCCGCUCAUCUGGCUGGGUUUCCCCAGCCUCUCUAGGUGGCUUCCGGCACAAUAUUAAAAUGCAAAACAGUAAUUCAUCAAAUAUUAAAAGCUUCCCUAAUCAGUGCUGCCUUCAGAUGUCUUCUAAAAGUCAGAUAGUUGUUGACAUCUGGUGGGAGGGUGUUCCCCAGGGCGGGUGCCACUACUGAGAAGGCCCUCUGUCUGGUUCCCUGUAAUUUCACUUCUCGCAGUGAGGGAAUUGUCAGAAGGCCCUCGGAGCUGGACCUCAGUGUUCGGGCUGAACGAUGGGGGUGGAGACACUCCUUCGGGUAUACAGGACCGAGGUCGUUUAGGGGCUUAAAAGUCAGCACAAGGUCAGAUAUAGGUUCUCCAUCGCAGUUUUACAGGAUUCAGUGCAAUCCUAUGCAUGUCUAGUCAGAAGUGGCAGGGAUUUAUCAGACCAUUUUGUUGCAUAACCUUUCUAACUUUGCUUUUCAAAGACAUGGGGUAGGGAAGCAUUGGAGGUCAACGUAGGUUAUUUGCAAUUCAACCCUUGUACAAUACUGUAGAAACCAAUCAUGUAUAGCUCUUUCCCCCCCCUUUAUCCAACCAUGCUUAGUGAGUAUACUUCCACUGUACCUAUUUAUUCUUUAGUGAACUGUGGGUAACCUGUGGAUAACCUGUGCUUCGAAAGGUCAGCACAGCACUGGAAUGACUAAGAUUUCAAAACCUAUUUUGUUUCAGGUGGCUCCGAAAGCAGUUCUACUCAGUUGAUCGCAACAGAGAAGACAGGUAAAUAGAGCAAACGUUUCUCUUGUUUGCAGUGUGGUCUCAUUUAUUGGGGGCAUCCAGAAAACUAUGUAAACAGCAAUUCUGUUUUAUGGCUGUUCCAUUGCAUUGGAAGUGGGGAUGUCUUUUUGCACAUUCUUCAGUCCGAAGACUAAGAAGACUAGACACACAUUUGAAUUUUAAACAAAUACAGUCAAACCUUGGAUCCCGAACUCCUCUGUUUUGGAACAUUUCCGCUUCUGAAUGUCGAAAACCCGGAAGUAAAUGCUCUGGUUUUCUAAUGUUUUUUAGAAGCUGAACAUCCGAUGCGACUUCUGCUUGAGUUCAUUCACUCGAUCAGAAGCCGCGCCUCGGUUGUCGAACAUUUCGGAAGCCAAACGUGCUUUCGGAACGGAUUACGUUCGACAAAUGAGGUUUGACUGUAUUGGGAAUUAUAUUUUAGACCAACUAGGGUUGCAGCAUUUAAUAAAUUAAUCAGAUUAAACAAUGACAACCUUUAAUUAAUUAAAAAGAUACAUUGAUUAAUUGUGCAACCUUUUCUUGGAUAUGUAAACCAUCUGAAUCCAUAGUUGUGAUCAAGAAGCCUGUGUAGAGCUGUAAAGGGGAGGUACUAUCGGCAGAAGUAGCAGAGAGCACCCUUCCCCAACCUGGUGCCCUCCAGAUGUUUUGGUCUACAACUCUCAUCUGUCCCGGCCAGUAUUGAUGAUGGUCGGGGAUGUUGGAGUUGUAGUCCAACAACACCUGGUUGGGGAAGGCUGGCACAGAGAAAGGAAACAAAAGAGAGCUGGGAAGCUGAAGAUAAGUGAAGCAGGAUCAUAUAGGUCUAGGGAGGUGGGAGAAAAAGAGUUGAAGCCAGGAAGUGAGAAAAUGAAUGUGCAGGUCUGUGCCUGGAGAUGGGAUGUUGAUGGAGAUUUCCUUGCCAACCAAAGGCCAUCCUGAGUGUCAGCCACAAAAUGAGAAAUCCUUGAAGUAACUUAAAAGCUGGGGGUUUUCUACCACUUUCCAAGCAGCCUGAGGUCAUUGAGUGAGAAGAACAGUUGGUUUGAUGGAUCUGAAAACUGGUCGUGGUAGUGCCAGCAUGAUAAGUUUACAUUCCCAAGACAACUUCUUCUUCUUCUUCUUCUUCUUCUUCUUCUUCUUCUUCUUCUUCUUCUAAUUCUUCUUCUUCUUCUUCCUCUAAUUCUUCUUCUUCUUCUUCUUCUUCUUCUUCUUCUUCUUCUUCUUCUUCUUCUGUUGUUGUUGUUGUUUAAAUUUGUAUACUGCCUUUCAUCCAAAGAUCAUAGGGUGGUUCACAAUGUAAAUAUUCAAAAACAACCAGUAACUCCCCCUCCCACAAACACAUUUAAAAGCCCAUAGAAUGAUUCUACUUUGCAAGCUGCUCCUUAUUAACCACUUAUUUUAGGAUCUGUGAAUACAUAGGAUACCUUUGGCAUGUUGGCUUCUAUUGAGUCCAUGGAGAAGAAAAAAUGUGCUGUGCAUUCGCUGUCAUGUUUAGAAGAGAGCGAAAUGCUCCCUUUUUAAAAAAGCCUGCUCUUGGUGCCAGUGCCAGUGUGCCUUGCCAUCUGCCCUUCCAUCUUAAAUGUCCUCUUCUAUUGCCUCUAGGUCCCCCCACUCCACCACUCAACACAGAUUUCCUUUAAUGAUGUUAAGAGAGUAGUAUAUUAACCUUUCAGUAUUGAUUUUUUAAAAAGAACUUUUCCCCUAGAGAAAUGAAAUGUUUUAACCAUUACCACUGAGUGCAAAAAUGGGAGUUGGAGCCCAGGCCCGGCCAAUAGGAACACGGGAAGCUACUUUGCACUAGGUCAGACGGUUAGUUCAUCUAACCCAUUAUUGUCUCUUUGGACUGGCGCUGGCUUUCCAUUGUCUCAGGUGAAGGUCUUUCCCAUCACCUUGAUACCUGAUCUUUUGAACUAGACAUGGUGUCGGCAGCAAAAACCACCUGCCUGCAAAAUAAAUGCUGCAAGAAAACUUUCCGAAGGUUCCACCUUACAAGGGCAUGUGCAACCAGGAAUAAUGCCAUUGUUGCCAUGGUGACUGAGCAUCUGAUGGAUUGGGUAGUCUGCCGGAUCAUCUGUUUUGCCCGUUUCAUUUUUUAAAAAAGUAUUCCUGCGAGACAGAGAUUGAGCACCUAUGUUUGUUUAUUUAAAAACAUUUCUGAAUGGUUUAAUAUUUAAAGAUCUCUUAAGGGAGUCGGGUUUCUUUCGGCCAAGGGAAUAAUGCACAAUUAAUUCACUGUGUUAGGACAUGACGUUUCUCCUUUGCAAACAGGAAAAGGGUUACACGUUGCUGGUAAUAUCUCUGCUCACGCUUACAUUACAGCUUUCAGACCUUCCAUUCCUGAAAUGUAACCAUUUCCCAUCAGUAUUGAUCUUGUUCUGCAGCCACAAUGGGGACAGUUGGAUGUAUUUUAGGUGCACUCUUAGACUGCACAGGGGAACAGUUAAGUCCAGCACUGUCUACACCCUAGUUUGCCCUCCAGAAUCCUUUGCAGUACAGAUGGCAAGUAAAUCAAUGUGGAGAGUCUUCCCUGAGAUAGGUUUGGAAGCCACUGCCAUGAAGGAGGAAUGCUAGAGAGUUCAUCCUCUCCCACUACUGCACUAAUGUGCUGGGAGAAACCUCACAAAAGUUACUCUGCCCAACCACUAAAAGCACAAGAGCCCGUUUGUUUAUUAAACCUGCCAAAUGUAGUACAGCUGCACCUCUGCUUAUGUAUCCCUUUGGAUAUGUAAACUUUGGGAUGCGAAUGUGGCAAACCUGGAAGUAUUUUUCCAGGUUUUGCCCCAUGCGCAGAAGCACUAAACUGUGCCGCACGCAUGCACAGAAGCAGUCCUCCAGCUGUGAAUUCCUCAGCAUGCGGCCGGACCUCCAGAACGAAUCCCGUUCGCAACCGGAGGUACCACUGUACUUGCUUGAUACCACAACUUGAAACCCUUUGCAUCUCUUUCCCUAGCAAAUAAAUACAAGUUGCAUUUCCCUUGUGUCUCCAGUGCCAAAGGCUGCCUGGCGCCUGUGCUGCUUGCUUGUGUCCUUUCUCCCUUGUGCAGUCAGUCUUCCUAUUUCCUGUUCUGGCAGAAGGCCUUGGCUUGAUCGUUAUUUAACCAGGAGCUGGGACAGAGGCAGCCCACAGCACCAACGCAGCGUGGAGGCCAAUAAUGAGCAACAUCUGUCAGGGAGGGCGGGGUACAUUUUUGCAUGAUUUGCAUAUUGAUGAGUUUGUGUCGUGUCUUCAGGAGAUUAUUGCCACCUGCUUUCUGAAUACUCUGCUCCGCGGACUUGAGGGGAUGGUUCAGCCUGCAAAGCAGAAAAAUGCUAAGUGCUCUCAGUGGAUAUAAUAAGCCAGCCUGGUGUUCUAAAUGAACCUUUGUCAUGCCUUCUUGUUUGUAUGUGUCUUCUGAGUUUCCCUGUUUCCACAGUCCCUUGUCUGAGAGGGCGAAGAAACAAAGACGCAACUGGCUGGUGUGUUUUGAGCAAGAACCAUUGUUGCCAGAGGAAUAAAUAAGCUGCUCUUUUGUACAAGAGACCUAGAUGGUCAGAGCAAGGUCUCUCAAAAUCUGAAUGGCAGUUAUCUUCUUUGUGUGUAUUUGACUGGCGCUCUCUCGCUCUGUGUGUGUGUGUGUGUGUGUGUGUGUGUGUGUGUGUGUGUGUUUGUUUGACCAUCUCUUCAUCAAGGGAAUCUUUACAACCUGAACAACAAAUAAAAUUUGCCAUGCUGGCAAGCGAUAUGAGAUUGAAGUUGGUUGGGGGGCCCCAGGGCAGUAAUAAUUGAGGGUGCCCCUCAGGAGAGAACUGAAACUCUGCUUUUUGCUUUAGUGCAAUCCAUUCUGCUAAUGCUGCUGUUAUUGGCAGCAGAGGUGCAGCUAGGAAGGACUGGGGCGGCGGUGAGGUGCACUGUGUGCCACUUACCCCAGGCGCCCAGCUAUGCCGCUGCUUGGCAGCGUCCAAUAAAAAAGAUACAUUAAAAUUACAAUGGAAAAGCAGCCAGUAGACCAAAGUAGACAUAAAAUAAAUAAAUACAACCAACAGGUAGUAAUAGCCAGCAAAAAGCUUGGGAAAAUAAAUGAGGUUUUCGCAAGCGCUGAAAUGUCUUCUAUGUUGAUGCUAAGCUGGUUGCAUAGAAGGCACCGCUCACACAUACCUGGCAGUGGAUUGCUCACAUGUUUUUGCUUGCUUGUCGGCCUGCUAUUUGAAACCUGCAUGUGUACUUCGAUUCUUUGAGUAAACGCUGGAUCCAACACAUUUGCAGUUAGGUGUGCUGCAAAUAUAUUUUUAUAAAUAAAGAACAAUCAGAGUUUGCAAGCUGUUCUUUAGGCUGAGGACAGCUGGGGAAAUCUGGUGUGCUCGAGGUAGUAGUCUUCCUUGACAACUGAGCUGUCGGUAUAGUUUCCUCCCAUACGCACCCGAUCCACACAGUAAACCCAUGUGUUGGGGCCAAAGCAGCAUGGGUUGCAUGCACACCAGGCCAGCAGCUGGAAUUAGACCUCGCAUACUUCAGGAAAUGCUUUUUAUCGCAUAAGUUCUUCCUUCUAGCAAAGAUCACCAAAGAAGGCUCUGCAUUAGGUACUAAGCCUUUUUGAGAGGCUCAAAUUGCCAGGUUUGGCAGAGAUCAGGCAUAGGCAAACUCUGGCCCUCCAGAUGUUUGGGACUACAAAUCCCAUCAUCACUGACCACUGGUCCUGUUAGCUAGGGGUGAUGGGAAUUGUAGUCACAUCUGGAGGGCCGGAGUUUGCCUAUGUCUGACAUAGAUGCUCCUUGGUGGUAUCAUCUGGUACUCUCUGUCUAGUGAAGCUCCCUGGUUUAUAUCCUGAUAUACACCUCUCUUUAAGGCACUUAAGUGGGUCUGUGUAAACUAUCCGUUUGUUCAUAUUCCAAAAGUGGAUGAACACCUUCCAAAUAGCAAGGCUUUCUCUAUUAAAAGGUGGGACUCCGGAAAUUCAAGGAUUUUCCCCCAGUUCCAUCUUGCUUUGAACUUCCUGGCCUUGAUUGAACUUCUUUCUUGCUUGCUCUUUGUUCUCAGAGAACAUGUGCUAUAGAGUAUAAUGGAGACUAGUGGUGGGUGUUCAGUGGCUUUGAUAUGGUUUUGGAAUCUGUACAUUUAAUUUCUAGACUCCUGCAAUUAUGCAAGUAAGAGACAUGCCCUUUUUACCGUCGUGGGGGGCGGGCAGAGGAAAGCCUGCUUCUUAGACAGAUUGUAAAUUACCUUUUCUUGUUUGCGCCAUGUGUUUUUGAUUCCUUUCAGAAUAAAGCCAUUCAGUAAUACAGUUCCUGGAAUUAGCUGGGUUAAGCCUACCCACAUCGCCUGCUUUGGUGUGCACACUCUGCUGAUAAGCAGAUAUUUUGGGUUUUGUAAGAGAGAGAAAUAUCCCUAGUUGCCUUGAAAAUUUCAGUGGUGGCAAGUGAAACUAACGUGUUUUGUGAAGUUUGGGGGUGUUUAUGUUUUUAAGUUUUAUUCUGUGAGGAAAUAGUAGGUGGGAUUGCUUGUCUGACAAGCUCUCAGGGCCCCUCUAGAUACCCCUUUCAUUGCACAUUCAUUAUGAUUUGUGCUCAUGAUACUAUUGGAGCAGUCACACAUGAUGCCACUUUCAAUACUAUUUGCACCUGCAGAAGUUUUGGAAUGGCCACACCACACCACUUCCAAUCCAAUCUCUCACUGAAAUCCCAUAACUUUGUAUACUACAAAUGUUCUGCUUUAUCUUCGUCCCACUUUCGUAGCCACUCUUCAAAGCAGUAAUGUGGUAGCAUUGGGGAAACACUGCAGAACAAACUAAAGCAGAAUAAAUCUACCACUAAUGCACUAUAAUUGAGUCAAGAAUAUGCUGCAGAAUUAUUGCCGGCGUCCAUUUUUCUUGAGCGACAAUGGAGUGUGCCUCUGGGGGUGAAGUCAAACUGUUAUGUUAGCAGCCCUGAAGUGAUCUUCUCAGGGCGCAAGCCUAGGCAGUGUGUAUGGAGGUCCUGGGAUGCCCAGAUAACAAGAUUCCUCUCUCGGCCUCACAGUUGAGCCAAAUAAAAGCAAAGCAAUAUGUUUGGCACCAGCUUGGGUGCAGGAGUUGCUGGAAGGAGGUGUGCCAGGUGCCAUCUUAGGGACUCCAGUCAAGAUUUGUGUAGAUACUCCACAAGGCAGCUAAGGUUUACAAGCCCCAUCUGCCCCUCACUUCUACAGAAUAUGCCUUCAGUAAAACAGCCUGGAUGGGUUCUGAGCUGGAAUGUUCAUACAACCUUUGCCACUGCACAUGCGCAGCAACAUGGAGUGUUUUUUACUAUAAUCUGAAUACGAGAGUUGCACAAAGUCAUUGAAUUUGCAGCUGUUAUAGUUCCAGAAAUCACUGUAUACUGAUGUGUGUGUGAGUGUAUGUUUGUGAGAGAGGGGUGAGUUGGGGAGAUGAACUCAUGAUUACAGUGUGGAAAACUGAUUAGUGGCCAUUGGUCCUUUGUUCAGUUUCUCAGUUCCCCUUCCUCCUUUUGGAAUGCAGACACUGUUUUCUCACCCACUGAGAUCUGGAAGUAAUAAAUGGGUAGUUACUGGGUUCCAUUUCCUGACCUAAUGACUGGAGCUAAUCCUCAAACUGCAAGGUUGUCUGUCUGCAACAUGCAUCUCUCAGGAGUUCAGCUGGGAAGGAUUUUUUAACUGGAUUAAGUCCAGUGCUUUCCUGUGCUGCUGUGAAGGGAGUUCUGUAGUCUCUCUUCCUGGGGAGAGGGGACCAUAGUGUCUGGGUUGCCAGGAGCACAUGAUUUCUUUGCCAGCAAAUCCUCAUCUGAAACUGAUUUGCUUGGAUUUCAUCAGUCAUCAUUUGGCUGACAAACUGUACUGAAUCGUUAGGUUUCUCCUCUCAACAUCAAUUUGCUCUGUGGAACAGAGAGAAUCCCUGGACAAACGUAAACCUCAGCUAAUUAGCAAAUGGUCAAGAUCAGAAUGUUGAGAAGGCCCCUUUGAUUUGAUUACACACUGCAGAAAAGGUAAAAUAUGUUGAUUACACAGAGCCGCUGGCAGUAGCGCCCCUAAACUGAACUUGUACAAUCAGAGAAGGCCAAACUCUUAAUGACAGAUAACUUACUCUGUUGGAAAAAAGCUGUAACUCAAAAAGCAGGAGGUCCCAGCUUCAAUCUUGCACAUCUCCAAGUAGGGUUAAGAGAGACCCUUGUCUGAAAACCUGGAGAGCUAGCGGUGGUCAAUGUAGACAUUACUGACCUAGAUGGACCCAUGGACUUAUUAUAAGGCAGCUUUCUACUUUCCUAGUUUGGUAAUUGGACCAGUCAAUUAUCCCAUGUUAUUGAAAUUCAUUUAAGUUAACAGCCCAGUAUGCAUGGAGGGCACUCAAUGAAGAAAUGCACCACACUUUGGAAUCUCCUUGCCAGGUAGGAGCAGAGUCUCUCUCGAGGUAAUAGCAGUAUUACUCUACCGGGUCUUGCGCUAGAGUCAUCAGCAGUUUAUAAUGAAAUGUUGCUGAAUGAUCUGUAACUAGCAGACAAAAAUGGUUGACUAAUCACUGUUCCUGUUUUGAAACCUUACUGGAUAGCACAUUGGCACAGGUUUAGAUACCCAGUCGCAUCCAAAUGAUCCUGGCAUUGCCAAGCAAUGACCCAUGGGCAAUAUAGUUUAUCGAAAAUGGGAGGCUUUUAAAUAGCUUUAACAUAAUACGUGGAGAGGCCUUCAGUAAAAGGAUGGUGUGUCAUCCAGAGUUCAUAACCUAUUCUGAAUCUGUGGCAACUAAUUUCACUUUAAUCAUCAUAUGCCUGCUUAUGGGAGUGGGUGAGUCUAUAAUUGGGAAUAUAGCUAACUGGGGGUGCAGACCACCAGGGUGAAUUGCUUGCUUUGGGCAAAAGUUGUGAAUGUUGCCCAUUGUAUAGCCCAGUAUAUAGUUCUGGGGCAGAAUUGGUGCUCAUGGUGCAUAUUGGCACCAAUGACAUGGAGAAAUGUAGUCAUGAGCUCCUGGAAGCAAAAUGUAGAUUGCUGGGAAGAAGGUAGUCCCUGAAGUCAUAACCUCUGGGCCGUGGACCUAACUAGGCUCCCCAGGCCAUUUCCCUCAAACCCACAUGCACCUGCCGUGCACCGGAUGUCAGGUGUCAUGAUAAGUGUUGGGUAGGCAGAGGCACAGGUGCAGAAGGCAGAUUGAAUUUCCCACAUAUUAGCUGGUGUGCCAGGAGUCCACAUGUACCAUUGAGUUCCUGUAGGGAACUGGCUUGCAUGUCCAAAGCUUGCAGAAAGCAGAAUUUGAAUCAGCUGAUGUGCAGAGAAUUUGAUGCUGCUGCGGUGGUAUAUGCCACACCUGUCAGUCACUUGACAUUGAUAUGUGCAGGAGGGUAAAAUAAAGAUCUGGCUUGUUAGGACAAAAAGAUCUAGCUUUACCCCUCUGAAAUUUAAAAGAUCACAACAUUUUUCAUCUUCAUCUGUGGAGGAAAGUUGUAUGCCACACCAAAUCUUCCUCAGCUGCUGUCCACUCCCCCCCCUUGCCCCCAGUCAGUUUAAAAGCAGUUUUGCUGUUUUUUUAUUUCAUUUAAACACCUGCUUCAAUGAACUAGAUGGGCUUUUCUCUUCAUUCAACAAGCUCUUCUAAUGUCCUUGUGUAUGUAAACUAGAAUAAGGCUUGAAAAGCGUUAGGAGGGGUGAACUUCAGUAUGAUUAUGGAUGGCAUUCAGUGAAAUAAUUGCUCAAGAAUUACGCUUGUGUGAGGGGAUUUCCCCUCCAUCACCCCCAAAUCCGCUCCAGAGGGAAAACCUUAAACAGAAGAUUUAGGGAGGCUGCUGAGGAAGUGGGUGAAAUGUUCUGUUAUGCAAGGAGAAAUCCAUGCACUGCUUGAACAUUUCUGCUUUGUGCUGCUUUGAAUACAACCCAAUGCCUUAAGACAACAUUUUUCAAACGUUUGACUUUUUUCAGAACUCUGUUAACAUUAUUGGUGGCAGAACCACUGCACAUCUGCCACAAAACCCCACACACAAGUGCAUGCAGGGCAUGGGCUCCCUGCCGCCCUGAAUGAAUAGUUGGCGCAACCUAGAAUGUGUUCCCCUGUGGCCCCACGUGGCAGAGCAGUCCUUGAGGAUAGGCUGCCUUAUUUUCUCAUCUGGGAACCCCGGCUAGGCUUCCAGUGAACCUGAAACGCAGUUUGGAAACCCAUUUUCUUAAGCAGACCCAUGAGACCCACGAGGACUUUUUUCCAACAGCAAACAAAUAGAUUUUUUCAAAAAUGACUUUCCCCAUUCCUCUUUUAAAAAAAAAAUCCUCACAUCUUACAUCUCGGUGCUCUGCCUCCUUUUCCUUUAUUUUCUCCUCUUCUUCCUGAUGCGGCUUGAAGAGAAACCAUUUCCCAAACAAUUUCUGAAAACUGUCCAAGUGAUGGCUGGGAAAGCAAACAGACCUGUUUUUCUCAAGCUGUGUUUUGUUUUUUUAAAGCUCUUUUGAAAUCAUUUCAAUCUGCCGUUUGGGAAAGGCCCACAGGAAUUACGGCCUUGUUCCUUCCCAAGUAGUAUCCUGCAGAAGUGGCAGCUUUAAUAGGCUUUCUGAGGUGUGUAAUUUUGGAGAUAUUUAGAGGUAACCACCACUUCUGCAGGGACUGUAGGUGGUUUUGACCUAUCACCCUCCUUUCAUUGAGUUGCCUUCGGUUUUAUUGUAUUUGCCUCUUAUUCUGGAUUUAAAGCGAGAGCUCAGAUUUUAGGAACCUGACAGCAACCAGGUUGUCUGUGGCAGUUGCAGCAUCUGAGGACUGGGGUUAUAAACACAUUAGCUCCCCCAGUGACUCUGGGGCCAGACACCGGAGACGGAAGUUGAGAGAGGCAUCAGCAGCACUUUGAGUGAGGAAGCCCUGCCCUCUGAGGAACGAACAUCUGGCUGCUUUGGCAGCCAUUUCUGGGCCAGGGUCAUUUCCUGUGAGGCCAGCUGUGACCCAUCAGGGUGGCAGUUAAAACAUCUCAGGAACUGCGGUGGAGGGACCUAUAUGUACUUUUGCCCCUCCUUAUCGGCUCUUGGCUUUUAAAUUGUAUUUUAAAUGUAUUUUAGGUAGUCUCUGGGACUUAGGGGUAUAAAUGCUCCACAUGAACAUGCCCAAAAAUUUAUUUAUUUUAUUCCUUACCACCUAGGAUUUCUGCAAAGGAUCUGAAAAACAUGCUGUCACAAGUGAACUACCGUGUCCCUAACAUGAAGUUUCUGCGCGAGAGGCUAACAGUAAGUGCUCGAUAUUCUUUGCCCCUUUAAACAUGCAUUCUCUUUGCAGUCAUUGCCAUCAGCUGCACCAUAGCAUCAAUUGGGGAAGGGCCAUAGCGCAGCAUUGUCUACUCCGGCUAGCACCAGCUCUGUGGGGUCUCAGAGAGAGAAAUGUUUCUUCUGUUCACCUGAUCCUUUUAACUGGAGAUGCCAGUGUUUGAACCUAGAGGCUUCUGAAUGAGCGUAUGCUAGAGCAUAUGCUCUACCGUUCAGCAAACUAUUCAGAGACUCUGGGCAUGCACUCCCACUUUGUAUAUUUAAAAACACAUCGGUGGAUCGCAAGGAUUGUAGUGUUAAAAUACCGCAGUCAUCUCAGCACUCCGUUUUCCACAAACAGGAAAACUGAGGUGUCAUACAUGACUGAGGAUGAGUGUUAUUUAUUAAGAGGAUUUUCUCCUCCCCAAUCUCUCAUUUUAGGAUGUGGAGCAGAGAAAUGGUGAUAUCACAUAUGGACAGUUUGCCCAGUUGUACCAGAGCCUGAUGUUCAAUGCACAAAAAGGGGUGAGAUACUUCUAAUCGUAAUAUUUGAUACUUUGUAAAGUCUAUGCCUCCUCUUUUGUUUUGGUGCUGUUUCACUUCCUGUUACUUUCCCUUUUGUUUUAUCUAGCAUGUGAAUUGAACACAUUUCAAAUAGCAAACUAUUUCCCUUACCUGCACUUAUGACCCUAACUAGAAAAAAAACUGUGUCUACAAAUGGAAGGUGGAAAAUGGGAAGUACCCUUUGCAGUUUAGUUUCUAGUGCCGUGUACAGGUAACCCUGAUCAGAAAAGUGAAGAUCACCAGCUCUCUCACAUCAGUUCUCUACACAGACCAGGACUUGCUGUUGCUAUGUGUGCUGCUGACCUGCUAUUGUGAGAGAAAGGGACUCAAAGACAAACAGUAGAGUUCUGAAAAGGAAGAGGUCUCAAGUUUACUUGCCAUUUUAUCUUUGUUUUUACAGAAAAAAAGUGUUAUGUGAGCUCUCACCAUUUGUCCAUCUCCAAACCCCAAGCAUCUCUCUAACUUAUUUUAUGUAAGAACUACAUGACACUCUUCAGUAAGAAUAUUUUUAGGGCGGCUUGCAAAUAAAACAACAGAACAAUAAUAGUAAAACAAUGAUGAGAAUGAGUGUCGUCAUUGAGUUGUCCCCCCAGCCCACAUCUUUUAUUUCAUUCAUUUCAUGUGUGAGUAUACUGAAAUAAUGAUGGCAGGCACAGCCUAAAAUAAUAGGGGAUUGUGAUUAAGCCAUUGCAUAUCUUUACUGAAGUGUAAAGUGUGACACUGGAUAUACCAAGCAGAAUCAGCUGAUGUAUGCAUUUUUUUCCCCUUAUGCAGAUGGCUAUUCCAUUCUUGGAAAGGUAAACUGCUCUCUUUCCUAUAUACAGUGGGAGGGUUGAGUGGGUUGGAAAUUAGACUUGUUUAUGAAUGUAUGUUGACAUUUGACUGCAGACUGCUCGUUUCCUCAAUAGGACCCUAUUCUCAAUAUGUCUUCAAUGAAGGGCCUUGUUAUAAAAAUGCUGGGCUGAGCUGUUUGGUGGUGGAAUUUCUAAAUCAGGGGUGUUCAAAACAGACUCUGAGGCUAGGUUUCUCUCUUCCCAUUCUUAGUUCACCAUUGGCAUGGCAAUAAAUCUAUUUUGCAGCAAACUGCAAAAUUCAAACAAGUUGGAGUGAUUUUUAUGCCCGUUGCCGUGGCCACAAAACUUGGAAUUUUGCAAAUAGAUUGAACUAGCUGAUGCAAAACCCAGCCAACUUUUCAUUUUAGAUCUGUUACUAUCUUUUGAUUAUUUGGAUUUAUGCCUGCCAGUGUCCUUGCCCAGUGGUAAAGUGGGUUAUCUGGAAAUGAUCUAUGUCUAUGUAGAGAUCCUCUAGCACUGCUAUUUCUUCCUUUGAUUUCUUUGACUCCUUAUUGCCCUGUGGGAGAGGGAGGAGCAGAGACAAGGAGCACGGCUGUCAUGUAUGAGGAUGGUUGAGGCUCCCUAGUUGCUUUCAGUAAUCCAUCUCAGCUCUGACACUGUCUUCCUUGUUUAGCCGAUUUCUCAGUGCAGCAGCUGCUUGUUCUGUAGGGUGAUGCUUUCUAACCAAUGUGUCUUGUCUGUGCUUCCUCCUCCAGCAGUGCAGAGAGAUCUGAGCACUGCAGGGUAUCACUGAAGGAGUUCCAGAUGUUUUUGCUAGAAUACCAAAAGGUGAGUUCGUGCAAUAGAAAGGGAAAUGGAGAAAGAAAGCAGCACAAUGUGAUAAUCAAUGGCUUUUUUUUUUGGAUACCACUCAACACAGUGUGACCACUCAUAGGCAAUUGAAAAUUCUGAGUUCUUUAAAUAAAGUUGGGUUCCUUGCACUGGUGCUGAGAAAUAAUUGGGAUCUUUCAGCCACAGUAACAAUUAGAAAAUUUGGAACAGCAGUGCCUUAUUUCACAGGUUGCACUGACACAUAAGAAAACAAUAUCUAAAUCCCAUGUAACUACUAUUAACUAAUAACCAAACAAGUUCUCUUACUCAGAGACCUGGCUUCUCAUCAGAUCUACUGUGUUAGAAGUCACCUUAAUAACGCAUAUGGAGUCCAGAGAGAAAAUAAAUCCUGAUAACACUUUACUGGGCAAAAGUGAACCAAAACAGUGUAUAUAAUUUGAGGGGAAAGUAACAGAGAGGCAUUACACCAGGCCUUGUCCAUAGCAGGGAAACACUGAACCCAACAUGCAGAGAAAAAGGUCCCUCAGGAGCACACAGCCAAUCAGAGCAUAUGUUGCCUCAGUGUUGAUCCUGCCACUAUGCCUGGUUGCUAAGCAGGCCUCCUGUCCCCCUCUUGGCUAGUAGGCUUUAACACUAACAGAAAUAACUCUUAAGUUACAAACUGAAUGAACCCUCCUGUUGCACUUCUACCAUGCUGCUAACCUUCAUUAUUGUGGUCCUGAGGAAAGGGGGAUGAGGGAUUAAGGCAGGAUUCAGGAUGUGGUUGGGGAGCUGGGCAGACCAGAUGAGACCAGGCGCCAAUGAGACUAGAUGCUUUAGGCUGCCUUAGAACUAUAGUGGAUUUUCCAUGACAUCCAAUUUCUCUUCCCCUCUCAUAGUCCUAAUCCUGACAGCUGGUUAGUAGGAAUGCAGCAUGAAUCUGCUGAGUUGGUGGGUUUUUUUUUAAAAAAAAACCCUCUGUGUUGCUAUGUCUCAUUUUUAUGUUUUAAAUCUAGAUGAAUUUUAGUGGUCUGCAUUUCUAAUUGUUUUAUAUAUAUAUAUUUUAAUGAUAUUUAUUAACAUUUCAAAAGAAAAAGAUCACAUCAAUAAAAAAAUUAACAAUAAAAAGGAAAGAUACAAAAUACAAAGUACCAAAAAAAACCCCCCAGUUAAAAACAAUUCCAUCUUUUCAUCACUUCUUUUACAUUUACUUGUUUCCCGGACCUCCUCAUACCACCCUCUUUUGUAUUCCAAUUCACGCAUUUCUAAUUGUUUUAUAGACUUUUCUCUUUGUCGUAAGCCACUUCAAACAGAAGGGAAGUGCGAUGCAAAUAUUUCAGAUAACUGUAUGGCUGGAGAACAGUCUGACGUCACAUGAUUCAGAACACUUUGGAUGCGAAUGAGGGCUGCUAGGGUGGCAGAGAGGCUGCCUGAGAAUCAUGUGCAGGCCACUCUGAGCUCUCGGAAGAGACUGGGAGAAUGGGUGGUUGGGUGUGGAAAUGCAACAUGGCUAUUGCCAUUAUUAUUUAUUGCAAUAACACUGGUUCACGAUGGUGCAAUGCAAUUUGGCAGUUUGACGUUAUUGGAAAAACUGACACAAAAAUCAAAAGUAGCAAGAGGCCCAAAGAAGCACAACAAUUUUUAUUCUGCCUGGUGUGACUUUAUUGAUUGCACAAAUAAUGAGGCAUAUGGUAGAACAGUACCCACACAGUAAGGCAUGUGUGAAGUAAAUAUUUCAUUUCCCCUCUCCCCCUCCCCCCCCUACAAAUUCUAAUUGUUACUGAUACAAAAUAUAUUCAGAAAUGUCUUUUUGAGUGUUUAUGGUUGUUUUAAUUUUAUGUAAUUAUUGCGUGCCAUUUGCUCUAACGUAAACAAAUAUAUAUAUAUAUAUAUAUCUCAAUGCAACCAUGUUAAACGGUUCAAAGAAAACGGAAAAGAAUAAAAUCUAUAUUAGGGGAAAAAACACUAGUUCAAAUUUAAAUAGACCAGGUAAACUGGAAAAACACUCUGUGCUUGUCUGAGCUGUUUCAUGUUGCAUGCGGCUGCCAGCUUGCAGUGGUCCCAGGAGUGCAUUAAGAUAUUCACUAACUAGCACAAUUUCUGUUUCAUCCUGCUGAUAUUGUAGAAUGAGGACGAUAUGCCACUGGAGAAGUAAACAAAAAGAAAACAGCCUGUUUUCUGAGCACAUAAUGAAGGAGAGGGAGCCAUAAAGUCAAAGAGCAAAAUAAACCAUGUCUCUCCUUCCUCUUUCCUUCAUUACUCUGAUGGGAGUUGGGGAUAUUAUCUGGCGCAGGGCAUAAUCCAAGCUCUGGGUUUGGGAACAGUGGCAGAACCACUGUUAUGUCUGAAGCCCUGUUGCUCACCAGCCUGGGUGUGGAGCAGUAAUUACACUGUGUCAUGCUGGCACAGUAGAGAACAGCUAUUCAGGUCUAUCACUUAGGAUCCAGUGGGUCACUGCCUGGCCCAGCUCUACUCUCUCCUUGGCCCCAAACACCCCAUUUCAGGGGUUUACAUUGGUCUACCUGACUUGUGAAAAGUCAUUUAGGGCCUCUUGAAUACGUGGUUUGUUGUCCACGUGAAGCUAAUUUCUGUGCAUCACUGAUUCCCAGAGAGGUUUAUUUUCCUGCAAGUACACUUAGUGGGCAGCUGAUGUGUGCCGGGGCCUCAAACUCUUACGCUCAGGGUGAACUAGACUUUCCUGCCCCACUUUGUACCCGGUGGUGUGCACAGAUUGUUUUUGGGAUGCACACAAGGAGAACCAAAUGGCCGUAAUGAUGAUAUGGAAAGGGCACUGUUCUCUAGCAAUCAACCUCUGCUAUAUUGUUUGGGUUUGAUUUGCAUUUUCUCUUGUCAUUUCUCUUUCUUUAUAAUUUUGUUUUUCCUUGCAUAGAGAUCAUUUUCAUCUAGUAAAACUGACGUGCUUAAAGUUGUGGUCGUCCAGAAAGCCACACUCGCUUGGAUGUUGGCAUGUUUCAGUGAUGCUUUGAAAUCUUGUGCUGCAUAAUGGUUAAGAGCUCUGAGCUGUGAGGUUCCUGGUUGAAAUUCUGGCUUGGCCACAAACCCUCCAUUCCACAUAUUCCCCAAGAAGAUCAGGGCAGCUUCCUCUGUGGUUUGCCAUUUUCUCUUUGUAGCUACCUUGCUAAAAGGACCAUGACCAUUAGGUCCAGUGGUGACCGGCUCUGGGGUUGCGGGCUCAUCCCGCUUUAUUGGCCGAGGGAUCCGGCGUACAGCUUCCGGGUCAUGUGGCCAGCAUGACUAAGCCACUUCUGGUGAACCAGAGCAGCGCACGGAAACACUGUUUACCUUCCCACCGGAGCGGUACCUAUUUAUCUACUUGCACUUUGACGUGCUUUCGAACUGCUAGGUUGGCAGGAGCAGGGACCGAGCAACGGGAGCUCACCCCGUCGCGGGGAUUCGAACCACCGACCUUCUGAUCGGCAAGUCCUGGGCUCUGUGGUUUAACCCACAGCGCCACCCACAUCCCAGCUACCUUGCUAGAUGUAGGCUAAGCUGAGAAAUAGCUCCUUCUCCAGGCUUCAUGUUUGUGCAGGGAUUUGAGCCUAGGCAAUUCCAAUUCAAGCCUAACACAAUCACCCAUCCUUCGCUCUUCAUCUGCAAUUCAGGGGUGAUAAUACUGACCCACCUUACAGAGCUAUUUUAAGGAUUUCUGAAGCAAUAGAUGUGACAAACGUUGAGCACCUUAGGAUUGAACUGAAUGCUUGGAUAAGCUGGAAGAAUCUGGCUUCUGAAAGUUUCCUUGUCUUCCUCCUUCCUUGUGUUUACAGGAACUUUGGGCUACUAACCUCCUCUUUGUCCAGGACUUCAUGUUCAACUUUCUGAAGGACCCAUUGAGGGAAAUCGAAGAGCCUUAUUUUUCCCUGGAUGAGGUAAGACUCCCAAGAAUCUACUGAUGUGGGUGGCUGCAGUGGGGCUGGGGGAAAAGUGAAGUGAGAAGGUACAUUGCACAAGCUCCUUUUACAGUUCCCCUAGGAUGCUUUACAAUUCCCUGUUCUCUGAUAGGCUGCCUGCCGGCCACGUUGGAACCAAUGAACACUUGGCCUCCCUCCCUCCUCUUGCCCUUGCCAUUUCUCUGCUGCUCGGGGGGGGGGGGGGAGGGGUCACUGGUACCUCAGUCCUGGCUGCCAUGUCUCCCUGUGUUACUGCACAUGUGGACAGGUAAUAGUCUUCAGGAAGAAGCAGGCUAGGAGGUAGCUAUCCUGACUGCUGCUCACUGUAGUGAGUUAACACUACAAUGCAGCAUAGUGCAACACUUUUUUGCCCCCCUCUUCAUUCUAUCUCUUGUUUUCUCCUUAUCUAUCUUCUGAUAUGCAUCCUUCUCUCCUGCCAAACCUCCUUACCCACCACCCUCGGUCCCACAUUUAGGCUUAAGAGGGAUAACUCCCACUGAUGUCCCACCCCAUUUUGACAACCCAAAUUUCUCUGCAAGGAGCAAGGCCAAGUGGGGGAAUGCUGUGGGCCAAGUUCAAAAACCUUUUGGGCCAUAUCUGGUCUCCAGUUAAGAGCUUCCCUAUCCCUGCCUUAUAUGAUCAAUUUCCCGAGAGGUCCGGAGGGUGGCAACACGAGCGGAGGGUGGCAACACGAGAACGGGUCUCCUCUGCAGUGGCUCCCCGUCUGUGGAAUGCUCUCCCCAGGGAAGUUCACCUGGUGCCUUCAUUAUAUAACUUUAGGCGCCAGGCAAAAAUGUUCAUUUUUAACUAGGCCUUUGAUUGACCUGAUCAACAUCCCAUACCCUUUUAAAAUGUGGCUCUUUUGGGGUGGUAUUAUUGGGUUAUUGUUUUUAUUUUUAUUAUAUAUAUUGUGAUCUUUUUAUGUGAACUGCCCUGAGACCUUCGGGUAUAGGGUAGUAUAUAAAUUCAUUUAAUGAUAAUAAUAAUGAUAAUAAUAAUACCUCAGUUUUCAAAUGUGCCUCAAAAGUCGAACAGGAAACGCGGCUUCCGCUGAGUGCAAGACUUUGAAGCCUAGCUGUCAGCUAUUGAGUUUCAGUUUUUGAACGUUUCAGAAGUCAAACAGUCUUCCAGAAUGGAUUACGUUCAAAAACCGAGGUGCCACUGUAGUUUUGUUAUGGUUUUAAUUCUUGUUUUGUGCUGCUGCCCUUUGGAUCCUAUGGGAUGAAGUGGUGGCAUAUAAAUGCUGUAAAGGAAUAAACACAAUUUUAAAAGCUUAUUUAAAAACUGCCCUUGUUUUAGUGUUUUAUGUGGGUUUUCCCCUCCCUUGUUUUUUCCUCUCUGGGCAGUUCCUUACCUUCCUGUUUUCCAAAGAGAACAGUAUAUGGAACUCGGAGCUUGACGUUGUACGUCCUGAGGACAUGAACAAUCCCCUCUCCCACUACUGGAUUUCUUCCUCGCAUAACACGUAAGAAGAUAAAGGAUGUUCCCUGUUUUGUUCUACUUUUGAGAACCUGAUUUGCAUGAUGAGUUUGGCCUGGUUCUCCCCCUGCUUUCAUACCUGUCUCCCAUUUGUACCAGCAGGUCAGUAUGUUAGCCAACAGCAGUUAAGGGAUCUCAGGAUGACACAAAACCUGAAAUGAAUCCAUCUACUUAAGUGAUUUCCAUAUUUUUGCUAAAAGAAGUCAUUAAAGUGGGACAUUUUUGGACAAAUACUGUGGCACUGGGGAUGAGUGAGGUGCCUAAUACCCUUAUCCUGUAAUCCCAGUCCAGGUUGCCUCUGCAACUGGAAAUUUCCAGUAGUUGCUCAGGUUAGAGUAGGUUAUACCUUGUGCAGCUAAUGGCAGCUUCAUGUGUGUGAUCUGGGUUGGGGCCACACCCUCCAGCACUAUGACUUCUGUACCGAUUCCUCCCCUGCCCCUCAACAGCAGCUACUUCCCACAGCUACGUUACAUGCAUUUUGUAAUCUUUGUCAUCUCAGAGCUUCCUGAACCUGUGUUGGAGAUGCCUGAGCUAUUGGCACUUGCAUUGCUUGUUUGCGGAAAACUGGAGGGAGGAGGAACGAAGUGUGAAGCUGGCUCUGAAAUCCUCUAGUUUGGAUCCUUUGCAUAGACCUCUGUAGCUUCACCAGCAUUUUGCAAAGUCCGUUGAAUUCUUUUUGCUAAAAGAAUUUUAGGAAUUCUUUGCCUUGGUGCUGUGGCACUGAAGCAGGUGAGGUGGAGUUAUACUCAGCCCUCUUCACUAAUUUCAUUUUGUGCAUUGCUGGGAGAAGGAAAAUGUCAGCACAUCAACCAACCCUUCUUGCCUGGGACACCAUGAACCUAACGCCUAUCCUGAUGCAAACUGAGUUGUACAGUGUACAACCCCCCCACCAAACCCUCCUCUUAAAUUCUCUGUUGCAUUUGAGUCACUGAUGUGUAUGUGGUGUUGUUUUUAACAUCGCUGUGUUCAUAGGACCUUCACUGUUGGUCAUGUAAGCAGUUUUCCUGCCUUCUUCUCAUGGAUAGGUACCUGACAGGAGACCAGUUCUCAAGUGAGUCUUCGCUGGAAGCUUAUGCUCGAUGCCUGCGCAUGGGAUGCCGCUGUAUUGAGCGUGAGUGCUGGCCUCUUCCCCAUUGAUGCCUCCAAGGCUGUUUUCUUCAGCCAACUAGAAGUGAUUUCGCCUUGGAGCAGGGCUUCAGCUCAGUGGUAGAACACAUGCUUUUGCACACUGAGGUUUGCAGCUUCUGUCUCCCGUUGAGGAGAACUGGCAGCAGGUGAUGUGAAAGACCCCUGCUUAGAGUCCUGGAGUGCUUCUGCCUGUCAGAGUAGCCAGCCCCGGGCUAGAUGAACAAAUAGUCUGACCUGCUAUCAGAGUCAUCUUUAGCAUAUGCGCCACUGAGGUGCAAAGAUCUGCCCAGCACCCCCAAAUUUAGUUUAGCCCCCAAAUUAACUUUUAUUAUGCUUAUGUCAGACAAAUGCCGACAAUUAGCAAAAAUAAACAUUAUUUUUUUAAUGAUUUCUCUCAACGAAUUUGAACUGUAAGUGAUGAAAUUAAAAUGUGCCAUUGUGAAUGAUGCUGGUGCGGCGCAUCUUUGGUAAAUGAGCGCACAAAGUCGAAAGUCCUUUAGUGAAACAGUAGGUAUACAUUUUGGUAAUACCUAGGUAUAUAUGUAUUUUGUUUUUCUAGCUUGAUCAAAAUUAUUUUUUAUUUCAUAACAGGUAGCUAGUUAAGAGCUUAGGCGGCCUUAGCGUUGGGCACCUGGCGCCCCCCAGAAUUCAGUGCCCAGGUGCCCCACACCCCUUGCACCCCUGGGUAACCCCUGGGUAAAGAUGGCCCUGUCUGCUAUAAGGCAGCUUCCUGUGUUUCACAUGUCGCUACACAGGCCCAGCCCAAAGUUCUCUGCAUCAGGAACUUUUCAAGGAAGCCAGGACACUUAAUUACAAGAGUUUCCUGUAGCUUGUUCUCUGGUGCCAAUAGCAUCACCAGUGCGCUGUAUGCUACGUAUAUUCACAAAACUGCUUUGACCUGCCUUCCCUUCCACACAUCACUUCCACAUAUGUUGACAUCAAGAAGGAAAAGGAAAUGAUAUUGUUCACUAGAAUGUGUGUUCUGCCAGGUUGCUGGCUGCCAGAGUGCUCAUGAUGCAUGCCUCUAGAUUCCUUGCUCACUAGAGAUUUCCUGCAUAGCUAUGCCUUGCUGCCUUGUAAUGAUAACACUCUUUGCUUGUAUUUCUUGAGUUAGAUGCCUUUUCUUAAUUAUUCCCCUUUUUAGUUGACUGCUGGGAUGGCCCUGAUGGAAUGCCAGUGAUUUAUCACGGGCACACGUUAACUACCAAAAUAAAGUUUUCUGAUGUCCUAGCCACCAUCAAGGAACAUGCUUUUGUGACCUCUGAGUAAGUAAAGCGGGGAUUGUGGCAUUCUGUCCUCCAGGAACUUGCAGCUCAUGUACUUGGAUUCCAGGGCCUCCGACAUGCAAACCCUAAAUUGCUUGUGGCAGCUUGUCUGGGUGCAGUACUAGAAUUUAUAUAUGUGAACCGCUCUCACAGUAUUUCUGUCUGCAAUGAUGCAUUGGCAUUGUAGUCGGUAAAAACACCCCCACCCUAAAUAUUGUCUUCCUUCUGUAAGAAAUAUUAAAACUGGGCUAUAAACAACUCACGAUUCAGUGUGCAUUUGGCUCAUACUUUUAUUUAUUUCAUAAAAUGUAUUUACCGCUUGAUUGUAUGAAACCUCAAAGUGGUUUACGAAAGAAUAAAACAGGAGAAUCAAGAAAAAUCUACAACCCUACCUUAAAGCGUGCAGAAGUUUUAAAUACUAAAACCGUUCAAAAUUACCUCAACUUUCUAGGCAUCUGGGAAGGCAUGUUUAAGCAAGAAUGUUUUUAGCUGAUGUUGAAUAAGCAGGGAGUUCCAAAGUCCAGGUGUUGCUGCACUAAAUGGUCAAGUUCUUACAGAUGUGCACCAGGUAUUACAUGCACCUGUAGGAGUGCCAGUUCCCCGAUGGAAGCGUUUGAGUGGGCAUAUGGGGCAAAGUGAUCUCAAAGGUAAACUGGUCUCAAGUUGUUAAGGGAUUUGUAUACUAAUAAAGGUAAAGGUACCCCUGCCCGUACAGGCCAGUUGUGUCCGACUCUAGGGUUGUGUGCCCAUCUCACUUAAGAGGCCGGAGGCCAGCGCUGUCCAGAGACACUUCCGGGUCACGUGGCCAGCGUGACAAAGCUGCUCUGGCAAGCCAGCACCAGCGCAGCACACGGAAAUGCCGUUUACCUUCCCGCUAUAAAGUGGUACCUAUUUAUCUACUUGCACUUAGGGGUGCUUUCGAACUGCUAGGUGGGCAGGAGCUGGGACCGAAAGACGGGAGCUCACCCCGCCGCGGGGAUUCGAACCGCCGACCAUACGAUCGGCAAGUCCUAGGCACUGAGGUUUUACCCACAGCGCCACCUGCAUCCCUGUAUACUAAUAACAGCACCUUAAACUAUGUCUAGUUGGUUAUCGACAACCAGUGGAGGUCUCUGAGCACAGGUCUUGCAUAUCAACAAAGCAUCACUCUGGGACGAAAAUGUUUUGUUUUGUUUUUUUAAUGAAACUAAGAAAAAAACUGGCAUACAUGCUGAUUUAAGCUACAUAAUUAAUUUUAUUUUGCAUAAAUCAUCAUGCAUUUUUUUUAUAAAGUUAUAUAAUGUGUCCCCUUUUCUAAUCUUUGGUAGGGUGUAGGACCUAUGCAAGGCAGUGAAACUUCAUCUCCAGCUACUGGAAGUUUUAAUCUGCAAUUCACUUGACAUGAAAUGUGGAUCCAGACAUUUCAGCAGGCUCUGCUAGUGCCCUUUCAAGCAUAUUUUUUUAAAGAAAAACUUGAACUUUUAAAAACCUUAAGCUGAGAUUUUGAAGAAGCUGAAUACUCUGCCCGUUACAUUCUGUGUUUUCUCUAUGCUCCCACAGAGUCACUUGUAUAUACACAGCCUUGAUCAUACUGAGAGAUGGGUGCCUCCUGAAUUACCAUAGAAUAAUAGUCUCUAACAGCUAGACUAUCCAGUCCACAUUAUUCUGGCUUAAUGACCAUCGCUUGCUGUUUUUGUUUGGCUUUCAGCUUCCCUGUUAUUCUGUCCAUUGAGGAUCACUGCAGCAUCGCCCAGCAGAGGAAUAUGGCUCAGAACUUUAAGAAGAUCUUUGGAGACAUGCUGCUAACCAAACCAGUAGAUAUCUCUGCUGAUGGACUUCCAUCUCCAAACCAGCUGAAGAGGAAGAUUCUCAUAAAGGCAAGUCUUUUCCAUGGCCUUUGCUGCUGAGAUAACUACUAGAACUCAAAAUGGGGAGUGGGGCACAUGGUUUCUUGGCAUUACAGCUUCAAACACACUACUUUACUGCAAGUUGCCUAAGGCUAGUUGGCUUGUAAAAUCUAAAAACAAUUCAUCUGCCUGGCUAGGGAUACUGUGGACUACAAGAUGCAUCUUGCAAAACAACAACAACAACAAAAAACCCUGUUUUUGCAAAAAACAACAACCCUGUUUUCGUGACCCACUGAAUUCCUAUAUAUGUGCCAACCAAUAUAGCAUCCUUGCUGUUUAAGUUAUUGCAGUUUAACUGGAUAUGUAAUGUAUAUCAUUCUUUUUUCUGGUACUGGGGAUUUAUACAAAUAAUAUAGAAUCACAAUUAUUGCAUUGUGAAGGCAAAUAAAUGGCCUACGAAAUGAGAUGGAGAUUAGAUUUCUUUAGUGAGCUAGGAACAAAUCUAAUAUUUAUCUUGUGCCUUAGGGUGUUUAUGAGAGCUCAGGGGAAAGCUCUCAUUAGAUACUGAAUGUUCCCUAUAGGUCCACAGUUGUAGAUCUACAGAAUUCUCUCCCUUACUGCCAAUGCUGGGAAGUUUGCUACUAUAAUGACUUCACCUUAGUAAUAUUCUCAAAGUUGAACUUCAGGCAGGAUUUAGCUAGGAAAUCUUCAGGGUCAUUACCUUAGUGUGCAAACUCUGUUGUGCCCCAUAAUUAGUUGUGGGUGCCCUAGAGAUAUCCAAAAGGCAGGUCUUGUUCUCUUGGGUUCAUUUUUUAGAGAAGCUGAGGUGUAUACCUCUCAUUGCAGCACAAGAAACUGGCUGAGGGCAGUGCUUAUGAAGAAGUGCCAUCCACAGCUGUGUAUUCAGAGAAUGAUAUUAGCAACUCAAUAAAGAAUGGAAUCCUCUACCUCGAAGACCCCAUCAAUCAUGUGAGCUUCUUGUUGCUGUUGCUUCUGACUCAACUGCUUCGCUACUAAGUUGCCUAGACUUGGUUGGUCUGUAUGAUCAAAACAGCAAUUAAGCUGACUGAGAAGGGAUGCUGUAACCCCUCUUUCGACCAUAGUUGUACAGUGGUGCCUCGCAAGACGAAAUUAAUCCGUUCCGCGAGUGUCUUCGUCUAGCGGUUUUUUCGUCUUGCAAAGCAACCCUAUUAGCGGAUUAUCGGAUUAGCGCUAUUAGCGGUUUAGCGGCUAUUAAAGGCUUAUCGGCUUAGCAGAUUAGCUGCUAAAAGGCUAUUAAAGGCUUAGCGGCUUAAAUAAAGGGGGGGGAAAGCGAAAAAAAAUUUCAAGACUCGCAAGACAUUUUCGUCUUGCGAAGCAAGCCCAUAGGGAAAUUCGUCCUGCGAAGCAACUCAAAAACGGAAAACCCUUUCGUCUAGCGGGUUUUCCGUCUUGCGAGGCAUUCGUCUUGCGGGGCACCACUGUAUUGUGAUCCAUUUAAUGCACACAAAAACUUUCUCUUUUCACUUCUACUGACACUCUGGUUACACCUAGACUUUUCACUUGCUACAGCCAGUGAUUGCUGGCAUCCUAGACCUGACCAUAAUGACACCUUAGAAUGAUUAAAACGAAUGCAUGGUAAUGGAACGAUGAAUGAAAGCUCAGCAUGUAAAUACAUUUGGGUACUGCCACAUGCUAUGUCUCCACCCUAUAACGAAUAAACAAGCCAACUGGGGCAGGGCUGCCAGGGGCCUUGUGGGGGGGCAGCAUGUGGCUAAAAGUGGUGUCUUGGAUCUGGCCAACAUGAACAUUUAUUUAAAUGAUCACAUGGGCCUUUGCAGGGCAGUGACUGUAAGUAAAAUAUGUUGUAAUACAAAGCAAAGCCAAAUCCCUCUGUAUAAUAUAUUCAUAGGACUCCAUUUUACAAAUGGAAGCAUUUGACACUUAAAAAAAAGAAGAGUUUAGGCAGGUGCUGCUUAUCAUUUUUUUACUUUGUAUGGCACUUACAAAGUAGACAGGUCCUUGUCCAAAGGCUGUCUCAACAUGUUGGUUGAUGUUAGUCUCAGGAUAAGCCCCCCCCUUUUACUUCUGGUCUUCCCGCAAUCCUUUCCUAAACCCAAUAGACUUGAUGUCUUGAGGGUGAUAUUCUAGGAUGAACAUCUUUUUACAUGUGUGUUUGCAGGAUUGGAACCCGCAUUACUUUGUCCUGACUAGUAGCAAAAUCUAUUACUCUGGAGAGAGAAGCAGUGAUUUGGGAAAUGAGGAUGAGGAGGAGCAAAAGGAGGUACGUGAAACAACUUGCCACAAUUUUUCUUCUGAGCUGCUGCAGAUCUUCAGGCUUCUCAGCCAUUCAGGUCUGGAAGGAAUGACUCUUCCUACAUCAGAAGGUGCUUGUAUGGGUGCGACAUAUGGAGCAGUGGCAGCUGGAGGUGGGCACCACUGUGCACUUAGCAUCCCACCAGCCAUAUUACCUGUGCUUACCUGAAGAGUUGAGGUGGUGAGAAGGUCAGUGUGGUGCAAGUAUAGGAGCAUUCAUUGCACCUGCUGUCUCAUCACCCUCCUUUCCAGUAGCCAGCUGUCUCGGCGGUAUAUAUUACCACUGUACCUUGAGCAGCAUAGAUAAAUAUUCAUUAAAUACAGUCAUGAUUUUUUUAAAAAAACACCUAUGAACAUUAUGGGCAUUUGCAGUGUAUUUUUUGUAUUGUGAUAAAGGACGCAAGAUGCCCUAUUGGUGUGAAACUUAAAGAACAAACCAAAUAAGACUGAAAGUGGGUUUCCCAUAUUAUACCAUCUUCAUUCAAAUACCCUCGAUCCAGUGAUUGAUGAUAGUGUGCUAUGGUGAUUCGCUUUUGGAAGGGCUAAAAGCAAGCCAGACCAAUCAUGUCUUCUUUUCCCUCUGUUAAUUAGUAGUGGCCCAAUUUAACACUGAGCUCCUCAUCAUAUUAGAAAAGCCCAUCUUCAUGCAGUGAAAAAAAUGGUGAACAGGAAGGCCACUAUAAAAAAGAAGGAAAAACAGCAAAUUAAAUCCCAAAAUAAACAUGCAUUGACUUCCCACCAAAAAUAAAUAUAAACAAAGGGCCCCAUUGAACAUCCCCUGUGAAGCUGUGAUUAUAUGGUACGCUGCAGCUGCCUGCACAUUGACAUGAGUGCACUGUUUUCACAAAUACUGGUUAUAGCCUGUUGUUAGAUGUAGAGGCUGCAUGCCCCUUGGUCUCUCUCGAGUUUGCUUGUCCAUUUAUGCUGUAUGCCAUUUAUGGUAUAAUAGCACAUUGAGGAGUAUUUCUGAAGCUCCUGAGAACACUGGUCUCCUCCUGCGCUGAAUCUAGAUUCCUGAAAUCUGGAAGGAGAUUUACUGGGAAGAGGAAGUUGAAUUUCAAGACAAUGUAGUAUGGCUCUGGUAACUAAGCUGGUAAGCCUUCUUUGGUUUCCAUACUAGGUGAGCAACAGCACUGAACUCCACUCCACGGAAAAGUGGUUCCAUGGCAAGCUGGGAGCCGGACGUGAUGGGCGCCACAUAGCAGAAAGGCUGUUGACCGAGUACUGCAUAGAGACAGGAGCCCCUGACGGUUCUUUCUUGGUGCGAGAGAGUGAGACCUUUGUUGGCGAUUACACCCUUUCUUUCUGGUAAGAAACUCUUGGGUAUGGUAUCCACCCUUCAGUUAUCUCUGUAACUAGAUGUGUAACUGAAAGAUGCAGGUUAAUGGAUAUGAGGCAUUACACAAUCUCUCUCUCUCUCUCUCUCUCUCUCUCCCUCUUGCCAGAAGAUUCAUGGAAUUUGCCUGUUAGGCAAAUACUUGGAUGAUACAUAAUUCAUUCAAUUUAUGUAGGAAUUGGGAAAAGAUGGCUAAUGGCAGAUUGAGAAGCAGUGUGUGUGUGUGUGUGUGUGUACUACUAUUUAGCUUACCAUUGCUGUUGAAUUCUAUGCAGUGUUUACAUUAUUUGACCUCACAUCUGUGAGAACAAUGGUAACUUGCCCAAGGCCACACAUUGAGAUGCAUUGCUGUGAGAAGGGAUGUGAACCUGUCUUUCACAUCCAAAGCCAGCAUGCCGAGUCCAUUGCAUUUUUGAAGUUAGUCACUAGAUUGAACAGGAAGCUUUGCUGUGCGAAGGAACCCUGCUGUUUGAUUACUGGAAUAGUUGCAUACCACAUCUUGGAUUUCUAAGGCUUUAGCAGUAGUUGCGAAGGUGUUCCGAGGUUUUAAUGUUGAGGGGUAGAAACUUGUUCCUGUAAAUGCACACACAUUAAUGCCAACAUUUUAACAGCACAGUUCUAACCAUAUAUAUUCAGUGGGGCUUACUCCAAGAUAAGUAGCGUUAGGACUGAAGUUUAGGUCAGGCUUUUUGAAGCCCACACACUACUGGAUACCUGGUCUUAGUUUUUCGUGUAAUUUGAAAUUUCCCCAAGCAACCUUUGCUUCAUCCUUUUCGUCAGCUGAGUGCUGCUGUUUCUCCCCUUUCUUGCUCACCACCUGUUGUUUGCACAACCAUGCAAAGAGCUGGUUGGAUACUCUCAAGGUCUACCAACCUAUCCCAAUCUAUUCCACCCUACCGAAUAAGCAACUUUCACUCUUCACAUGACACAUGUUUUCAGGCAGUGUGUCCGCUAUUGUUUGGGGGGGAAAUGUAACUAAAAUAAUAUUUCUUUAUUUUAAAAAGCAAUUUUAGGCUCUAAUUCUAAAUGCAUUUACUAAGGACUAAGCUACACUGAGUAGACUGGGGCUUAUUUUGUGUAAACACACGUGGGAUUUCACUGCUGACCUUUGUUUUUCUUGCAUGCAGGCGCAAUGGGAAAGUGCAACACUGCCGGAUCCAUUCCCGGCAGGAUGCUGGCAGCCCCAAAUUCUUCCUCACCGAUAACCUGGUGUUCAACAGUCUUUAUGACCUCAUCACUCAUUAUCAGCAGGUGCCACUCAGAUGCAAUGAAUUUGAGAUGAGGCUGACUGAACCUGUGCCACAGACCAACGCUCAUGAGAGCAAGGAGUAAGCCAAUGCGUUUUUGGCCUUUUGCUUAUGUCAGAAUUCCAAUAAAGUUGUUGCCUUAGGGCUGAGAUCACUCAAGAAUAUUGUAGCCUGAAUUUAGCACCUUGAGUGAUAAUUUUGGAUAUAGGUAAAGGUAAAGGGGACCCCUGACCAUUAGGUCCAGUCAUGACCGACUCUGGGGUUGCGGCACUCAUCUCGCUUUAUUGGCUGAGGGAGCCAGCGUACAGUUUCCGGGUCAUGUGGCCAGCAUGACUAAGCCGCUUCUGGCGAACCAGAGCAGCGCACGGAAAUGCCGUUUACUUUCCCGCCAGAGUGGUACCUAUUUAUCUACUUGAACUUUGAUGUGCUUUCGAACUGCUAGGUUGGCAGAAGCAGGGACCGAGCAACGGGAGCUCACCCCGUCGCGGGGAUUCAAACCGCUGACCUUCUGAUCGGCAAGUCCUAGGCUCUGUGGUUUAACCCACAGAGUUUUGGAUAUAGCUCACAUUUAAUUGGAGUGGUUUUAUUUUGGUUAGUUCUAUUGCCCUACUGCAGGGUUGGGAACCUGUGGCCCUAUGGAUGUCCCUUGACAUCAUUUCCCAUCAUCUCUGACCAUUGGUGCAAUGGCUGGGGCUGAUGGGAGUUAUAGCCCCAAAAUAUCUGAAAAGCCACCACUUCCCCAUCCUUGCCCUACUAACCUACUUUGCUUCAGAAGAGGAACUACAGUGCUAUCUCUGUCUUCAUUUUAGCUGUUAUUCCAUAUUAUGUGCUUGUCUUCUAUUGAAUUUUCAUCCUGUUAUGUGGGCCCUUGGAGCAUUUCAUUGGAAAGGCAGGACAGACACACAAAUCUGGUGCUUUCAGGCCAUUCUCCACAACUUGGUUAACAUAAAAGACAAAUUGCCCAGAAGUCUCCAAAGAGUCUAAUCUGAAUGGUAUUCUAGAAUGCUCAAACUGCUCUCUUACAUUAAAUUCAUCUGCACUGUUUAUUUAAAGCUGCAAAGCUUUCUUCCCUGCUGACACACAUUUAAUUUUAAUAAAAAUCUACCUCUGAACUAUUAUGGAUCCCCAGUUUAGAGAUGCAGAGAAAUGAAAUGGAGCUGAACAGAGCUCAGGAAGGAAGCCAAAGGACCACAUUUUCCUUUCCUUCAAGUUUGCUUAAGAGCUUGGAGAAUUAACAUUCUUGAGAUUUGUGCCUGCAAUAUCCCAUUGUGCCACAAAAUCCCUAAGCAUAAAACCUGCCUACAUCCAUUUGGAGGUUAACCAUGGUUAUCCUGACUGGUGUGUGCAGAUCAGCUUGGAGCCUUAGUUAGCAUUCACCAUGGUUGGGAUGUGUGCAGAGGUCACCUUUAAGCAUGGAUUUGCCACAGGGAAGGAUUGGAUUUGUAUGUUAGAGAAGGACCCACAGACCAUAUGUGGUCUGUUUCUGACCUCUUAACAGUGGAAACAUUGCUUCUGCACUGGCCCCUAGUGAAAAGGAAGACUUGGCUUGUGAUGCUGCAUUAGCUGGUUUCCUGCUUCCGCAACGAAACCACAAUGGCUCUAAAUCUCCAAAGGGAACAAUACAGCCAAGAGCUUUCGAUCUUUUUUGUAUUCUUCUGUGAAACAGAGUUAAUCCUGGGGUCCAGGCAUUUAUCAGGUACUGCUGUGCUACAUUCACUUACAUUGCAAUAUUUUCACCCCCCAGAUGGUAUCACGCUAAUCUCACCCGGCCUCUGGCAGAGCGCAUGCUGAUGCGGGUGCCACGGGAUGGGGCCUUUCUGGUGCGCAAGAGGAGCGAGCCAAACUCCUAUGCAAUCUCCUUUCGGUGAGUAGUUUGUCUCCCAGGUACCAUGGACUGCCUUAUAUUGAAACAAACAAACAAACAAACAAACUCUGAGCGGCUUCCAACAAAAUAUUAAAAUACAGUAAUCCAUCAAACAUUAAAAGCUUCCCUAAAGAGGGCUGCCUUCAGAUGUCUUCUAAAAGUCUGGUAGUUGUUGUUCUCUUUGACAUCUGGUGGGAGGGCAUUCCACAGAAUGGAUGCCACUACUGAGAAGGCUCUCUGCCUGGUUCCCUGUAACUUGGCUUCUCGUAGUGAAGGAACUGCCAGAAGGCCCUCGGCGCUGGACCUCAGUGUCCAGGUAGAACGAUGGGGGUCGAGAUGCUCCUUCAGAUAUACUGGACUGAGGCCAUUUAGGGCUUUAAAGGUCAGCACCAACGCUUUGAAUUGUGCUCGGAAACGUACUGGGAGCCAAUGUAGGUCUUUCAAGACCGGUGUUAUGUGGUCUUGGCGGCUGCUCUCAGUCACCAGUCUAGCUGCCGCAUUCUGGUUUAGUUGUAGUUUCCGGGUCACCUUCAAAGGAAGCCUUAUAUAUGUGUUGUCGUGGCUGUGAAAUGUAGGGAAGGAAAGUAAAUCCCCCCUCCCCAGUCAUCAUGCAACAAACACUCUCUUCAGCCGUUGUUAAGUGGUUGUUUGGGAAAUGACUGAUCACUUGUUCUGCUGCUGUUUUGUUCCCCAGGGCAGAAGGGAAGAUAAAGCACUGCCGAGUCCAGCAGGAUGGCCAGACCGUCAUUUUGGGUAACUCGGAAUUUGAGAGCCUGGUGGAUUUAAUCAGCUACUAUGAGAAGCACCCGCUGUAUCGCAAGAUGAAGCUGAGGUAUCCGAUUAAUGAGGAAAUGUUGGAGAAGAUCGGGACGGCGGUGAGUAUGGUGUUAGGAAUGGAAUCCAGUGCGUUCUUCCUGGGACUGUGGUCGCAACUGCUCUUGUUUUUCUAGAAUAUGGCUCUAUGACAGGGGUGGGGAAUCUCCAAAUCCCAGUCUUUGCUUGCCAGGGGAUCUAAUCAUUCUUCAAAAUCACUCUCACUUGUCCCUAUCCCUUCUCUAUGGAAAUGGAAUAGUUGGAUCUCUGGUACUGCCUAGCUAGAAGACCGACCUGCAUUUGUCAACCAGCCUAUUGGUAUCCACAAUAUCCUCUCUUCAGUGAGAUGUCCACUUAUUGAGCAAGGAUGGAGAACCUCUGUCCCAUGGGUCAGACUUGGCCCUCUAGUGGUCCGAAUUUGACCUGUGAGGCCAUUUCCCCCAAACCACACCCACUAACACCACACUGAACGUCAUAUGAGAUGUCAGGUGCAGGACAAGUAUUGGCAUGGCUUCAAAGGAACAACUGAGAGCUUAAGGCAUGCUCUUACCAUCCAGCUGUUGGAAGGAGGAAGUAGUUUUCCUUUUGCAAACAGCCCUGCACUGCUCCUUGGACCUUUGGCUUUUGGGUGUUUAAAGAGCAGUGUGAGGCUGCUUGCAAAAGGGCUUUCUAACAGCCCUGAACUUUUCUUUGAAAUUCUGAAAACUGGAGUUUCAAAGUGCAGUGCUAGUCUGUUAAAAAGCCUUUUGUAAACAACCCCACGCUGAUCUUAAAUCUCUAGUUUUUGGAGGUUCAAGGAGCAGCACAUGGCUGUUUGAAAGCCCUUUUGCAAACAGCUCUGUGCUGCGCUUUGAAAUCCCAACAACUGGGGCUUCAAAGUACAGUGGUACCUCGGGUUAAGUACUUAAUUCGUUCCGGAGGUCCGCACUUAACCUGAAACUGUUCUUAACCUGAAGCACCACUUUAGCUAAUGGUUCUUAACCUGAAGAACUAUUUCUGGGUUAGUGGAGUCUGUAACCUGAAGCGUAUGUAACCCGAGAUACCGCUGUACAGCUUUGCCUGAUGUCACUGUAACACCUGGUGAUUGACAGAUAAACAGCCCCACCUGCCUACCAAAUUUGUCCCACCAAGGGUUGGGGAGAUAAGAAUCUAGUAAGUUGGCUAUAAAAAGUUGCUUACCCUACUCUAUAGCGUGGGGGGAGACUCAACCUGUUUCCAAGCUGUAGAAUCGCCUUAUAAGUGAGUGGCUUUAGCCACCUCUUCUAACUCCUGUGAUCCAUGCCUGAACAUAAAGAUAGACUCAUCCUCUUUCCUUUGCUCACCAGGAACCAGAUUACGGUUCACUCUACGAAGGUCAGAAUCCAGGAUUUUAUGUGGAGGCCAAUCCUAUGCCAACCUUCAAGGUAUUUUCCUUGUACCUCGAGAUAUGACUGGGAUGAGAUCAGCUGAUAAAUUGCUUGUGUGGCCAAUAUGUUUUCACUACCAGGGCAAGUAGCAGCUUAUGAGGAGGUGGCUUCCAUUGGGGAAAUUAUGCAGAGGGGAAGGGUUAAUAUUGCGCUCCAGCACCAUGGUGGUCCCUGUGGAUCAGUCCUUGCCUUGGCUGCAUUUGCAUAUCUCCAUCAUAAAUCAUAAUCUUUAGUCUGGAGAAUGCUCUUAACAAACCAUUAAUGUAAAAGCCUACCCUCCCUGCAAACAUUAGUACACUAAAUUUUAAACCCCAGGCACUAGUGUAUUCAUGAAGUUCUUUGCAUAUGGAAACUUCUGACUUUCACACACAAUUGGAAAGAGAACUGAACCCUAGUAAUGGGAGUCUGAAAGGUGGGCAAAUUCCUGGCCAAUCAUUAGUUUGUCCUAUUGAUUGCACUGUAUAUUUUCCCCCACGGUGGUCUUGCAUGUCACAAAGACUUAGAGGCAGGUAUUGAUACCUGAUUGUAAGUGGAUUUCUGCAGAAUUUCUUGGUAGUAGUAAUAAUAAUAAUAAUAAUAAUAAUAAUAAUAAUUUUACCAGGCUCAGGGCAGCUAACAACCAAUAAUAAAAACAAGUUGAUUAAAAUAAAAUUUGAAAGAUUAAGGUACAACAUUAAAACAUUAGGGUACAAUCUCUUCAUAGGAGGAGAAAGGAAAAAGAAAGAGGGGGAGACAAUCAAACUUAUUCUAAGCCAAAGGCCAGGUGGAACAACUCUGCCUUACAGGCCCUGCGGAAAGAAAUCAGAUCCCGCAGGGCCCUGGUCUCAUGAGACAGAGCAUUCCACCAGGCUGGAAUAAGUGUUAUGUGACUUCAUCUCGGCUUCUGCCAUGAUCACCCGGCCUCAUUAUUUUGUAUGUGUUUCAGUGUGCUGUCAAAGCCUUGUUUGACUAUAAGGCUCAACGGGAGGACGAGCUCACCUUCACCAAAAAUGCCAUCAUCCAGAAUGUAGAAAAGCAAGAAGGAGGCUGGUGAGUUUCCUUUAAUCAUCAGAUGAUCGGUCCUUUUAAAAAGAUCUCCCAGAGAUCACAUCUCCAAGUAGCAACAGGGCGUUUGCUGACUUUCCCAUUCCUGGUAAUGCCUUUUGAAAAGAACUUCCCCCUUUUAUAUGUUUUAAACAAGCAAAAUGCGAAGCUGAACACCCGCCUCACUUUUAGAGCCAAACUCUUUGGUUCCCAGACUCUGGGAACCUAGGUUGCUCCUGAACAGCUGAAAAGCAGCUAGAGUUGGUAGAGGUGAUUUGAAAGGGAGACUUAACCCUUUCCCCUUACAACUCCUUCCGACAACUUCUCCACCCCUCUCCUCUCCAUCUUGUAUUAUAAACUCGCCAUGCUGCUUUGCCAGUUUUGGGACUACUGUUCCCAUCAUCCCUGACCACUGGUCCUGUUAGCUAGGGAUGAUGGGAGUUGUAGUCCCAAAAUAGCUGGAGGGCCGAGUUUGGGGAUGCCUGGACUAGGGUUUCCAGAUACAGGGUCUGCUACUGAACUUCAGCAUCAGCCCUUAGUCAAGAUCACUUUACACUUUGGCACAGGGAAGUGUUUCUGCUAGUGGUAAUGAUAGGGCAUGAAUUUGGUAACUUAUUUCCAUUCCUUGGAAUCAAGGCAAAAUUAACAAGAGAGUAUCCUCUUUUGCCCUCCUGCACACUCCACUACUGGCAGGUCUAUAGCUUAGUGCAUAGCUAGCUAGCUCUGUUGGUCUGCUUAAUGCCAAACAUUUAUGUUCUAAUCAAUGCAUUUUGAUCACCUUGGUACAAAAUAACACUAGUUUUGUGUAGAACGUGUAUGGCUUGGCACCUGCAUCUUUUCAUUUCUUCCAGGUGGAGAGGAGACUGUGGCGGUAAGAAGCAGCUGUGGUUUCCAUCUAACUACGUAGAAGAAAUAGCUAGUCCAACAGGCUUGGAGCCUGAGAGGGAGGUGAGCAUUCAGUUUGGAGAAAGAUGGAAAGAGAGCUGCAGAGUCUUUUCAGCUUCAGAUUCCGGGGAAAGCUCAGCUUGAGUUUUGGUCUCGAAAUAAGGCCUUCUAAAUACCCAAAGGGCCACCUUUUUCCACGUGAGCCUGCCUGCUCAGUAAGAUCUUCCAGAUGGGCUGUCCUAUGCAUCGCACAAACACCUAGUUUACAUUCAGCUGGGAUGUGGAAGAGGACCUUUGCUGUUGUUGUCUCUGGGUCUCUCUGCCCAGUGAGACUUAGAAUCACAGUGUUGGAAGGGAUCCCCAAGGUCAUCUAGUCCAAUCUCCCGCAAUGCAGGAAUCUCAGCUAAAGAUGGCCAUCCAACCUCUGCUUACAAAACUCCAUGAAGGGAGAGUCCAUUGCCGACAGCCUUCUGUUGCUGCCUGAAUACAUUUACAUUGGUAUAUUAGUUUCAAUUUGGCCUUCUGCAAUCUGGUUGUUCUUCAUGUGUUUUAGACUACAACUCCCGUAAGUCCCAGCCAGUGUGAUCAAUAGUCAGGUUAUGUUGAGAGUUGUAGUCCAAAAUUUAAUUCAUUCAUUUUAAAGUGCUUUAUUUGAGGGGUUUUUUGUCUGUUUUACAAACAAUCGGUAUAUAAAUGUUACGAAAUAAAAUAAGUGUUGUUAUCUGCCACAGUGAUGAAAACAAUAACUAAUAAUACAUGGCUGCAAGUAUCUGCAGUUCAGAGUUGUGUGUAGAUAAGAGAAAGAUUGUGUUAGUUAUCCUUCCUGGCCUGGUUCUGUUCACAGUUAACACCUCUAUGCAAGGACUGUAUGAUGAAAUCGCACAGGCAGGUAUCUCAGAAGAAAGCUCCGCUGGAAUAAAAUUCUUUCCCCUCAAAUGUGGCAAAUCUAAAUAUUAUCCAGAAUUAAUUUUACUACUCUUUAGCAUUUAUUCAGUGUCAGAUGGUCCUUUCCCAGAGGACUGAGUAGCUCUAAUUUGCUAUCCACAAAUCAUAUUGGACGGUGGAGGCUGCCAAGCAGGGAGUAGUCAGCUGGCAAUGGAGGGGGAGGCCAAGGGAAGGAUAGGCAUUUUGAAUAUUUUUAGAAUACUUUGCUAUUUUAAAACAGAAUGCAUUUAUGUGGGUGAGUGCUAUUGCCUCCCCUGAGGUUCUCACGAUAGGGUAGACUCUAAAAUGUGAAGAAAUGUAGUAAUAUGCUAUGAACUUGCUUCCAGCAACAGAUAGAUGAGAACAGUCCAUUGGGAGACCUACUUGGGGGAGUUCUGGACGUACCAGCCUGUCAGAUUGGUAAGUAGAUGCUUUAUGUGGUGGGCAGGAGAGGCAAGAAGCGAUAACCGAUGCUGAUUUUCGGCUGCAACUAUUUCCUUAGAACCCACCUUUCCUUGCUAAUCUGCAGGUUUUCUGUUCCCAAGGCUUUGCUCCAGGAUAAAGGCCUUGUGUGGCUAAGUGCUCAGCCGUGCAGGACCAGUUCUCUGGGUUGCUAUUUAGCAAGGGCUGUGAAUAUGAGAAUGUUUUGCCUCAUUUCAAGCCGCCUUCAAAUGCAUGGGUCUUGCCUGCCUGCGGGAAGAUGGUCAUGCAACAGUGGAAUUCUGGAGUUCAUGGGUCUGACUAUUGGGCAAGAUCUGUGCACCAGUGAUUUAUACAUAAGAUUCUUACAGGAAUAUAGAAGAGUGGAUAGACCGCUCAUCUACAGUGCCUGGUUCUGAAGAUCAAACCUGGAACAGGAUUGUCUGGUGCAAAGUGACACACCUCAUUGUCCAUUCUGCUGAGUUGCUCCUUUGCUGCUGAACACCAAUUCUCAAACAUACUGAUUGUUGAUUUGGUGUUUAAACCUGCAUUUUUAGCUGACUUGGGCUUGUUGGGGAAAGGCAAGAUAUAAUAAAUAAGAAUUGGGUAGUGUUUUUGCAGAAAAGCUUUGCCUGAGACUUUGGGAUGACGCUGCCUGUCAGAGUGGACAGUACUGGCUAGACCAGUAGUCUGGUCUGGUCAAAUGCUCAAAAAGAGAAGAGGAAAUAGAGAGGGGUGUGUGUGUGUGUGUGUGUGUGUGUGAGAGAGAGAGAGAGAGAGAGUUUGUGUGUGUGUGUGUGUGUGUGUGUGUGAGAGAGAGAGAGAGAGAGAGAGAGAGAGAGAGAGAGUGUGUGUGUGUGUGUGUGUGUGUGAGAGAGAGAGAGAGAGAGAGAGAGAGAGAGAGAGAGAGAGAGAGAUUUUAAACAUGGGUCUGGGGAUUAAAUGUAGGCCCUUGGUCUGGGAAGGUUGAUAUUCACUGAAGCUACCUCUUAAAAAUACCAUUGCUGCUUCCUUUCUUUCAAAGAGACUUUGUUUAUUGCAUUUAUAUACUGCCUUUCUGACAAGGCACCCAAAGUAGUUUACAGUUUUAAAAUACCAAAACAAAUGAUGAUACACCAUGUAAAAUUGACCCAGGGGAGCAGGGGACAAGCCAACUUGAGAAGGCCCUGAUGUUAGCCUGCCUUCUUCCUUCUUACAGGGCAGAUGAUGUCUAUUGGGGCAACAGUCUGUCUGCAUCCGGCCUUGUGGGGUGCAGAAACAGUCCAACUAGGAUGUUGUCUCUGCCUCCCUUCUUCAAUCUCCUCUUCUUUCUCAUUUUAUCAGUUAUCAAUACCACCUACAUACUAUGGAGAAUUUUUAACUAUAACUCUGGUAUAGAUUGUGUCUGUGAGGGUCUUGAGGCAGGCUGUGGCCUAAUCCUUGUUUUUCUGCUCCUUCCUCAUCCACAGCCAUCCGCCCAGAGGGAAAGAACAACCGCAUGUUUGUCUUCUCUAUCAGCAUGGCUUCCAUCACACGAUGGUCCCUGGAUGUAGCAGCUGACACACACGAAGACCUGUUAGACUGGGUGAAGAAGAUCCGUGAAGCCGCCCAAACUGCUGAUGCCAGGGUAAGAUACGCGGCCUCUUAAACUUUUGUAAGCCAUAGAUGCAAAAGUUAAGGAACUUGUUAUGAAGGCUUUUGUGGCCACUGCAUGAAAUGUGAAAAUAAAAUUAAAUAUCUGAGUUCCUGGGUUAUAUAGGAAUGCCCGAAGAGUAACAGACCAGAAUAGAGAUGCUCCACUCAUCAUGUUUUGUAUCUCUGCAAGAGGUUGGUUCCCUGCUGUCUCUGCCAGCUAUAUGUAUUUAAGUGAUUGAGUGCAGUGGGGAGAGGUUUGCUGACUGUCUUGAAGAUGUGCCUUUGUAGAAAAGCGCACACUUUUCACAAUAUUCCAUGCACUUUUCAAACCACAGUGAAAUCCACUUGUCCUGCUGUUGCUGUUUUCUGCUCGUUGAAUGUCGAUUCUGUUAGCGUGUACCUGAGCCAGUGCUUCCACCCAUACAAUUAAUAAACCCUGAUGUCUUUUAUUCUUUGUCAGCUUUCGGAAGGCAAGAUGAUGGAGAGGAGGAAGAAGAUAGCGCUCGAGCUUUCUGAGCUGGUCAUCUACUGUCGUCCUGUCCCCUUUGAUGAAGAAAGUAUGUGCAGAUUCCAAAUCCUGUGCAGUGACCCAUUGCGCAGCUAGAGCUGAUUACUGGCAUUAGUUCAGCCUUGUGAUGUUUUAGUUGAAGCUUCUAAAUCAUUGCCAAUCUGGCAGGGUAGAUUGGUAAAACUCUCACUUGUAGGUAUUUGAAAGGUGUUUGCCAACCAUGACAAAAACACACCGUAGUUGCAAUAUAGUAUUUCUUUUCUAUAUUGGUUCAAAACCUAAUUUGUAAUCAUUGCAAAUUCAUUAUCCUUGGAUACACCGUAUUUUUCGCUCUAUAAGACGCACUUUUCCCCUCCUAAAAAGUAAGGGGAAAUGUGUGUGCGUCUUAUGGAGCGAAUGCAGUCUGCACAGCUAUCGCUGAAGCCAGGAGAGCAAGAGGGACCGGUGUGCACCGAUUCCUCUUGCUCUCCUGGCUUUAGGGAUAGCCAUGCAAAGCCUCUUGAGCGCAGUGGGAGUGCUCCUUCCACUGCGUUCAGGAGGCUUUGCGUUGCUUUCGCUGAAGACAGGAGAACGAGAGGGAUCGGUGCGCACCAAUCCCUCUCGCUCUCCUGGCUUCAGGGAUAGCCACGCAAAGCCUCUUCAGGGCAAUAGGAGGAACGCUCCCCCUGCCCUGAAGAGGCUCGGCACGGCUAUCCCAGAAGCCAGAACAGCAAGAGGGAUCGCUGCUUUUGCUGCACAGCAAUCCCUCUUGCUGUUCUGACUUCGCUUCGCUGGAGAGGUGCUGCGCAGCUUUCCCUCUCUGCGUAGUGCCUCUUCAGUGCUGAAGAGGCGCUGUGCAGAGAGGGAAAGCUGCACAGCGCCCCUUCAGCAAAGUGGGAGGAGAAACGGAGCCCCUUCCAUUUCUCCUCCCACUUUGCUGGAGAGGCGCUGCACAGAGAGGGAGAGAAUAUAUUUUUUCUUGUUCUCCUCUAAAACUAGGUGCGUCUUAUGGUUGGGUGCGUCUUAUAGUGUGAAAAAUAUGGUACUAUUUAGUCACGACUCUGGUUUAUCCAAUUCACAACUUGAACAAUCCCACUGAAGAAAAAGUGGACAUAGAUUCUUAUGGCUUAAUUUUUUAUGGAUGUGAAAAUUGGCUCUAGAUUUCUGAAGUUGAAUGAUUUGUUUGUUUUUAGAAAUGACUAGAAAUAUGCAUAUCUAUUUGUGGAACUGAAAAGCUCUUUCUCUCCCCACUGCUCUUUCUUCUCCUGUUAAAUAUUGUGGUGGGAUCAUUCUGACCUAGGCUGCCCCAUAUCAUUGUCUGCCCUGUUUCCUGUACAGAGAUUGGCACAGACAGGGCUUGCUACAGAGACAUGUCCUCCUUCCCUGAAACCAAGGCAGAGAAGUAUGUCAACAAGAUCAAAGGCAAGAAGUUUCUGCAAUAUAACCGGCUACAGCUUUCCCGCAUCUAUCCAAAGGGACAGCGCCUUGACUCCUCCAACUAUGAUCCUCUGCCUAUGUGGAUCUGUGGCAGCCAGUUGGUGGCACUCAACUUCCAGACACCAGGUGAGAGACCCUUUGCACUGGGCUGUUGCAGUGGUAUGAUGGUUCCUCUCUGUGGUGACCGUAGCUUAGGGCAAGAUUAUACAUCAUGGUACCUGCCAUAUGUUGUUGGACUGCAAGUCCCAUCAUUGGCCAUGCUGGCUGGGAGUUAUGGUCCACAACAGCUGGACGGCACAUGGUUGUCUAGCUCAACUUAGGGCAUGUCUACUUUGCAGGAAAAAGGUAUUGCUUCUGUAUGGUCUGGUGUCCAACUGCUUGCAUUGUUAUACUAUAAUGGGCAAAAGCUUUUUGUGCUUGCUUAUGAUUGGGAGUUGGGCUAUGUUUUCUUCUUCAUUUGAAUGUUUACCUAUAAAGCCUUAAAUGGCUCAGGACCAGAAUACCUCAAGGACUGCCUCUCUCCAUAUGAACCUACCCAGACCCUGAGAUCAUCAUCUGAGGCCCUUCUUCAUGUGCCUCCCCCACAUGAGGUCCGGAGGAUGGCAACACGAGAAUGGGCCUUUUCUGCAGUGGCUCCCUGUUUCUGGAAUGCUCUCCUUAGUGAGGCUCGCCUGGUGCCUUCAUUAAGGCAGCAGUCAAAAACGUUUCAACCAAGCACUUGGCUGAUACUCUGUGGCCUUUGAAAUGUGUCUGGGAGAGGGGGGUUGUUGCUUUCCUUUGCUUCUGCUUUUGUUUUAUUAUAUAUUUUGUCUUUUCAUAUUGUAUUUUUAUGUUGUGAAUAGCCCUGUGGUCCUUGGAUGAAAGGAGGUGCACAAAUCAAAAAAAUAAAUAAUGUUAGCAGUUUUUUUAAAAAUUGGAUUGUUCUGGGUUGCUACAUAUGUCAGCGUAGCUAGGAUGCUGUCUCAGAACAAAUUUAUAUAACCUUAAAACUGGGGGUAGCCAACAUGGCAACCUCCAGAUGUUGUUGGACUACAACUCCCAUCAUGCUGACCCAGAUGGGAACUGUAGUCCAGUGAAGCCUGGAUGAAACUGUUUUGAGAGCCAGUAUGGUGAAGUGGUUAAGAGCGGCGGACUUUUAAUCUGGGGAACCGGGUUCGCUUCCCCGCUCCUCCACAUGCAGCUGCUGGGUGACCUUGGGCUAGUCACAUUUCUCUGAAGUCUCUCAGCCCCACUCACCUCACAGAGUGUUUGUUGUGGUGGAGGAAGGGAAAAGGAGAUUGUUAACCGCUUUGAGACUCCUUAGGGUAGUGAUAAAGCAGGAUAUAAAAUCCAUACUACUACUACUACUACUCUUCUUCUUCUUCUUCUCCUCCUCCUCCUCCUCCUCCUCCUCCUUUUGGCUACCCUUGCUGCAAAAUGUGGGAGUGGGCCUGCAUGUGUUGAAGUCUGAAAGUAACCACGAUAUUGCCUCAGCCUAUUCAGGUUUCAAUUGUCACGAGCCUUUCAGUGGCGGCAGAUACUUUACUGUGCCCUUCUAGCAGCAUUAUCAGUAUGGUUAAUUAUCUUUGCCUUCUAAAAGAAACUGCACCGGAGGUGUUCAGCGUUUUGUGAGCUGGCCAGUUAGCACUGACUUUCCUCAGGGGCCUCAUUCGAACACGGGUGUUAUGCCCUGAAGUGUCCUUAAUUGUACUGCAUAGUACUGGAGCUGUUCCUCAUCUAAGCCCCCUGUGCUUUUGCAGAUAAGCCAAUGCAGAUGAAUCAGGCCCUGUUUAUGUCUGGAGGCCGAUGUGGCUUCAUGCUGCAACCGGGCAACAUGCGGGAUGACAUCUUUGAUCCCUUUGACAAGAGCACUCUGCGGGGGGUGGAGCCGCUUUCCAUUUCCAUUGAGGUUUGUGUGUUAUGCUCUUCUCUGCAUGCCUGCUAUAACAAAGCCUUAUUUUGACUUUGGUUUGCGUGGACAUGUCCCUUCUCCUACAGCCCCAGGCUUCAGAAUACUGCUACAUUACAUCAUGAAGAGACAUUGUGUGCGUUUGUGUGUGUGUGUGUGUAAUACAUUUAUUUCUCCACCUACUUGAUCCUCUGGCCCUGCCCACCACCAGCAUGGAGCCCUGAGAAAGUUGCCCACAAGGGAAUGCAACUCUUGGGCUGAAAUAUUUUUCCCCCUUUUCAUUUUUCAUACAAAUACCAUGCACUGAAAUGCCUCCUCCUUGAGAGGUCCGGAGGGUGGCAACACGAGAAUGGGCCUUUUCUGCAGUGGCUCCCCACUUGCACAAUGCUCUCCCCAGGGAUGUUCAUCUGGUGCCUUCAUUAUACACCUUUAAGUGCCAUGCAGAAACGUUCCUUUUCAACCAGGCCUUUGGCUGAUUAAUAUUCUACGGCCCUUUCAAUGUGUUUGUUUUGGUGGGGGCAGGGGUAAUUGUUUUGAUUUGUUUUUGUUUUAAUUAUUUGUGAUUUUUAUCCUGUAUUUUAUCUUGCAAAGCACCCUGAGAUCAUCGGAUGAAGGGCGGUAUUAUUUAAUAAAUAAUAACAGUAAUUUUGUAAGCUAAGGCUCUUCUCUCCUAGCAAACAAAUCACCAAAUGUUGAGCCGGAGGUGCUUUUGUCUCAGCCGGAAUAACAACGGACCAUCUUACAUAAGUGUGCUGAGUAGCCCUCUAGAGAUGGAACCAAAUAGUCAAUGCCACCCAGGCAAAAAAUCAGCAGCGCAAAUUGACUUGAAAUAGAUGACAAAAGGGAGCAGAGGCGCACCAGGACUGCACGGUGUAGGGGCGGAGGGGAAUUCUAUGGGGGCAGAAAAAUGGCAUGCAACCUUUUGCCACCCAUAGGUGGCACCCUCCACUUGGAAACCUCAUGUGUUCUGUAUUUAGCUGGGGCUCAAUGUAAAAGCAUUGUUGUGACUCUGGCUUCAUGAUUUAAGUCAAGUGCAAAGCAGGGGAGCAAAGAGCAGUGUGAUUUGUUUGUUGCUCCUGUCCUGGCACACACCACCAAUUCUGUCAUUCUGUUGUCAUUCUACUUUUAUUUAGAAUGAAAAGGGCAUAUGAGAGGCAGGACAAAAGAUUUCUAAAUCCUAGCUAGGGUUGUUCAUGCUGAUUGGGAUUCAGUCAUGAUCAACUAGCCACUGAAAGCAUGGGACUAAGUUAGUUAUGACUAACUUGUUCCAGCGGCUUCAGUGAGACUCGCAGUGUAGUCCCUGUGCAUGUUUGCUUGGAAGUAAGUCCAACUGUAUCCGAUGGGGCUUCCGCCCAGACAUGUGUACAUGGGAUCAGGGCCAGCGACUUUAGGCUCUUUCAUAAGAUAUCAGAUGGGCAAAUGCCUGUAAAAGUUUCCCCUUCAUUUCUGCAUUUUUAAUGCCAUCAAGUCAGAUCCGGUGUAGACUUCAGUUCUGUACCCACCAUGUGACGAGAGUAAACCUCUUGUUUGUGCAACCUUAGCCUCCUGGGGAUGGGAUGAAACUCGUCCCCAGCUCUUCAGUUUGCCCGUGCAUCACUUUUGCACCACAUGCACCUGUCAAAUAGGUGUUGGCUCUCAACAGACGUACUAUGUCUUGUUGGAGAAAGCUGUCCAGGGGCCACAACCAAUUGUAUUUAGUUUCAAUGGUUGAAACGUUUUGUUUGUUUUGAAAAUGUUGUCUGUGCUGGAGUUACCUCAAUAGAUCGAGGAAUGGGCCUGUUGCUGCAGUGUGCAUAGCCUUUCCUCAAACCGUGCAAAGCAAUGGCCUAAUUUUGUCUUCCCUACCUGCCCUGCGUAGGUCCUCGGGGCACGACACCUUCCGAAAAAUGGAAGAGGGAUUGUUUGCCCCUUCGUAGAGGUUGAGGUGUCUGGAGCUGAUUAUGAUAACGCAAAGCAGAAGACCGAGAUGGUGGGUGAGUAUCCGAACUACCCAAAAUUCAAACGGGUUGCAAGGCAUGACAGUGUUGUUUGUAAGUCCAAGCCAGGGCCGGAUUUAGGUUUAAGGAGGCUUUAAGCUACUGAAGGUAAUGGGGCCCUUUAUAUGUCCAGCUGUCCUUUGUCAACAACAAAUUGUCACUGUUUUUUAUGAUGAAUAUAUGCUAUAUGGUAAUUUAUGGACCUAAUAGGUAUCUAAAGCCAUUUGCACAUGCAGAAUGUAGGCACCCUAUAUAUAGAAAUGAGCAAACCAGUGAUAUUUUAGGGAGCAGGCUAGCAGACGGGGCCCAUUACUUACAUCAAAGGAGCCUACACAGCACAAAACACUGUUGCUGUAUGUGGGUUAUAUUCUAUUUGUUUUUUUAUCUUCUAUUUUGGAAACAUACAUCCAGGUUUUUUUUCUAAAAAAUUUUUUUGGGGGGACCCCAAGAGAGUGGGGCCCUAAGCUAUAGCUUGUAUAACCUAUACGUAAAUCUGGCACUGGUUCAAGCUAAGAAGAGGGCCUCAAAAUAUUCCAUCGCUCCUGUCACUCCUGUAAACCGAAUUCCUUCUCAUCCCCAGACGUAUAUGUGUACUUUACAUUAGGGGUCCCCUUCCUGUUGCUAGCUUACUCUGGCCUCAUGCUUUCAGCUCAGUGUGUGAAGACAAGAUUUUCAAAGAUUUGCUGUAACACUAGCCAGUCCCAAGCGCACUGCAGCCUCUUUGAGGUGGCAAGAAGUGUUUCCUGUUCACUGAACCAGCUUCCUUCUCAUCGCCAGAAGUAUAUGUGUACUCGGUGACCUGACAUUUGGGGUUUCUUCCUGUUGCGUGUCUUACCCUGGCCCCUGGGCUGCUUUUUCUCAUGUCUCAAAAUCAUUGUGUGAAGGUGAGGUUUUCUGAGCUUCAUUCUAGCACUGGCCAGUUCCAAACAGUCUGUGAUGUGGCAAUGAGUGUUUCCUGCUCAGUUGACAUGCAAGAAAUGCUAGGCAAAAGAGGGGGUGGAAACCACUCUGGUGCCAAGAGUGGAAGCUACAGUCCGCUGCAGAAAUGAGAUCGUAUAGUAGCAGAUUGCUUGAUAUGCAUUAGAUUACUGAGAUGGCUGGAAAAGAAAUGGAGACAUGGAGUUGAUUGUACAAAUUGGCCUAGUCAUCAAUAAGGAGCCGGUUUGUGCAGCCCUGGCAAGUUCUUGGAGCAUUUUGUUCUGUGUUAAUGAAGAAACACUUAAGGCGUCUCAGAGAAUGCUGUGUCUCAGUAAGACAGGAAAGAGUCCAAGACCAUCGUCUUAGGAGGAAAGUGGGGGAAAUGGCAGGUGAACUGUGACAGUAACUACAGCAAUAAAUGUGCACACAUGCAUGUUUGUGGUAGCUUAAGUUUGAGAGCCCAUCUGAUUGCAUUGGAUUUGGAGUUGAACAGCUUGGCCUCAGGUCCCUGCUCUGCCCUGAACCCGGUUGCAUGGACUUGGGCAGGUCUCAGUUUAGCCUCAUUGUGGAAGGCAGUUAAAGUGGUGACAAAUUUUGGACAGCUCUCUGAAAAAAUUGCACCCUUUCCCACAUACCUGUCUAUGAUGUGCACCACCUGCUCUUCCUUGAUGAUGGGUAGCAACAGAUCCCAUUAAGCUGGUGCCACAAACACAUGUGAACACUCCUCUUAGAGGCAGCACCCCCAUUCCAGGCAAACAGGUUGGUGCUUGGUGCUGUGGAACAGCUGUGAGAUUCUGGAAGAUGGUUAACGAAGGAUUAGGGACGCAGGAAGGUGAGCAUUCCCAUCAGGUACUUGCAAAAGUCACAGGGCUUUCAUGGUUUCUUGAAUGAAGGCAUGCAAGAAAACAGUCACGCCACUCUCCCAAAUUGAAAGGUUGCUCUGGGAGGGGGGAGCGUUCAGGAUGAGGGUCUGCUCCAUUGAGAGGACUGUUGCCCCCACUCCCCAGCAACAACCCUUCAAGCCACACCCUAUACAAAACCAUGGUGAAUACAUCUCUGUAAUGGGUUUAGGGGUUGCUCGUGCGUAAGUUGCCGCCACUCCUGGCUAGGUUACCUGGUUAAACCCUUUCUGACUGAACAGCCUCCAGCAUCGUGACUGUCUCAGUCGCUGGCAGAAUCCGUCAGUGGGCGUUUCUUAAACUUCUUCCAGCACAAAAGUUCCUUGACGCCAAGUCUCCUCCUACUCUCCCUGCGCGGAAGUCUUCUGCGCAGGGAGGGUGUGGGCAGUGGAGUACCCGUACUCUCUCCGCUGGUCUCCGGCGAGGAGUCUUGGAGCCUCCUCUCCGAUUCCCCCAUCUGCCCCCCUUCUCUACUGGUGUUACGCUGAUUCCUUCCCCAGCAGACGGGCUCCCUCUCUCCCUACUGGGACCCUCUCCGCCAUCCCUUUGGAGCCUUCCCUCCGCUUCCAGCUCCGAUGGCAGUUCCCUGACAAUCUCCUUCCCCCAAAAAACCCUUCAUUUUAAAAUAGCCCCUUUUGUAAAGAAAUGGGCUGGUCUUCUACAUGCUGUGAAGGGUGGCAGAGUGGAGGCAGCAUCAAAGUGAGGUGGGCAUUGUUAGGGGUGGGUUGUAGCUGUUUUUAAUUCUCACCUGAUUUGUACUAAGGUUCACUAACUUUAAACUGGGAAGGUUAAUAAAUGAAUGUGAAGAACUGUGGCCCAUUUAAAACUGCUGCUGUGGAAGUUAAUUUCCAGAGAGUAGUUCUGUAAUCCGUUGUUGACAAAGGAGUUCUGCGACACUAGACUUAGCAGCUUACUGUGGAUUAAGCUAAACGACUGUUAAAAGUAUUGAACUACUUUCUUUUUAAAAUACCGGAAAUGAUAAAUGUUGUAUGUUUGUUUGUUUGUUUAUUUAAUAUAGUGGACAAUGGCCUGAAUCCUGCCUGGGCUCAUAAGUCAUUUCACUUCCAUGUCAGUAACCCAGAGUUUGCCUUCUUACGGUUUGUUGUGUAUGAAGAGGAUAUGUUCAGCGACCAGAACUUCUUAGCUCAGGCCACAUUCCUGGUUAAAGGCCUGAAGACAGGUAUGUGGUUGAAAGGUGUUUCCAAUAUCUUUGGAAGCAUAUUUCUGCUGAUAAGAUUCAUGGGAGCAUAGAUGUUGUUGUGCAAUCAGUGAAAAGUUGCUUUGUAAUAAAUUGCAAACGUCUGUUGUUAAUUGGGUGAAAAAAGCAAGGCUGCAAUCCUAACCACACUUAAUUUCGGAGCAAAUUGGGGAGUCACUCCCUGCAAAGCAUAAUCUGUAGCCAACGUGUGUUUUUGGUUUAUUGAUUGUGGUUUGACAUAAAAUAAGCCAGGGAUGGUAGUUUGCUUACUUUGCGCCUAAGGCGGUGAUGGCCAAACUUGGCCCUCCAGCUGUUUGGGGACUACAAGUCCCAUCAUCCCUGACCACUGGUCCUGUUAGCUAGGGAUGAUGGCAGUUGUAGUCCUAAAACAGCUGGAGGGCCAAGUUUGGCCAUCACUGGCCUAAGGCUUCAAAAGGCCCUUUUAGACACAAUCAUAGUAAUACAGCAAUUUGGUUUGCCAUGAUGUGUGAAUGGGGCCGGUGAAACUACUUGACUGCCGUUAGUUGGCUCCCAUUGUAGCUCCUUUUGUUGUCUUUUAGGGUACCGAGCCGUGCCUUUGAAGAACAACUACAGUGAGGAUCUGGAACUGGCUGCCUUGCUGGUGGAAAUCGAUAUCACCCCUGGCAAAGUAAGUCUUACGCUCUUUAACUAUUGAUGGAGCUGUGCAGCGUCCUGCAAAAGUCUCCCUAAGCUGAGGUUGAAAAAGUUUAAUAUGUGACAACUGUCUUGUCACGACUUAAAAAAAACUUAUUUCUCUUUUUGAUUCUGAAGCAGGAGAAUGGGGAGAUUAGCCCCUUUGGAGCUUCGGCCUUCCGAGACAGGUCAGCAGAUUCUCCAAGCCAGCAGACGGGAGGCAGAGCCAGAGAAGGCUCCUUUGAAGCCCGAUAUCAACAACCAUUUGAAGAUUUCCGGAUGUCACAGGAGCAGCUAGCAGACCACUUUGACAAUCGAGACAGAAGGUGAGCUCAGUAGGGCUGAGGCGCUCUGAAUAUUCAAGGUAGACUGAUAUUCUUAAAGUCAGGUAAUGUCUCCUAGUCAGUCAUUUGCGAAUUGACCAUUUAUGGUGGUGAGCUUCAGUCCCUUCUACAGGGCCAAGGUGUCCUUACGUAUUGCAGAGUUUGAAAUGUUGCAUAGCAUAAGGAGCCUUUGUCUUAACGUAUUAUUUCCCAUGGGAAGCUUAUUGACUUGCAACUGAGCCAUGCAUGCAGAAGGAAAAAUGUUGUGCUUUUAUAAGGCUGCCCUUGCAAAGGCCAGUAAGCAUGCACCCAGAUAGGAGAAUUAUCAUUUUUCUUUGUUUUGGGAAGAGGGCUGAUUCUGCUGGAAUGCCAGCCUUCCCUGACAGGGAAAGCAAGCCUCCUCACUGCCUGCAAUGCUGUCAGCAUCCCAAAUGAUUGUGGCAGGGGGCUGCUGAGUUCUGCAGGGAUAUGUUGGGCAAGAGGAAAUAUCGUGCUUUCGACCACCUCCCCCACAAAAGCCACGAGCUGGCUAGUCCCAUGGGAACAGGGAACAUAGAGGUCUGCUCCCAUUGCAUGCCUCUUGGGGAUGGCACUACACAUACUGAGUGGAACUGCUGAAUGGAACCCCUCUCAUUCUCUGAAUAGCCCUGAUGCACUGUUCCCAUGUGUGGCAGUGGGAGGGUGGGAACAAUGGCCUAGGGCAGCAGUUCUCAACCCGUGGGUCCCCAGAUGUUGUUGGACUACAACUCCCAUCAUCCCUAGCUAGCAAGGCCAGAGCUCAGGGAUGAUGGGAGUUGUAGUCCAACAACAUCUGCGGACCCGCAGGUUGAGAACCGCUGGCCUAGGGGGUCUCGUUCUGUAUGCAAGAGAUGUAUCAUUGAAUGGGGAAGUUUUCAGUGGUUUCCCCUCAAAAGGAAAAAAAUAAAAAUCAGAUUGCCAGGCAAAAUAUUCCCUGUGCAAAAUUGCCAUGGCAACAGCUCCUCGUGAGAAGGCAUAGCAUCAAAAAGUAAGAAUCAAGCCUCAGAGACGGCAGGUGCUAGCUGCUAACAGCCAGUUCACAUGUCGAUCAUUUCCCAGUCAUAGAAGAUGGUGUAAAUUUAUCUGAUUAUUAUAGAGUAAAUGCAUGACUAAACUUUGGUACCCACCCAGCAACGUCCCAUAAGGUUAGUAGGUGCCAGUGUGUUGUAGUGGACAAUGUGUUUGGAUGAGACCUGGGAUUAAAUCCUGGUGCACAAGAUGGCCCUGACAGGUCAGAUCCCUGCCUCUCCAGCUCACUUUCCUAACAAAUGGUUAUAAAGAUAAAAAGGAGGAAAUCUUGAAGUUUCUUGGACAGGAUGCAAAGGUGGAUAAAACAAAAAUGCCAUUACAUUUUCUCUCAAGAAAAUCAGCACAGUGUCACUAGAUAUGUGGCUCUUGAAGAAAUCCCUCAAUGCACUUCCAAAUGUAACUUGCAUUUUUAUAGUCUGCUGGAGAGCUGUAUUGUUUUUCAACCCUUUUUCCCCUUCCCUGCAGGGUCCUGCGAAAGACACGGGUGAAUGGGGACAACCGCCUCUAACCCAACCUUUGCCUGCUGUAAAGCACCCUCCAGUGCUUGUGAUUCUCACGGAUUGCUGUGAACUGGUUUCUAUGGAAACGUCACUGCUUUGGCCUACUUUCAGGCAGCUUUUCGAGUUUCUCUUCCGAAGGGUGUUCAAGUGGAGAAUUUUUUUUAAAAAAGAAUCUACGAAUCAAUGGUUUCAUUGUCUUGACCAUGACCUGUAACAAAAACUCAACAGCAGCAAAAGACCCUCUGAACCAAGCCGUAAACUUAGGUGUGCUGAACGUGUAUGUCUUUGUCAGUACCUAAGGCUGGAUGCAGUGGCCUCUCAUCGACAUCCUUCUUCCCCAAGACUGUAGUUUAUAGAGAGGAUAAUGCCCUCAGAGCUGUCCAGCAGAGCCUACAGGACCUGGAUCUAUCUAUCGUGUUAUUAUUAUAGUUAUUAAACUCCUUAAUCACAGCUUGUGCACAGAAUGUGAGGUGAUUUCCAUGGCAGAAGGAAGUAGGAGCGUUUCUCGUGGUAGUCAAGCACAAUCCUGGUAGGAACUACCAGGCCCGGCCUCUGUGGCCAUCUCAAGCUAUGCAAGGCCCUCGAGUCUGUCUUUUCCCAAACAAAAUGUUACUAAAAGUGGAUCAUGUAUUGCAUUAGCUAUGGUUUUAGGCACAAAAGUGGCCACCUAUAUAAUCUUCCUUUGGGUGACCAGUUCAUUGAAAUGUGUGAGGCAGAAUCACAUGAAGACUACAUUCUACUGUUUAAAAGUGACUGAGAUAUAAAGGGUUGAGGAGGGGAGGGGAAACCUGAGCCAAAGGCAUCUCUGCAGGAGUUAGAGCUCUUGCCACUGAAACAAACUUUUUUAAAUUUGCUUCCCAUUCUGUUGAAUUUCAGCCAUCACUAAUGGGGCAGGUAUGUGCAGCAGAAGCUAUGGGCUCUUGCGCCUGGUCUCCCUGAAGAGAGGCACUGUGGCUGAGGCCAAAGUUUCCAGGCCAGGAAAACUACAAAAGGCAAUGUUCACUUGCUCUUUGACUUCACUGUUGUACCUCCUUAUGGGGCAGGGGGAGAUUUCUGCAUAUUGUCAAACCAUCUCCCCCUUUCUGAGGCAGCCGCUACCAGUGUCCAUGGACUCAGGCCACAGGAAUUAGGCCAUCUUCUUCCUGCUGUGGUUGAGCAGGUGGGGGCAACUUUAACCAGUCAUUCCAUGUUGACGUGGCAGCAGUGAUAGUUGUGCUGCUGUGCUUUACUAGAGAAGCUAUACCACCCUUCCAACAGAACUGAGUUGUUUUUAUUUGGGCUUCCCAGACAGGAGCAGAAGGCAAACAUGCUCCAGUCUCCAAAGGCAAGUUCCAUUUUCUGUGGCAGUAUUUUACUAUAUAUUAUUUGACUCUCUUAUGAGGAGCAGAGUCCUGCCUGACUCCUCCUGUCCUAUGGAUUCUGAUCAGCUGGCUGUUGGCUGGGACGGAUCAGACUGCACAAUAAAAAAUCCUCAAGUAACUUUA
Molecule: messenger RNA, 91607 nt
Organism: Podarcis lilfordi (Lilford's wall lizard)
Lineage: Eukaryota; Metazoa; Chordata; Lepidosauria; Squamata; Lacertidae
Source: the annotation of a GenBank genome assembly